This is a messenger RNA of Pelobates cultripes (western spadefoot toad), 89301 nucleotides long. The record is from the annotation of a GenBank genome assembly. NCBI's taxonomy places the organism in Eukaryota, Metazoa, Chordata, Amphibia, Anura, Pelobatidae.
CAGUAACACCACAGCCUUUAGUCAAGUCUGGAGAGGAUUAUGUCAUUCGACAGAGGAAUGAUUUUUUUUUUUUUUUUCCUUUCUUUAAAGUGCUUCCUUAUGGGUCUGAUUGACAGCAUGCAAUGGAGAGUAGACUAUAUAAGUGGGGUUGAGCAGUCUUUUCUAUCCACUCCAGACAAGGCUCCCUUUAAGUAAAGCUGACUCUUCCAAAAGAAUUAGAAAUUAUAGAACUCUAAAAGCAUUGAUGGUUUAUUUUCUAAUGCACUGAUUUCCUUGCGGAUAUUUGGUUUGGAGGAAUAACAAAGCAAUCAGAAUUUGAAAAUCUUUCUUUUACUUACAGGUACUUUCUUUUUUUUUUUUUACUGCUUUUAAUAUUUUGUGUAAAAAUGCAUAGUCCUGAACAGAGUCUGUAUUUCAUAUAUUUGGGUUCACUUUAGUUUACACACAAUGUGCUCUCUUAACACAGGGUUGUUGGAAUUUAGCUGUCACUUUAUAUCUAUUGUUACUGCCUAAGUGCCAACUGGACACAUGUUUGUUUCUUUUUUUAUCUUCCUAAAUUAGGAGUUUCAGAGAGUUACUCCCUGGUAACCUUAAACUGACACAUGUUUUGUGGUACUUUUUAAGGUUGGUUUCCUCCAUUGAACAAAUGUUUAGGAAAAUCGCUGCAAUUGUAAAUAAUUUCUCUUUGACUUCAUAGUUUUGCUUAGUUUGUAGCAUCUGAUUACUGACUUCAUGUUUGUGCUUUUAUUGUUAAGAUAGUAAUUCAUUGUCCUAGUACAUGUGCUUUAAUGAUUCACACUUGUUAUAUUUUAAAAGACUUUCUAACAGUAGGAUAACUUUAUGUAGGUGAGUGUGUCCUAUAAGAUGCCAUUUACUUCUAAUCUAAUUGUUAAUAUCACAUGUACUGGAAUGAAGUUCACAUGCUAUAUGAUUUGCUGUAAUUUGGGUUUGGAUUGGUUGAGCACAGGUUGUAUUUAGCUGUGCAGAUCUGGGAAGCUCACUUGGCCCUAAAGGGGUACAGGGUGAGCCUGAUCUCUGUGAGUCACUACAAUAAACUGUGGAUGCAUAUAAUGAAAGUUUGCAUUCACUUGGCACAGUGUAUAAUUAGAUUGCUUGAAUUGGCAAAUUGUGUAUUUAAAUAGAAACAUUUAAAUACAGAUCCUGAUUCCUUCAUUAACCACUCGGCUGCUGGAAAUUAGUGAGUAACCAAAUAUUUAAGGCCAGUUACCAUACAUUCUGUUGCAUAAGUUUUUAGGAACUAGAGCAAAGCAUGGUAAUAUUCUAUCUAUUGUGUAUGUGGACAGUGAUGCUAUAACAUGCCAGAGAAAGUAGAGGAGAUUUGCAGCUAUCUUCAUCAUAUUUAAAGGGGGUUUAUUACCUAAACACUGGUUUGUAGUGAAUUUAAAUCUGACAAAUAUGACACAAUUUAUGUUACAACUUGCUGAGUUGGGAAAAUUGUCCAGCUCAGCUUUAGUCUCAGCUUGACUAGUCUAGCCUGAAUUUAAGUGUGAAUUCAAAGUGAAUGUGAAAUUUAAGGUAAAAUAACUAAACUGUAAAAGUUCUCUAAGCCAUCUAUGCUUUUUAUUUCAACUAUUCUUGCCUUAAAUUUGAAAGUUCCUCUGAAUUAACAGAACCAAGUUAUAAUUUUUAAAACUUGAUAUUUAAAAAACCUUUUUCAAAAUAGAUAUCACAUCAAAAAAAUACAUUUUUCAAACAAGCGUACAUCUUGAAACAUAGUCCAAAUUAAUUUCCAAUUGUUUCAUUCAUUUUCAGAAAUGUGUAUGGAGUCCAGAUGCAACUGUAUCUGUGUUUGCAAAUUCUAUCUAACAAAUUCGUAUUGUUCUUGAAAUCAAUACUGGCAGCGUUGUAAACUAGCUGUGUUGUAAUAAUACCAGAAUUUGAGACUUUGGAGACUUUUACAGUUUAGCAUAUGUUUGCCAAAAAUGAUCAAUUCCUCAGUUCUCACCAAUUGCUGGUUUAGUGCAAUGUUUCUCAAAUUAGCAAGAUAUUAUUUAUUAAUAAGCUUAUUCACUUAGAAUUCAAGUUAGAAUUCAGAGAUAAUUCAAAAUUAAUUUCAAAUCAAAGUCAAACUGGGAAAAAUUAUCUAAGUCUAUCUCAAGUUCCAGUAACUUACUGCACCCCGAAUACAGAGGACAUGCAUUUAGUGCAGGGGUGGGCAAUCUGCGGCCCUCCAGAUGUUUUGGACUACAUCUCCCUUAAUGCUCUUAGGGCCAUAAUGCUAGCAAAGCAUCAAGGGAGAUGUAGUCCAAAACAUCUGGAGGGACGCAGAUUGCCCACCCCUGCUUUAGUGAAUAACAGAAGGUGGUGCUUACAUUAAGGAGAGGCAACGGUUGGUUCAUUUCUAGACAAAUGGUUUCCUAAAUGAGCAAAUAUGAAGAUAACAUUUUGUGACACUCUUAUGCUGGAAACCAGCAGUGUACAGAAUAAUAUGCAUAUGUAAUGUAAAUGUCUCAAAGAUUAUCUGGUUUUUUUUGUACAAAUUUAUUUAUUUUAUUAUUAAACUGUAAUUUUAUCUCAAAACAGAAGUGACCAAGCAAUAUUUUACCUUUUCCUAAUUCUACUGUAGGAUAUCCUUGUGUAUUUAGACCACAUACAAAAAAAAGUGUCUAAGGGAUCUCUUUACUAACCAGUAGGUGUUGCUGUCUUAUUAACUAAUUUGCAUAACAGAUCAUUUGGAAAGAAAAUUAUGUGGUUUUGAUAAGUUAUUGAUAUUUUUCCAAAUAUUUUGACUCAAAAUUUAUUUAGGAAAUUCACAACAAUUCAGUGUGUAUUGAAUACACUUCUUAUAAAACAACCUCCCAUAUUCUCUGGCAUCUCAUUGUAACUUACAUAACUAAGCUGUUGAAACUUGUUGCAUACUUGGUCUGCACUCAAACAACUGUAAUGGACCAAACCAAAGCCAAUCCAAUAUACCUUACGCUUGUUAAAUGCCAAAAUGGCACCAUUUUGAACAGCGGUGAUUAAAGGGAAACUGUCACUACUCUGGAAAUUACACAUUUGAAUGGUACAUUAAAAUGAUAUAUAAUUCAUGUUAACCUUUAUUUCAUGUGAUGCUCCCUUUUCUUUUAAAAUGUAUAAUAAAGACUUAACAAGUGACAAUACAAACCAUUUUAUUACAAGCAUACCCAGAGCACACAAUGCAAAUGAAGAGGAGAACAGAAAUAUUUUUUCUGUUUCUUCUCUUCCACUAACUAUGUUCAGAUGGAUACAAGAUCCCAACCCUUUUGACAAGGAGUUAAAGGAACACUGUAGCGUUAGCAAUACAAACCGGUAUAUUAUAAGGCUAUAGUGUCCCUGUCUCUAUUUGUAAAGGUCCCCUUCUCCCGGUGAAUAAAAGGUUAAAAACACUUUGUUAACUUACCUUAAUUCCAACCUACUCGGACAAUGGUACUUUGAUGGGGAACUUAACCCGUUAAGGACCAAACUUCUGGAAUAAAAGGGAAUCAUGACAUGUCACACAUGUCAUGUGUCCUUAAGGGGUUAAUGCACAUGUCCAGCGAGCUUUGUACAUGCAUUAAAGCUUCCCUAUAGGUAAGCAUUGAAUCAAUGCUUUGCUGUGGGGAAUUUUAAGGCAUUAGAUGUCCUCAUGGAAGGCAUGGUGAAAUCAAACUUUAUUUUACAGAGUUAAACUCCAUCAGUAAGCAGAAAGCACUUUUAGUAGUUGUCGGGAAGCCACUAUACUUAAUGGAACAGGGGCAUUGCACCUAGACCACUUCAUUGAGAUAAAAUGGUCUGGAUGCCUACAGUGUCCCUUUAAGACAAAUGACCCCAGAUUCCAGUAUAGAGAAUAAUACAGCAAUGUGGAUUUCUACAAUUAAUUUUAUCAGUUAUACCUCACACACAUGUAUUUGAGCACUCACCACAUUAGAAUAUCCAUCUUCUGUUCAAUUGGGAAAUUAAAAAUAUGUAGACUUUGAAGGUGCUUGAGGAUUUCAUUUGACAAUCUUUGCUUUUGCUCAAAAGUAUCUGAUUUUUAAUUUUGUUCCACUGAGAACAAUGUCAAAGAUUGGUCUAUUGGUCCGCCUUGAGAAUUGGGUUAUUAAUAACAGCCUUAAGAAGCAGUGACACUCUAGCCAUCAUAACAAUCUAGGCUUUAAUUAUCACAUUCCUAAAUAAAAUGCCAACUUGAGAACUUUUGUAAUGACAGUAGAGAUUUAUGGGGCUGCCAACAAUCCAUGUUGGUAUAGGUCUCUAGAGAUAAGAUCAGGAUGACAGCAAAUUAUUCAAUUCUUCUAUAUAUGACUUUUGCAAGGGUUGUUCUUUAUACAGUAUUCCACUGGAUGUCCUACAAUGACUUAAUUCUACAGAUACAGUGUGGGUUUUAUUUAGGAUCUAACAUUUGACCUGACUUGGCCGAUGUGCUGUUCUAAGUGGUUUUCUUUGUUCUAAACUAACACGUGUACUUUUAUGUUCAUGUGCCAAGCUGUUUGUAUUGGGAUGUAAUCAGUUUGGCUGGAAAAUGGCUCUCCUCAUGUUACAGAAACUGUCUCAACAAUGUAUUUCUCAUUACGGAGAGUCAUUUAAAAGAUGCAUUUACUAGCAAACCACAUUCCAAGAAGUCAAAUAAAAUGAAGCUGUCUUUGUGAUUUAAUAUCCACAGCAUUUAUAAGGAUUUUGUCAAGUAAUGUUGUGUCUUUCUAUAGUCUUUCACUUAGUUUUUAAGGAAUUUAUUGAGCCUUGAAGCACAUGUUGCUUUGUGUAUGGUCAGUGAUACAUGAAAACAGUAAAUGUUCUUUAAAAUUACCAGUAGUUUGAGAAAUAAUAUACAUUUUAUUUUAGUUCCAUAUUGUCUGUGUUGACUGUGUUAUAAAAUAAAUAAAAAAUUUGUGUAUUUUUUUAAUUUUAUAAUACAGGGAACACAGACAACAUGAAAUUAAAAUAAUUUGGCAACAAUGGUAUACCUUUAAUAGAGAGAUCAAGUAUAUAAAAUAGGACAUUUAUCAAUGCCUUAGGAUUGUUGAGAUAAUUGAAUGAAAUAUUUUUAUAAUUUGCUGUAAAUGGUAAUUAGAUAUACUUAUUUUAACAUAUUUAUGCCCCAAGGAAUUUAACAUAACUGUUAGGCCGAUGCACCCAUUCCCUGUUUUAGCUUCUAGAUCGUAUACAGUUAUCAUGAAAGAUGAUGUGGUAGUUUUAAUAUAAACAAGUACACAUAAUUAAAUUUUGCAUUAAGUAUUGAAUUAUUGUUAGCAGUGUAAGGUGUGUUGUUACAUGUAUGCCUAGUGUCCGCUAUUUGUUUUCUCUGGCACUGAUAAUGGGGCAAACUAUUAAGCAAGGAUAUCUUUUCUUACCUGGGUCCCACCAGGCACCUAGCCUCCUUGCAUGCCUUGCAUGGUGAUGCAUGCCUGGCUUCUGCAGAACUGACCCCAAGGUCAUUUAUUCACUGAAUGCAUCAGUUGAGCAUUCUAAGCCAAUGAGUGACUCUGUGCAUAAAAUAUGCACAUUACUGAUAUUAGCCAGCUUGGUACUCUCCUUCUAGGUUGGCUAAUGGAACAGCCAGAGGUGGAAUUAUACCCCUGGUAUCAGUAUAAAAUACCAAACUGAAAUGCUGCACAUACAGCCUCCAAGGACAAUGACCACUUCAAAUCACUGAAAUGGAUGUAAUUCUUAGAAUAACUCUUUAAUAACCCUUUGAUGGAAAAAUGGGUAUUAAACGAUUGGUCCAAGCAAAAGUCAGUGUUUUUGUAAAACACUGCUUUUGGUUAAAGUAAUAUUUGCUCUGCUGGCGUGCCCCCAAAUUGUAAAAAAAUGCACAUACACGUUCCAGUUGAAAUCCAUAAAGUGGUUAUGGUGUUUGGAGUAACACUUUUACUAUUAAAUGUACAUGUUUUCAUUCUACAGAAUAUAACCACCCAUGACUCUGUCCUAGACAUAAUUGAACACUGUGGUGGGUGUUCACAUAUUUUAGUAACAGAACUAACAGCAUUAAAUCUUGUCUGUGACACUAUUGUGGCAGCACCAUCAGUAAAGUAACUUAAGGGGGGUUUAUUAACUAAAACUGGGAGUAGGGAAAGGCUUAGAGAUUGUAUAUAAAAUGGUGGUCAUACUAGUGCUAAUAUUGAAAAGAAGAGUUGCUAAUGUGGUACACAUUUAAAUGUCUCUGUUGGUGAACUAAGAUAUGAGUGAACCAUUUCUGCAGAAGAAUGUCAAGCAAGAAAUUGCUCUGACACUGAAUACUUCAAAAGGGUAACAUCACUUUCUUUUUUGCUGCUGGCACUUGGAUUAGCCCAUUAUGGAUAUAUACUUCCGUUGCUUGUCCUACAUUGACCCUCUGAGUCAAGUUACUUGAAUGAUGAAUGUGCUCACACUGAUAUCAUACAGCUAACAGUCAGUAAUUGUUCUGUUAAUAAAAUGCAAAUUGUGGCACAAGGAAAAGAAACAAAGCCUUAUGAACCAAAUAAUUGUUUCCCUUUAAACUGAUAGUGACAAUGACUCAUUUUUUUUCAUUGCAAUAUUGAAUACAACCAUAAAUGCAUACCACAGAUACAUAUCAUCAUACCUUAUUUCUGAAUAAAGUAAAAUAAAAAAUUGUUUUAUCCAUGCAAUAGUUUGAGAAGGGGUAUCCAGUAAAAUCUGUGAUCGUGUAUUGCUGUACACUGUCAAUUAAUAUUAGUUCACUAUAGAAAAUAACAGGUUAAAGAAGCAAUUGUACAUGUCAAGAUGGGUACUUGCUUUGUUUAUAUGCUUUUUGAAGGGUUACUGGGCAAAGAGGAAGGUUCUAUGUGUCUUUGGUUGAAGUAUAGCCGGAAAGAGCCAGGUGUGCCAAUAUGUUAUCAAAACUAAAGGGCUGCUGCUACUUUUCACACUCAGCAGUUUCCUACACGAAUCACUGUCUGUCUACAAGCCAGAGAUAUCUGGCUAUUGCUUUUCCACCUGCCAUAGUAAUUGUCUGAUGGAAGAUUCAAAAGGAGACAGAUAUUACACUAGACAGGUUUACAUUUCCUUCUCUUAAUAUCGAAAUUAGUGUAAGGUGUUAUACAACAAUUGUUUUGUAAAGUGAUUAAUGAAGCAGUGAUUAACGAAUCAGUGCCUUAUAUCACUAUGACACAGCAACCUUUACACCCGACAUGUCUGCGCGUCUGGUGUUCUCAAACGUUGGUAGCGGAGUUCAACGGGGGACCUGAGUAAGUGAGUUCUAAAGUACUUAUGUACAAUGUGUAUAACUACACUCUUGACCCAAGCAGUUAUAGAGAUAGUUUGGUGCGUUGUGAUACAUUUUUAUGACUUGUGUCAUACAACCUAGCCAUUGAAAGAAGACCUUCAGCAAAGUUCUGGAACUAGUGUUGUUAUUACUGUACAUAUUUGUUGUAGUGUAGUCAUGGAAAGCUGUGCUAUGAGAAUAAGCUAAUAAGCUUGAUAAUGAUCCCUGAAGGGAUUGAAACGUUGCUGUAUCUGUCAUAUUUCUACAAUAAAUCUGCUGAUUUAUAUAAAGACCUUGAGUGCCUGGACUACUGCUGUUACUAUAUGAAAAUAAGCUAGGCAAAAUAUAGUGGUGUGAAAAAUGUUGUGGGCCCUUCCAAAUUAUUAUGCAUAUUAUUAUGCAAUAUAAGAACAAUUAUAUUUCCUCAGAAGUGGUUAUAUGAGAUAAAUUGCUUCCUAGGAAUAAAUGUGCAGCUGAAAUCAACCCAUGAACUAGGAGUACAAAAUCCAUGAGCAGUGGGUACAAAACAGUUCUCCAGGAGGUCAUAAAGAAUGUCAGGAUGGCAGCUCAGAAUGUAACUGCAUCGUGUGCAUUGGUAAAUAUUAGUGUUGAAAAUUCCAACAUGCUAAAAGCAUUGAACACAAGUGAUGUAAAUGGAACAUGCCAAGCAGAAAACCAAUGGUACUCAAAAUAGCUAUAUCACCCAUUUCUAAUGUGCAUGGAUAGCAUGUGAAAUGAUUAUGGGUAAUUUAAAAUCCCUCAUAGCAAAUGUAUUGAAUCUCUGAUGGAGCAAAGAAAGACUAUGUAGUCAUUCUUUGAUUUUCAUGGGCCACAGUACACAAUAACACAGGCCAAUUUAGAUUUUUCCCCCCCCCCCUCUCCAUGUGUUUUCUUUCGUGUUAAACCUUUGUGGAUUUGAGAAAAAAAUCCAAAAAGCUAACACAUGACUUAGCUGGAAUUCAACAUUCCAGUGUAUGCAAUCACUUUAGUCAUGCUCUGAGUCUGGGUAGAUCUGCUUGGCAGUUUUGCUGGCAGCUUUCCAUUCUGGAGUAGAGGGGACAUGCCCCCUUUAUUCAUAGACGGUUAACAAUUUAUACAUUGACAGUUAUGGAAUUUGCCAGUUGCUCCUCAACCCACCUCAAAGAAAGCUCAUUUGGAUUUUUAUAGUGGAGGGAUUGUCUGGGAACCAUCUUACAUUCAGGGGUUAACUGCUUUGCAGUGGUUUAACCACAAAGCUGGAACUACAGCCCCAGCUUCUUUCCUUAUUAUACAUACUAUUUCUUAAUUUAAAAUGACUACUUCCCAAUGGAUGCCCAGUUAUAUCAGAGGCCCCCUUGCUAUACCUUCCUCAUACUGCAGUCGAGUGCAGUAGUAUUGGGUCCCAGAGUCUUAACUUUGCAAUUAAAUUAUUGCAAAACAGGGAUCUGAGGUGCAAAUUGUAUCAGUACUCACCAUCAAUUCAACUGCGCCAAGACAUCUUAGUGUUCCUGUAUUUAGAAGGCAGCUAAGAUUAGGAACAACCAUAAUAACAGGGGAGAUAUAAUGCCUCAACAUGUCUACAUCGACAGGCAGCCUGUAAGUGUUUGUUACAGUUACAUCUUUUUUGACGCUUUGGAAUGUUUUCUAAUUCUUAUGCGGUUUCCAACUGAGUUAUGUUUUACGCCAAAUCAAUAGUGACUGAACCCAUCUACACUUAGAGGAAAGGACUAACUACUCUUACUAAUUACCAAACACUUUAACUCAAGUAAUUUUAUUUACACUUUUCAUUCAAUUUUUUUUUGUUAUAUUAAACCAUUUCACAAAUUAGACUUUCAGUUUAUUUGAAUCAGAUAAAAUAGAUCAAUGUUCUUAUUUAAUCAAUUAUGAUAAUUAUUGACAUAUACAAUAAAACAUCCUAAAACUUUCAGUAGACCUGUGUAUACAGGGAGUGCAGAAUUUAUUAGGCAAGUUGUAUUUUUGAGGAUUAAUUUUAUUAUUGAACAACAACCAUGUUCUCAAUGAACCCAAAAAACUCAUUAAUAUCAAAGCUGAAUAUUUUUGGAAGUAGUUUUUAGUUUGUUUUUAGUUAUAGCUAUGUUAGGGGGAUAUCUGUGUGUGCAGGUGACUAUUACUGUGCAUAAUUAUUAGGCAACUUAACAAAAAACAAAUAUAUACCCAUUUCAAUUAUUUAUUACCAGUGAAACCAAUAUAACAUCUCAACAUUCACAAAUAUACAUUUCUGACAUUCAAAAAACAAAACAAAAACAAAUCAGUGACCAAUAUAGCCACCUUUCUUUGCAAGGACACUCAAAAUCCUGCCAUCCAUGGAUUCUGUCAGUGUUUUGAUCUGUUCACCAUCAACAUUGCGUGCAGCAGCAACCACAGCCUCCCAGACACCGUUCAGAGAGGUGUACUGUUUUCCCUCCUUGUAAAUCUCACAUUUGAUGAUGGACCACAGGUUCUCAAUGGGGUUCAGAUCAGGUGAACAAGGAGGCCAUGUCAUUAGAUUUUCUUCUUUUAUACCCUUUCUUGCCAGCCACGCUGUGGAGUACUUGGACGCGUGUGAUGGAGCAUUGUCCUGCAUGAAAAUCAUGUUUUUUGAAGGAUGCAGACUUCUUCCUGUACCACUGCUUGAAGAAGGUGUCUUCCAGGAACUGGCAGUAGGACUGGGAGUUGAGCUUGACUCCAUCCUCAACCCGAAAAGGCCCCACAAGCUCAUCUUUGAUGAUACCAGCCCAAACCAGUACUCCACCUCCACCUUGCUGGCGCCUGAGUCGGACUGGAGCUCUCUGCCCUUUACCAAUCCAGCCACGGGCCCAUCCAUCUGGCCCAUCAAGACUCACUCUCAUUUCAUCAGUCCAUAAACCUUAGAAAAAUCAGUCUUGAGAUAUUUCUUGGCCCAGUCUUGACGUUUCAGCUUGUGUGUCUUGUUCAGUGGUGGUCGUCUUUCAGCCUUUCUUACCUUGGCCAUGUUUCUGAGUAUUGCACACCUUGUGCUUUUGGGCACUCCAGUGAUGUUGCAGCUCUGAAAUAUGGCCAAACUGGUGGCAUGUGGCAUCGUGGCAGCUGCACGCUUGACUUUUCUCAGUUCAUGGGCAGUUAUUUUGCGCCUUGGUUUUUCCACACGCUUCUUGCGACCCUGUUGACUAUUUUGAAUGAAAUGCUUGAUUGUUCGAUGAUCACACUUCAGAAGCUUUGCAAUUUUAAGAGUGCUGCAUCCCUCUGCAAGAUAUCUCACUAUUUUUGACUUUUCUGAGCCUGUCAAGUCCUUCUUUGACCCAUUUUGCCAAAGGAAAGGAAGUUGCCUAAUAAUUAUGCACACCUGAUAUAGGGUGUUGAUGUCAUUAGACCACACCCCUUCUCAUUACAGAGAUGCACAUCACCUAAUAUGCUUAAUUGGUAGUAGGCUUUCGAGCCUAUACAGCUUGGAGUAAGACAACAUGCAUAAAGAGGAUGAUGUGGUCAAAAUUUGCCUAAUAAUUCUGCACUCCCUGUACUUAUUGUGUGUAUAUGCUGUAUACACUGCUCAAAAGAAUAAAGGGAACACUUAAACAACACAAUGUAACUCCAAGUCAAUCACACUUCUGUGAAAUCAAACUAUCCACUUAGGAAGCAAUACUGAGUGACAAUCAAUUUCACAUGCUGUUGUGCAAAUGGGAUAGACAACAGGUAGAAAUUAUAGGCAAUUAGCAAGACACCCCCAAUAAAGGAGUGGUUCUGCAGAUGGUGACCACAGACCACUUCUCAGUUCCUAUGCUUCCUGGCUGAUGUUUUGGUCACUUUUGAAUGCUGGCGGUGCUUUCACUCUAGUGGUAGCAUGAGACGCAGUCUACAACCCACACAAGUGGCUCAGGUAGUGCAGCUCAUCCAGGAUGGCACAUCAAUGCAAACUGUGGCAAGAAGGUUUGCUGUGAGUGUCAGCGUAGUGUCCAGAGCAUGGAGGCGCUACCAGGAGACAGGCCAGUACAUCAGGAGACGUGGAGGAGGCCAUAGGAGGGCCACAACCCAGCAGCAGGACCGCUACCUCAGCCUUUGUGCAAGGAGAAACAGGAGGAGCAAUGCUAGAGCCCUGCAAAAUGACCUCCAGCAGGCCACAAAUGUGCAUGUGUCUGCUCAAACGGUCAGAAACAGACUCCAUGAGGGUGGUAUGAGGGCCCGACAUCCACAGGUGGGGGUUGUGCUUACAGCCCAACACCGUGCAGGACGUUUGGCAUUUCCCAGAGAACACCAAGGUUAGCAAAUUCACCACUGGCACCCUGUGUUCUUCACAGAUGAAAGCUGGUUCACACUGAGCACAUGUGACAGACGUGACAGAGUCUGGAGACGCCGUGGAGAACGUUCUGCUGCCUGCAAUAUCCUCCACCAUGACCGGUUUGGCAGUGGGUCAGUAAUGGUGUGGGGUGGCAUUUCUUUGGGGGGGUCGCACAGCCCUCCAUGUGCUCACCAGAGGUAGCCUGACUGCCAUUAGGUACCGAGAUGAGAUACUCAGACCCCUUGUGAGACCAUAUGAUGGUGCGGUUGGCCCUGGGUUCCUCCUAAUGCAAGACCUCAUGUGGCUGGAGUGUGUCAGCAGUUCCUGCAAGACGAAGACAUUGAUGCUAUGGACUGGCCCGCCCGUUCCCCAGACCUGAAUUUAACAGAAUUGUUUUCUUUAUGCGACAACUUUAAUGGCACAAGUGAAUGAUAUAAAGUACACUUUGUUCCACUUAAUAAAAAAUAGACAUUGGAUCUAAUUUUGAAUGUUGCAGAAUAGGAUUAGUUUACAAACAACGCAUGCUUCUAAUUAAUACAAAUAACAAUGAGACUUAAUAUUAAAAAUAUACCACAGGCUUGGGUUGAUCAUUAUGCAUGAGAAGUCUGUUUCCCGCAGCCGUUGCAAGUAACUGCGAUGGGAAUUGGCAAAAGUUGAUGUUAACCUCAGUCAUCUUAGGCUUUGACCAUUAGACAAAUAGUUUCCGAAUUUGUCUAAUAUAUUUUGAUUGCAAUUAAAGCUUAAGGUUCAGUGAUGUAUGGACAUAUAAAUGCCACUUUUAAGCUCAAUUGAACGUUUUAAGAAUUGUUAUUGUUUAUAAGUUGUUUUGUCCACAGUGUUUUUAAGAUUUUUUAUUUUUAUUUUGGUUGCGCCUAUUUCCAUGGCUGAAGAUAACACGCAAUAGCAUUGUUUGCCUUGAUAGAUAUUCAAGUUAACAGUAAGUAGAUAAUUCAAAGUGAUUUUAAAGUAGCUGAACUGAAUGCAUAGCUGACUUAGAGAAUUUUUCACAGUUUAGCUAUUUAGACCUUAAAUUUCACUUUGCAUUCUCUUUGAAAUCUCACGUUAAAGGAACACUAUAGUCGCCUAAAUUACUUUAGCCAUAUAAAGCAGUUUUAGUGUAUAGAUCAUUCCCUUGCAAUUUCACUGCUCAAUUCACUGUUAUUUAGGAGUUAAAUCACUUUGUUUCUGUUUAUGCAGCCCUAGCCACACCUCCCCUGGCUAUGAUUGACAGACCCUGCAUGAAAAAAAUCUGGUUUCACGUUCAAACAGAUGUAAUUUACCUUAAAUAAUUGUAUCUCAAUCUCUAAAUUGAACUUUAAUCACAUACAGGAGGCUCUUGCAGGGUCUAGUAAGCUAUUAACAUAGCAGGGGAUAAGAAAAUCGUAAUUAAACAGAACUUGCAAUAAAGAAAGCCUAAAUAGGGCUCUCUUUACAGGAAGUGUUUAUGGAAGGCUGUGCAAGUCACAUGCAGGGAGGUGUGACUAGGGUUCAUAAACAAAGGGAUUUAACUCCUAAAUGGCAGAGGAUUGAGCAGUGAGGCUGCAGGGGCAUGUUCUAUACACCAAAACUUCUUCAUUAAGCUAAAGUUGUUUAAGUUUCUGGCUAAUCCUUGUCCCCAUAUAUGGGGCUAUGUUAGCCCUAGAAUUUAAAGGUUGUUAAUCAACAAGAGGUGGAUUGCUAUAAAGCACCCUCUUAUUUUGGGGACAAUAUUAGUACACAUGGAACAAUAUAUACUGGAAUACAUUGGAUCAACAUGGAAUAAAUGGGGAAAAACUUCCUGUUUUACAUAUUCAAACACAUUAUUAGUUGGAUUCAGUGGCAACUCUAGGAACAAUAAAUGGGAGAGGCACAUAAUAUACCACAUUUAAAACUAAUAAUUUCUACUUGAGGGGGUAACAUGUCACCAUUGGCUGUCUGGCACCAGCUUGUUAUGCAUGCUGGUAUUAGACACCAAAUUUUCACAGAGUUCACAUUAGAAUUAUUGUUAUGGCCUGGCUAAUAACACUCCUUAAUUUUGAUCUUACAACUAUUCAGUAAAGAACUCCUCUUUUUGCUAUAUUUAUGUAGGAUUGUCAUAUUUAAGGAUACCAAAUGAGAGAGCUAUCUGUUAAAUCAAUUUUUCUGGGUAGGUAGGUAGAGGAAACUGCACUCACCAGGCUGCAAAUGUGCACCGGAUCCAAGGAUGGCCAAACCCCACUUUAGAUAUAUGAAAUAUAUACAUACACUCAAGGUAAUUUUAUAAAAUUGCUUUACUGGAGCAAAAACAGCAACAUUUCUACCCAGCGAGUCUUUUUAAGCUACUGCAUUAUUUCAACAGUGACCAUGAAAUGGUAUUUAAUGGUCACUUUUGCAAUAACGUGGUUGCUUGACAGAGACCCGCUGUAUCAAAAUGUUGCAGUUUUUGCAUCAAUAAAGUUUGUUUUUUUGUAUCAUAUUGAGUGCCUGAUCACUAUUUUAUUUCAUAAACCAAUAUUUUUGGGCAGAGAAUGCACCUGUUGUGUUGAUAGGCAGUUGCCUACUCUGCCAUGUAUGAGUGCCCCCUGAGUGCUAGUGCUUUGGGUGCAGGAUAAGGAUUAAUCUAGGGAGGCAGUGGCUCCCCUUACCCUCCCUUUCCUCCUUCCCCCAUAUCAUCACCAUAGGUUGAAAUACUGUUUUCUUCUCUGUAACUUCAUUAUUCAGCAUAUAAUAUAUCUAUUACUUGGUAGUGAAGGAGUUAAUUAGUAGAUUUAGUUUAAAUAAUAUUUAAACUCCCUAAACCUGCAGUUGUUUAGAAAUAACAAGGGAAUUACAGAAAACAAAAUCCCCAGUUCUGCUAAUUCUAAAUGUCAGAGAUUUUUACCUCAGAUUUCUCCUUUUACUUCCCUAACAUUGAUUAAUUAUGCAUGACCAACCCAUUACAUGAUUUGUAGUUUAUGUAAAUUAAUAACAGCUAACAAAUACUUAGCAUAUUCUUUGCUUUUUUAUUAUCUUAUUAUUAUUGCACAGAAAAUGUACAGAGCCUGCAUAAAUGUGACAUUAUCAAUGGACUAAACUGUAAUUUUAACAUAGAGUGUCCUAAAAAAAAAAAUAUAUAUUCACACCAUUAAAACAUAUUAAAACUCUAAACUUUGUAAACUAGAGAUAUUGCUCAUUAUUUUUGUUAAAAUCUUAGUUUUCAGGAGUCUGUACAGCUGUUGCUUUUUGGUUGAUGUGCAAAUUUGAAUAAUUUAUAAGUGCAUUACACUUAAAGGAUUAGUAGUACAAACGUACUUCAUAUAACAUGUUUUGUGUUUUUCUUUAAAUUGUGCAUAUUUAAAAGUUGUCGUUAUAAAAAAAAAAAAAAAUUCUGCACAGACAAGAUACAAAUGUAUGUACCAGUAGAAUACAUGUCAAAUAUUGUUACAACAUACCACCCACUAACAUCUGUUCAUUUUAGAUACAUUGGAGUAAUUACAGAUCAGAUAGCAUGUCAAAAUUCUGAAAAAUGGGGGUCUACACGUGCAUGUCAUUUUUUUAUUCAACAUACCAUGAAUACCUCCAAACAAAUCACUGACUAUAACUGACAAAGUAAUUUAGAACCUGAGGCGCAGUGUUGCUAAAUGAACUGUUUUCCUGAGAUUCUUAGCUCUAGUUUGGUCUUGCUAUUCCCAGAAUAGAUCUAGAGUCUGCUUGAAUCUUUUUUAUAUAUAUAUAUAUAUAUAUAUAUAUAUAUAUAUACACACACAAACAAAACAGACAUAUGGCUCUCACAAUACUUGUAUAAGAUAUUUUGCUAGGCUUUCUACAAAAUGCUAAAUUAUGGCGAAUUCCAGUAAAGGAUAGUGAACAUGUAUCAAUAUUGAGGUAUAUUAUAUAUUUUAUACUAACAAUAAAAUAAACUUUAAAGUACCAUGAGAGGACUGGAUUAAAUACUGGAGUCUACACUCAUGGAUUAGGCUGCACCACGUAGUCUAGUGAUAGGUAACUCACUUCCAGUUGUUUCAUCCCUAGCUUUGUGUGGAAAUCUAUAGUAGUUACAGUAGGUCCCCGAUAAAUACAAGGUAAGAAGAACAAUAACAUAAACAAAUAAAGACACAGACACUGAAAUGGGACCUAAUAGCAUAUUAGUUGAAACAAUUCGAGGAGAUCCACCCUACUUUUAUAAUCCAAGGUGCUCAAAGCUGUCAAAUCGUCAACAUACAAAUAAACAAGGAAGAAUGAUCAAGACACUCAAGGUAGAAUAACUGACAGGUUUGUUGAAGGUAGAAUCUGCCAGUUAGUCUACCUUAAAGGGACACUACAGGCACCCACACCACUUCAGCUCAUUGAAGUGGUCUGGGUGCAGUGUCCCAGGUUCCUUAACCAUGCAAAGGUAAUUAUUGCACAAUCAUCUAGACAGACUACUGGGAAAAACUAAUUUGUUUUCCUGGCACUAUAGUUUCCCUUUAAGUGCCUGGAUCAUCCUUCUUUAUUCACUGAAAUAUCAGGGAUAACUUUGGUCAUUGGUAAGCUAAACUUGCCAUCACUCCCUAUGCUCAGCCAACGCUUUAGAUUAACUAAAAGCUAAAUUUAAAAAGUAAAGCAGAAGAUAAAAUGUGUUUGCCAAAAAAAAAAAAAAAUCGUUUGGGUGGAUCAUAGUUCAUCCAUGUGGUGUUUCAGUUAGGACGAAUUUUGUCCAUGCAAAUGCUUUGUGAAAAGCUAUUGAGAUGAACCAAGAGACGGGGAAAAUGGGCCAAUCGGUUUACUGAUCAUCUGGUUUACAGAUUGUAAACUCAUUUGAGUAGGCCCUUCUUCACCUCUUGUUUCUUUUAGCAUUCUGUAUGUCAAUUACUUGUUGUCAUAUAUUCCAUUCUACAAUUUUAAAGUGUUACAGAAUACAUAACUACUAUGUAAAUACUACCACUACUAUUACUACUACUACUAAUAAUAAUACAAUUGAGAAGUAACCAAUAGAGUGGGGGCAAAUAAGGAGCAGUAAUACAAAUUCACAUUUAUAUAAAUAUAUAAAUCUAGAUUAUUUUUUUUUACUGCUCCUCCUUAUGCUCCCCUAUUACUUACACUCUUGAUUUAUGAAUAAAAUUAAAAUUUUAUGUCCCCUAACCCAAAUCAAUCAUUAUUGUUCUAAGCAGUCAUCUCCAAAUUGCAAAAAAAAAACACCUUCAUCUAUUGUCUGCUUUAUUUGUUUCAUGAUUCAGUUAUGUGGUGAUUCCAAGUUAUGGAAUGUGGAUGACCCGCUGAUGCACUAUAUCCAUUUCAUCUCUUUAAAUUGGUUAUAGCGCUUGGAGUUCACUAGUACUACCCCUCUAUUCAGUGUUAAACACAUUUUGUGCAUAGUAACACUAAUUAAGGGUCCCCGGACACCUAUAGUUUGACCCCCACUGGAAGUAUGACUAAAGCAGAGAAUACACACUUCCUUUUAGCCAUACCAAUUCAUACCAGCAAUGGUGGCUGUGACAGGCUGAAAGCAGUCAGCUGAUACUCUCAGCCAAUCACCGCCAUUAAAACAUAAAAAAUGGCUUAUCAAUGAUUGGAAGAACAGGGCUCCGGACACUAUUACAACUUCAAUGAGAUGAAAAAUUAGAUGAGUUACAUUGCCUACCGCCAACCUUUAAGAAUCCAGCCAGUUAUACAAAAUCUGUGUUUAGAUAACUGCUAGAGAUGUUACUUGGUGACUAAUUUAAUGUCUGGAAGAAAUAGAACAAUUUUAGUUUCAUUGAGGUUUUUCAAGAGACUUUUUGCACUUUGUGGCAGAGUCUUAAUUUGAAAUUGAUUUUAAGGUUGCUGCGCCCUCUGAAGGCAUGAGCCGCCUAUGGUGUUUAUGGCAUAAUAUGCACUGCAUUAGGACUAAGUACUAUAAUCCAAAGCUAAUAAUAGUUAUUCAGAUUCCAUGGUAAACUCUUACAGUCUUAGUAACUACUACUACUACUAAUAAUAAUAACUAACCAUACUGUACAACUAAAACUUGUUAAAAAUAACUUCAAUAUGCCAUUCACUUUUACAUGAACAAGUGAAUGCGCAUUUAUUGCAUGUAUGCAAUGCAAACCCUCCACCCGAACUAAAAUAUAAAGCCUUUAAGAAAACAAGGACUUCUAGAGAGCCAUAAAACAAUUGGCUCCUGCCAUUCUGCUGUUUAAAGUGACUGGAGAGUAAGCCAUUUCAGUCAUAUAUAUUUUGUUUUUCAAUAUUCACAGCCUAGUUAACAAUGGUGUUUUUGGUUGCUAUGCUAGUACAAAACUAUUUUUUAUUUUUUUUUGAGUUUGUAAUUUUACUAACCAGUGUAAAAAUUACCUUGAUGUUAAUGUUUAUGUAAUAAUUCACUGAAGCAGAACUGUUACAAAGUGAUAAUUUCUUAUUGCCUCUACCCUGUAAAUUCUAUAGGCCUGCCUACAGGAAUCUGUCUACUUGGGCUACCUACUUUUUCAACGAAUGUGUUCUUUUCAUCUUGAGACAUAGAGUUAGGUCCGGAAAUAUAUGGACAAUGACACAAUUUUCAUAAUUUUGCCUCUGUACGUCACCACAAUGGAUUUGAAGUGAAACCAUCGGGAUGCAAUUGAAGUACUCUUAGCUUUAAUUCAAAGGAUUAAACAAAUGCAUCGUAUAUGAAAUGUUUAGGAAUUGCAGCCAUUUUCAUACACAGUCCCCUUAUUUCAGGGGCUUAAAUAUAAUUGAACAAAUUAAAACUAUCAUAAAUAAAAUGUACAUUUUUAUACUUUGUUAAGGAUAUUUUGCAGGCAAUGGCUGAUUGAAGUCUAGAACGCAUGGACAUCACCAAACGCUGGGUGUCCUCCUUUGUGAUUCUUUGCCAGGCCUUUACUGCAGGUGUUUUCAGUAGUUGUUUGUUCGUGGGGCUUUCUGUCUUAAGUUUUGUCUUUAGUAAGUGAAAUGCAUGCUCGAUCAGGUUGUGAUCAGGCAAUUGACUUGGCCAUUGCAGAAUAUUCCACUUCUGUGCCUUAAAAAAACUCCUGGGUUGCUUUUGUAGUAUGUUUUGGGUCAUUGUCCAUCUGUAAAGUGAAGCGCCGUCUGAUCAACUUCGAUGAAAUUAGCUGAAUCUGAGCAGACAAUAUAUCCCUAAACGCUUCAGAUUACAUACGGCUGCUUCAGUUUUCUGUCACAUCAUCAAUUAACAUUAGUGACACAGUGCCAUUGGAAACCAUGCAUGCCCAUGCCAUCACAGUGCCUCCACCGUGUUUUACAAAUGAUGCGGUAUGGUUUGGAUCAUGAAGUCUUCUCCAUCCUUUUUUCUUCCCAUCAUUCUGGCAAAGGUUGAUCUUAGUUUCAUCUGUUCCAAAAUUGGGAUUGCUAUUUUAGAUGUGUUUUGGCAAAGUCUAAUCUGGCCUUUCUAUGCUUGAGGUUUAUUACUGGUUUGCACCUUGUGGUGAACUGUCUGUGAUUGCUGUCUGUGAUUGCUGUCGUGGAGUUUUCUCUUUCUGGUAGACUUGAAUAAUGAUAUGCCUACCACCUGGAGAGUGUUCUUCACUUGACUGGAUGUUGUGAAGGGGUUUGUCUUUACCAUGGACAGGAUCCUACAAUCAUCCGCCACUGUUGUUUUCCGUCCUUUUAAUGCUGCGGAGCUCACCAAGGCAUUUUUUUUUCUCAGAAUGUGCCAAACUGUUUGGCCACUCCUGCUAUUUCUCUGUUGGAUUUGUUUUGGAGCCUAAGGAUGGCCUGUUUCACUUGCAUUGAGAGCCCAUUUGACUGCAUGUUGUGGGUUAACAGCAACAGAAUCAACUCUAGACCUUUUACCUGCUUAAUUGAUGAAGAAAUAAUGAGGGAAUAUCCCACACCUAUCAAUGAAACAGCUUGCCUGACUGUAUGUUGGCAAAUAUGGUAAUUGCAUAUUUUUUUCAUUUUCAGAGAGACGGGAUGAUACAAGCUUCCUGACUCUCUAGUUCAUCCUCCAAAUCAUAGACAACUGGUUUUUUUUGGUAUGGGAGUGGGGAGGAUGAGAAUUUCAUGCCUACAUGGCUUCAUUGCAUUAAUAUGGUUAUAGUGUCUAGAUUCCCUGUGUGCCGUUAUUCUAUGUAAACAGUUUUAACAAGUGUCAGCUGACUUUUUUUUGCCUAUCACUAUCACCCAUGGACUGAUAUGGCUAAAAAAAAAGUAAUCCGGGCUGCUAUUUCGACUAGGGAAACCCACUGCUUGAAAAUGGUUUAACACUAUAUGAAGGGACUGCCCAAGUGAAGUCCAGGCAUAAUAACGAUUAAAUAAAAUGAGACAAUUAGAUAAAAUAAUUAAAGUGCCUACAGUGUCCCUUUAAUUUAUGAGACUGGAAAAUGAGACCUGCUUGAAUAACAAAUGGUAAUAAAAAGUUACGUGGUGUCCCAACAUGUUUAGUUAAUUUAUUAGUGACACAUUGAGCUUAUUAUCCUGUUAACAAAAAAUUCACACAUGGUGCAUGAAACAUAGUUGACAUUUAUUUUAGCUCUGAUUUUAGUCACUGAUACAUGUGUGGUCCAGUUCCAUCCACAGCUCUCAUUACGCAAGAAAGUAUAUACAUUUUUCAAGCAGCUUAAAUAAGUCUAUAUAAAUAUAGGAUUUUUGUUGUCUUAUAUUCUCCUUCAAACUUAUUGAUGCUGGUAUAAAGCCUGUUUAACUUGCUGAGAUGAAUAGCAUUAGCAGAAGACAUACCCCCUGUUCUCUACUGGGAUGGAGAUAAAGUGGAACUCAAUUAGGAGGACACAGAAAAAAACACUCAAUUGCAAAUCUAGAGUGAAAUACAGGGAGUGCAGAAUUAUUAGGCAAAUGAGUAUUUUGACCACAUCAUCCUCUUUAUGCAUGUUGUCUUACUCCAAGCUGUAUAGGCUCGAAAGCCUACUACCAAUUAAGCAUAUUAGGUGAUGUGCAUCUCUGUAAUGAGAAGGGGUGUGGUCUAAUGACAUCAACACCCUAUAUCAGGUGUGCAUAAUUAUUAGGCAACUUCCUUUCCUUUGGCAAAAUGGGUCAAAAGAAGGACUUGACAGGCUCAGAAAAGUCAAAAAUAGUGAGAUAUCUUGCAGAGGGAUGCAGCACUCUUAAAAUUGCAAAGCUUCUGAAGCGUGAUCAUCGAACAAUCAAGCGUUUCAUUCAAAAUAGUCAACAGGGUCGCAAGAAGCGUGUGGAAAAACCAAGGCGCAAAAUAACUGCCCAUGAACUGAGAAAAGUCAAGCGUGCAGCUGCCACGAUGCCACUUGCCACCAGUUUGGCCAUAUUUCAGAGCUGCAACAUCACUGGAGUGCCCAAAAGCACAAGGUGUGCAAUACUCAGAGACAUGGCCAAGGUAAGAAAGGCUGAAAGACGACCACCACUGAACAAGACACACAAGCUGAAACGUCAAGACUGGGCCAAGAAAUAUCUCAAGACUGAUUUUUCUAAGGUUUUAUGGACUGAUGAAAUGAGAGUGAGUCUUGAUGGGCCAGAUGGAUGGGCCCGUGGCUGGAUUGGUAAAGGGCAGAGAGCUCCAGUCCGACUCAGACGCCAGCAAGGUGGAGGUGGAGUACUGGUUUGGGCUGGUAUCAUCAAAGAUGAGCUUGUGGGGCCUUUUCGGGUUGAGGAUGGAGUCAAGCUCAACUCCCAGUCCUACUGCCAGUUCCUGGAAGACACCUUCUUCAAGCAGUGGUACAGGAAGAAGUCUGCAUCCUUCAAGAAAAACAUGAUUUUCAUGCAGGACAAUGCUCCAUCACACGCGUCCAAGUACUCCACAGCGUGGCUGGCAAGAAAGGGUAUAAAAGAAGAAAAUCUAAUGACAUGGCCUCCUUGUUCACCUGAUCUGAACCCCAUUGAGAACCUGUGGUCCAUCAUCAAAUGUGAGAUUUACAAGGAGGGAAAACAGUACACCUCUCUGAACAGUGUCUGGGAGGCUGUGGUUGCUGCUGCACGCAAUGUUGAUGGUGAACAGAUCAAAACACUGACAGAAUCCAUGGAUGGCAGGCUUUUGAGUGUCCUUGCAAAGAAAGGUGGCUAUAUUGGUCACUGAUUUGUUUUUGUUUUGUUUUGAAUGUCAGAAAUGUAUAUUUGUGAAUGUUGAGAUGUUAUAUUGGUUUCACUGGUAAUAAUAAAUAAUUGAAAUGGGUAUAUAUUUGUUUUUUGUUAAGUUGCCUAAUAAUUAUGCACAGUAAUAGUCACCUGCACACACAGAUAUCCCCCUAACAUAGCUAUAACUAAAAACAAACUAAAUACUUCAGCUUUGAUAUUAAUGAGUUUUUUGGGUUCAUUGAGAACAUGGUUGUUGUUCAAUAAUAAAAUUAAUCCUCAAAAAUACAACUUGCCUAAUAAUUCUGCACUCCCUGUAGAGACUUUAAUUCUACAGCAGUGUCAUUUUGCUGUCUAUUUUCUUGGGUAUAAGUCUUAACAGUCAUACUAGCACAUAUCAUUUAGGUCUGUCUUUUUAAAGAAUCAUAGCAAACAAAUGGCAUCUGGACUGUAAUGACAGUGAGGAUGUUUAUAUUAAAGGACCACUAUAGUGCCAGGAAAACAUAAUCGUUUUCCUGGCACUAUAGUGCCCUGAGGGUGCCCCCACCCUCAGGGUCCCCCUCCCGCCGGGCUCUAGGGGGAGGAAGGGGUUAAACUUACCUCUUUCUCCAGCACCGGGCGGGGAGCUCUCCUCCUUCUCUCCGCCUCCUCUCCUCCUCUUUGGCUGAAUGCGCAUGCGCGGCAGGAGCUGCGCGCGCAUUCAGCCAGUCCAUAGGAAAGCAUUCACAAUGCUUUCCUAUGGACGCUGGCGUCUUCUCACUGUGAAAAUCAGAGUGAGAAGCACGGAAGCCCUCUAGCUGCUGUCAAUGAGACAGCCACUAGAGGCUGGAUUAACCCAUUUAUAAACAUAGCAGUUUCUCUGAAACUGCUAUGUUUAUAGAAGAAAGGGUUAAACCUAGCUGGACCUGGCACCCAGACCACCUCAUGAAGCUGAAGUGGUCAGGGUGCCUAUAGUGGUCCUUUAAUUUCAACGUGCAGACUGGGUUAUUAUGUUUAUGUGGCCAACUCUGCUAAAAUGUGCUGUCCACCUACAUAAUUACAAAAGGUAAUGUUGCAUCAAAUUGAAUCCUAUUUUCCCCAAUGUAACUUGCAUUUUUUUUUUUAAAACAUGUCUGCUUACAUUACCAUUAAGGAAGAAGCUUCCAUUGUUGAACAUUAAAGUCAAGUAGAUGAAGCCUUGUUUGCCAUAUGGUAUGAAGUAUUGGCUAAUGCAUGUCACUAAAACAACAGAGGGUUGCACGUCUCAUGGUGGUCAGCCAUAAAAGGCAUGAUAAAACGGCUGCUGAGGGGAUCAGGAGAGCUAUUAACAGGGGGAAUGCAUAAAUCAUUAUUCUAAAAACUAAAAUAGUGCACUGGCUGGUGGUUUUGGAGGGCUGGCAACCCUUGGUUUGAAGAAUAAGUACAAAUUAAUAACCUUUUUUGAGAACAAAAUCUUACGUGAAUUGUCCAAUUCAGUGGAUUAUGUCAAAUUUGAGAUUGACAGAGGAUGCUACAUUUGAAUAGUGUGAUAUAAUAUAUAUACAGAUGUAAUCAAAAUUAUUCAACCCACAUUGAAAAUCAAGUUAAUUUAAAUUUACAGACUUCCAGCUGUUUGCAAUGAACAAAUCAAACAAAAUCAAUUAAAGUAGCUCAACACAAUGAAUGCUUCAGGUGGUUUCCCCAAAUCCAAUUUUUAAUGACUUCUCCAGUUUCAAAACUACUCAACCACUUCAUCGCAAGCAUCUUUAAUACUAAGUAGAACACACUUUUGCUCUUAUGAUCUGCUGCAAAUGAGAUGCAUAGCUAGGCAUCAACUUCUGGCAGUGUUCCUGAGGAAUCUUGUUCCAUGAGCAAUGGCCCCAGUGCAGUAAUAUUUGUAGGUUUGCGUGCUACAGCUGCCUUCUUCAAAUCCCACCAGAGAUUUUCUAUGGGGUUCAAGUCAGGUGACCAUGGUGGCCACUGUAGAAUUUUCCAGGACUUCUUCUGCAACAAAGCCUUGAUGGCAUUUGAGGUUGUCAGGGUUUCUCUGCUUUAUAUAACAGCAGCCCUUUCUUACACUGUGUCUGGGCUGUUCAGCUGUUUUAAUGAUCAACUCCUUUCAUAACUGUUGUCAUGGUUACUCCCCUGGUGGCUAUUAGCUAGCCCCUUUUGCUACUCAGUACAGGCUCUUUAAGUCACAAGUCUUAGUACCUACCUCCUAGUCAUUGCAUUUUUUUUCCAGUUUCCAAGACUGAUUCCUGUGUUUACCUUGUUUGGCUGUCUUCCCUUCUGGUUUCUGAAUUCACUGAUCUCUGUUCACCUUACUCCAAUUCGCUUGAUUUCCCGUUUUGGUUCCUGACCCCAGCUUGCCUCCUGGACUUUACAUUCUGUCUCUUGUCUGGUUCCUGGUCUCUAACAGAGGUAUGCUUAAGAUCAUUGUCUUGUUGGAAGGUUCAAGGACCACCAAGCUUCUGCUUCCUCACAGACAGCAUGAUGUCUUAUCCUAGGAUUUCCUGAUACAUUAAUGAAUCCAUCUUGCCUUCCACAUGCUGCAGGGUUCCAGUGCCAGAGAAUGCAAAGCAGCCUUAUAGCAUCACCAAACCACAACCAUGUUUAAUUGUUGGCAUAGUGUUCUUUUCAGCAUAUGCUUCAUUCUUCUUCUUCCCGACAUACCGCUGAUCUAUUUGGCAAAAAAGUUCAAGUUUUGUUUCAUUGCUCCAAAGAACAGAAUCCCGUCUGUCUGUGGCUUAUUAAUAUAAUUUAGGGCAUAUUGGAGCUGACUUUUCUUGUGCGUUUGGGUCAGCAUUGUGUACGUUUUGGAGUUCUGGCAUGGAAACCUUCUAUGUUUAGUACGCACCUUACUGUGCACACUGAAAACUCAGUGCGUGUUGCCACCUAGUCUUACUGCAGGUCUUUUGCAGUUAUUCGAGGGUUUUUUACAACCUGCCUUCUCAGAAAUCUGGUUGCAGUAAUUUUUCUGCCCCGUCCAGGUAGUGUAACCACAGUUCCUUCAACUUGCAAACUAUGCUUCCAAUGGUGUCUCUAGAAACAUUCAGUGCAUUCGUUAUCUUUUUGUAUCCUGUACCUUGUUUGUGAAGGACAAUGAUGUCUUCUCUUUGAGGACCAUUCUUUUGACUUAGCCAUAUUUCUAAUAUGCAAUCAAAUGUGACACUCAACAAAAUAUAUAAAUGUUACUGAACAUAUGUUAAACCAGGCAAAUGAUAACUUAGUGAGAAGGCUAUUAUUAUAAUGUGAUGUAGACUUAAAUAAGACACCUGAUCUCUCUGUUAAAUCAAUAUAAAAAUGCAAUUUCGCAAACACAAAUACAUUAUUCAAGAAAGGUCUUUCCACUUAUAUUAGGCAUUUUUGUGUUUACAUUAAUUAUUUUUAAAACUAAAAGGAAAAUCAAAUUCUUUCAAACAUAGUUUGCUUUAAUCUUCUUUCUAAAAUCUGCACAAUGAUGACUACAGUGAUUAAACCCCUUAAUAAAACUAAGUGCAGAAAUCCCAAAGCAGUAAGCAAGAUUUGUAAUACCAAGUUCAAGAAAUAAAUUGCUCAUAAAGAGUAAAGUCCAAUCAGCACUCACCGAGACUCACAACUGCCCCAAACAUUAAACAAUAUGGUGUGUGGUGUGGAUAUUAAAAAAGGCAGCUGGGGAUAAGUCAUCCAACUAGCAAAGGUGUAUCCUGCUAAUUCCUUCUGUUUCCACCAUAUGUAUAGCAGAUUGGUUUAACGUAGUGGUAAAAAGGAACAGGGCAACUGCAGAUUUACCAACUCUUCCCAUCCUGUACUUGUUGGUAAUAUGCAUGCAAUUAAAGGGAUACUUUAGUGCCUGGAAAACAACCCAAUUUGCCUGGCACUAUAGGCUCCUGGUCCUUGAGUUCCCCCCUCCCUUGGGCCCUCCCCCCGCCAAUUAACUGAAUCCAGCGUCAAUGUCCCUCCUCGGUGCUGGAUCAGGCUCUGCCCAUGCCCCCCCCUUGCGCAUUUGAACUCCCCAUAGGAAAGCAUUGUUCAAUGCUUUCCUAUGGGGAAAAUCUGACACUGGAGGUCCUCAUGCAUUGACACAUGUCCAGCGUCAGAUAAUGGACUAAAAGUCUGUUUGAAACCCGGAAGCCCUCUAGUUGCUGUCUGGUAGACAGCCACAGAGGGCAGGCUUAGAGCUGCAAUGUAGCACUGAUUGCAAAAGGGUCACAGCACCCAGACUACUUCAAUUUGCUGAAGUGGUCUAGGUGCCUACAGUGUGCCUUUAAAGCAUAAACAUGAUGAAUUACAUACCAACACAUCCUCAUUAUUAAAUUCAGUACUCUACUAUAUGCUAGUUUCAGUGCCUGUUCCCCUGACACAGUAAUCAUUAUUUGGCAAGUCAAGUAUCCGAUGUCCAUCCCCUGUGCUAUAAAUUGAAUUUAACAUUCCAUAGGAAGCCCCCGUCAUGCCCCUACAUAUUAAUGGAGAAAGAGAGAAAGAAAGAGAGAAAGAAAGAGAGAACGUUUUCACUUUAAUGACCCUAAAGAACAUACCAAAGCAUAUUAAACCAUAUCAAAAAGUAACACAAAGAAAGAAAAAGUUAUACACAGAAUAUAAAAUAUUCAGUUACUCUUUACUAAAUUAAAGUGCAUUGUUCAUAGCAGACAUUUACAUAGCAGACAUUCACUUUAAAAGUUAAAAAUAUUUUUGAGCAGUUUGACAAAAUCACUGAGCAUGAGAGAGCAGUUCAUGGCUUAAAGAACUGAAGAUGUGUUUGCCCAGUGGGUUGGACAGUUAAUGUGGAAGUGAAAUGUCUGCAUCGUCUGAGCCUCAAAUGAGCUUCAAAUCAGUGAGAACCCUAUUUUUGUCAAACUGCUCAAUAAUGGUUUCAAAAUAUAAAAACAGGGAAUGACACUCAAACACUCCUUAAAACAAAACUACUACAGUGAACUGUGAAAUACAGUUUAAAGGGACACUCAACAAACCAAAUGUUAAAUAAAUAAUAACACCACUGUUUAGUAAAUAUAUCUCCAUUUAAUUAUGCAUUAUUUUAAAUUGGGGUGUUUCUAAAAACAGCUUGCAAAAGCUUAAGAUAUCUUGACUGAAACCUUUUGCAAGACUUCCCCUUCUAACCCAGCCUAGACUUUCUGUGGCUGCACAACUACAGACUUACUUAUUAAAACAAAUUUGCAGGCAGGUGCUCUGAGUAAUUGCUUGCCUCCAUUGAGCUAAGAAACCAGGAAUUAAUCGAUUCACAGCCAAGGUUAAUUAACAAUGUUAAUUUAUAAAAGUGGCAAUUUUUAUAGCAAUCUGCACUUUUUGCAAAAAAUGAAAAAGCACUUCUUGAAGCUAAAGUGCUUUAAAGGGAGUGUGCGUGUAAGUCCAUAAAGCAAUCUAAUAAAUAGAUCACCAGUCUUAAUUACUAUAUAUCAGAACUUGACAUUGUAUUACAAUAUUAUAGACCUGAGAAUUGCCAGAGCCAAAACUCAUAAAAGAAAAUGAAUGUACAUUUUUUUUCAGUAUAGGGAUCUGUCACAAACGUACCUGUUCCUGGAGGCCGCAAUACUCCACUCAUCGGGAUGCAGAAACAAAACGCCUUGCGUGACCGUGAUUCUCCCAUCCCCUGUUUGCACAGCCCAAAUGCUCCACAGGGCUUGAACAGAGAAUACUUACCAUUUGGCCAGGCGAACAGCUUCCUCUGCUGGUUCCAAAGGCCAAAGUCCUCUUCCCCACAUUAUAUUAGAUGCUGCUCGCUUGAAUAAAUUCAAAUGUUGUGAUGUCACAUCUGCCCUUAAAUUGACCACAUCAUCCAGGUGACCCCAUUAUCAAACAUUUGGACUCUCAGAGAUGACGCGGACCAAUCAGAAACAUUGUUAGCCUAUAUAGUGUUAGUUUAGGCCCUUUUUACUUGUCCUAUCAUGGUUUCUGCCUUGAUACAUGUUAGUGCUCACAGUAAGUCUCUCUUGAUAUAUUUUGAUAUUGAUCUCUGAUUGUAUUUGACUUUGUGUAAUUCUGGUAUCCUGACAUGACUGGUUAUUACGUUUAUUUCUAUAAUCCUCACCUUGGAUACGUCUAUCUAGAACAUCUGUUUCUGAGAUUCGCCAUUCCUUUAAGUUGGGGCGUGACGCCAGUGACAGUAUCAUAAGUCUCCAGUACUACAGACCCAGAACACAAGAACCUGGCAACUGGGAAUUAUUGUAAUAAGGUGAAGAUCUUGAGACAAGCAUACAUUAAGAAACAUUUGAUCCAAACAUAGAAAAUAGCAAUAUGGUUAAUUAGGGACCUAUUCCAGAUCAGUGAUUAAAAACCUAUAUUGUCAAUCACAGAAAAGGACAGGGCAUUGUCAUUAGUUGGAAUAUUUACCCAAAUGUGAAUUAUGUUCUGGGAUACUCUGUUAGUAUGCCACAGAAUAAUCUUUUAAAAAGGUAUUAAUACCUGAAAGUCUAAAAAAAAAGACAUAAAGGUACCUUUCCUCAUGUAUAUGCACAAAUAUAAUUACAACAAACAUAUUCCAACCUGGAAUUAAUGAGCAGCUGUAUAGUACAUUUACAACACACCAUGAAGACCAAAAGCAUUUGCAUCCACAUCUGUUUCCUGAAACAUUUUGAGGGAAGAAUAGUAUAAUUGAUAUAGCAAAGAAUUUAGAAUGACUGAUGACAAUUUUUUAUGAAAGUUAAAUAUUUAAUGGACAGUUUUAGAACAGACAUUUAAAUAAAAAAAAUGCUCAUAUUAAAAGAAAUGGCAUUAAGGACACCAGCUUCUCACACAAUGUGGUACAUUUUCUUUCAAAGAAUUUCAGUUUUAAAUUUGUACUUCACACUUCAUCUCGAUUAUACCCACAGAGUAACAGGAAAGCAGAGUCUGCAGGAAAAGAAAAUUGUUCUAAAGGAAAAAUAAGCAGAAACCUGACCAAGGGCCUAACUGCUAGACCAGAAAAGAGGCAAAUAAAAACGCAGAUGCUAUUGAGUACAAGUCUCUCAAAGUAUGAUUUGUAGAGCAGGCUGGGUUAAAGCUGUAGAGUCCAACAAUGGCUUAAACGUUAAAACUGCUAAAUAUGUGCAUGUCCUUCGCAGGGAUAACAUUGUUGAAUACAGCCAAAGACAAAACAUGUCAACUGUUGCCAAAGAGGCAAGCCUCCAUAGACAUUUGAGUCAUUUUUUUUCACCUGCAGAAAAUAGGUGUUUACUUACAUCGUCCUUCUGCGUAUUAGUUACUAUUGCCACUACUAGCUUGCUGAUUAGAGGAUAGUAGACUUGUGCAUUUGGUUUUGGACAAACUGCCAUUCCUCAGAAUUUUGGAUGAUCAGUAGUUCGGCUGAAUGCUUUUUCUCCAGACAUAUAACUGAGCAUGCUUGUUAGCUCCAAAAUAAGAGAUAAUCAAUGGUAAAAAAAGAUGUUUGAUCACUAUACGACAGCCACUGCAUGUUGAUUGUAUUCACAGAUUAAGUGAGAAGUGACCAAUAAGGGGAAAAAAGGUUGAGCAGUAAAAUAAUCCAAAUUUAUAUACAGGGCUAUAUUUGCUGUGAGGCAAACAUGGCAUUUGCCUAGGGUGGUACUUUCAGGGAGGCGGCAAAAAAUGCUGCCAUAAGCGCCGAGGCAAGAGCAGUCCUUCGAGCUCUUCCAGCUCCCUCACGCAACCUUCUGCUGGUGUAAAAGGAGAAGCUACAUCCAGGGUACUUUAGGGGAGACUAGCUCUCAAGUAUUCAGAGAUAUUUUUUUUCAGUAGUUUGCACAGACCCUUUUUUAUAACCUGUAUCACUUCCUCCAGCCCAUGCUUGGUGCUAGUCUAAGGCACCACAGGGGGCAAUUGAUGACCCAAUGUAAAGUUUCCCUUUUGUCAGCCCAUCUCUUUAGUUUUUAGCCUCUUAGCCAGUGGUGUAUCCUGGUUUUGUGCUGCCCUAGGCACAAACACACACAGUCAGACACAAACACACACACAGUCAGUCACACACACACACAGUCAGUCACACACACACACAGUCAGUCACACACGCACACAGUCAGACACAAACACACAGUCAGUCAGACACAAACACACACACAGUCAGACACACACACACAGUCAGACACUCACACACACUCACAUUAACACUUUUUUUUAUUUAACCCCCCCCUUACCUUUGGGAAUGCAGGGGGGGUCUCUUUGUCCCUGGGGGUUCAGUGGCUGCCGGUCAGGCUGAUGGGCUGGCUACUGGGCGCUGGUGGUUGGCUGGCGAGGGAGCUCUUCCACUGAGCACUCUGCUCAGCUCCCUCGUGCGCCUCAGAGUGAGGCUGGGAGCCGAAAGAUGAUGUCAUAUUCCGGCUCCCAGCCUCACUCUGCGGUGCACGAGGGAGCUGAGCAGACAGCUCAGAGGAAGUGCUCCCUCGCCAGCCGCCCGCCCAGCGCCGCCCGCCCGCCAGCCCAGCAUGUCUGUUAGCCGCAAGGGCAUUUGGGGGGCGGCGUUUUUUGCCACCCCCUGAAAAAUGCCGCCCAAGGCAAAUGCCUUGCUUACCUCGCGGCUAAAACGUCCCUGCUCUUAGCAACAGGGUAUGCUUUAGAGCAAUGUGACUUAAAAUUGAAAUGCAAUCAGAUUCCUGUAUCUCCCAAAUUGCACAGGGAAUGCAUGUAGAAGGAGGUGUGUCUGCCCAACCACUGAAUGAGGAGGUUUUAUGACCCGUGUUUAACAAGGCAAAUUGCAAGGAAUCUAAUUUGUUGGUUUACAAUUAUCCACCAUCUUCCGUUCUACUUUUUAAACAAAAGACAGGUGUAAGGCAGCUUAUCACAUCAAUGUACUGCAAAAUACAAAUAUAACAUUUAUAAUAAUGAUAUAUAUUUUAUAAUACACUGAUUGGCUCAUUUAUGCACUUUUUUUUUUUUUCUUCUUUCAAAUCAUUUCUUAAAUAUUUUUCAUGAACAAUUUUCCGUAAAGUGGGACUUUCUAAUGAACGGAUGAACUCAAUUUUAUUUUUAGAAAAAACCUACUAUAUGGCCUACAUAUUUCUGCUAGGCACAAGCCUAGUUUAUAGACACAUUGUCAGGAUGGGGCUGUGGCCCAACAUGCAGAAUUAAGUCGAAUGGUCGAAUUUAAUGUAAUAAGAAUAGUCAAAAACAAGUCAAAGUCAGGGACACAGACAGGAGCAUAAACGAGAAGGCAAAGCCAAAGGGUCAGGAUACCAGAAUUACAGAUAGUCAGAACAAGCCAAGAUCAAAACAAGGAUAACAAUAUACCAAACACACUCUCGGAUAACCAAAGUAGUGGAAAUCACAACAGGGCACUGAACACUAGCAGGUUUGGGUUUAAAUAACCUCCAAAGCCUGCUCAUUGGUUAAAAUGGGACCUAUGACCCCAAAAAGUGCAUGUGCAUCGAAAAUGUGACGCUGCAUGCACGUUUACAUCACUUUUGACGUUUUGGGGGGCUGAACUGUUUAGUAGCGCGGGACUGAAUCGGCCGGCGUCCAUAACGUUGGACCCGGCUGCUACACCAGAUGUCACUCAGAAGGAGAGGCACUGUGGAUUAGUUAGUAAACUCUCCCUCCUGCAGCAUGGCCGCACGAUCGGGCGCUUCCACACGGCACCGAUCGGGCACCGUGUGAGCUCACUGAUCAUGUGCAGCCACACGGUGCCGACUGGGCACCGUGACACACAUGAUGUGCAUGGUUAUUGUGAAAGUUGUCAUCAUUUUUUGGCCAUCUCAAAUAUAGGGUUAGGAUUCAUGUGUUGCAAGGAUUAUCAUUUUAAUGAACUAAGGAUUGUCAAAUUUAUGAUUUACCACUGUGUGCAUAAUAUUGGUGCUUGUAUAAUGCAAUACUUUACUUCACUAAUGCUAUAUAAGGAUUAUUUUGAAUAGAGUGAUUAUGCCAAAUGAUGAUUCAUGAUUACAUGCCAAAGAAUUUACUCGUACAAAACAAUUCUGCUGAUUAUUUUCUGAUUUUUCUUUUCUCAUUUAGGAGUUAUGCUACAGAGAACACUAUUGUGGCUACCCAUCCUACUGUCUUUCUGUUUCUCCCUCCAUGCUCAAGGUAAUGGGUUUCUAGUAGUGUUAUUUAUGCAUUAAAGAGUAUUUGCUGUUUUAAGUUUAAACUUAUUGGACAUAUUUGGACAUAUUUCCUGUACUUUACAGGAAUGUUAAGGGCUUCAGUAUACAACAGGUUUCCAGAAUUAGAUAUCUCAUGAGCAAUAUGUUUUUGGUAAUGAGACAGGGAAUCAAGAAACAUAGCAUGAGUUGCUCAGGGGCAAGUCUUUUAUUUGUACCUCCAGUCCCAUUAAAACUUUAGGUUUCCAUGGCACCCAAAGCCAACCUACCCACUUUUGACUCAUACACUUAUUUAAAGACUUGACCUGGGAUGAGAAGACACACUGACACAAACUCAUUGUCACACACUGACACAUAGUGGGGUAAAAUCAGACAAAUAAGUAUGAGAAUUCCUCAGGUUUUCCACCACUUUCCCACCCCCAAUGCUCCAUAUAAAUCUACCUGUACAAUAAAAGCUUCUACCAUAACCGAAUUAAGCAUGGCAAUUGAGCUCCCUCUUCAAAAAUCAUAAGGGAACUGAGAUAGGCCAUGGGUUCCCGCAGGCCUGGAUGCUUUGCUGGGCAUUGUUAUUUUACGUGGUAGCAUUAUUUAUAGAGCUUAGUAUGAACUAUAAUACAACUAGCAUCAAUGAUCUUCCAGCUUUACAAGCAUUAAAGUAUGUUGUGCCCAUUCACAAGAACGGUAAUAGGAAAGUAAGCCUUACUUCAGUAGUGGGAAAAGUAAUGGAAACCAUGUUAAAGGAUAGGAUUGUUGAACAUCUAAAAACACAUGGAUUUCAAGAUCAGAGACAACAUGGGUUUACUUCAGGGAGAUCAUGCCAAACGAAUCUUAUUGAUUUUUUUGAUUGGGUAACUAAAAUAUUAGAUCAGGGUGGUGCAGUAGACAUUGCUUACCUAGAUUUCAGUAAGGCUUUUGACACUGUUGCACACAGAAGGCUUAUCAAUAAACUGCAAUCUUUAAGUUUGGAUUCCAAUAUUGUUGAAUGGGUAAGGCAGUGGCUGAGUGACAGGCAACAGAUGGUUGUAGUUAAUGGAAUAUAUUCGAAGCUUGGACUUGUCACCAGUGGGGUACCUCAGGGAUCUGUACUUGACCCAUUCUCUUUAAUAUUUUUAUUAGUGAUAUUGCAGAAGGUCUUGAUGGUAAGGUAUGUCUUUUUGCUGAUGAUACUAAGAUAUGUAACAGGGUUGAUGUUCCAGGAGGGAUAAGCCAAAUGGCAAAUGAUUUAGGUAAACUAGAAAAAAUGGUCAGAAUUGUGGCAACUGACAUUUAAUGUGGAUAAGUGCAAGAUAAUGCAUCUUGGACGUAAAAACCCAAGGGCAGAAUACAGAAUAUUUGAUAGAGUCCUAACCUCAACAUCUGAGGAAAGGGAUUUAGGGGUGAUUAUUUCUGAUGACUUAAAGGUAGGCAGACAAUGCAAUAGAGCAGCAGGAAAUGCUAGCAGAAUGCUUGGUUGUAUAGGGAGAGGUAUUAGCAGUAGAAAGAGGGAAGUGCUCAUGCCAUUGUACAGAACACUGGUGAGACCUUGGAGUAUUGCACGCAGUACUGGAGACCAUAUCUCCAGAAGGAUAUUGAUACUUUAGAGAGAGUUCAGAGAAGGGCUACUAAACUGGUUCAUGGAUUGCAGGAUAAAACUUACAAGGAAAGGUUAAAGGAACUUAACAUGUAUAGUUUGGAGGAAAGACGAGACAGGGGGCAUAUGAUAGAAACAUUUAAAUACAUAAAGGGAAUCAACACAGUCAAGGGGGAGACUAUAUUUAAAAGAAGAAUAACUACCACAACAAGAGAGGGCAAAGGUUUAAAAAUAAGAUCAGGAAGUAUUACUUUACGGAGAGGGUAGUAGAUGCAUGGAACAGCCUUCCAGCUGAAGUGGUAGAGGUUAACACAGUAAAGGAGUUUAAGCAUGCGUGGGAUAGGCAUAAGGCUUUCCUAACUAUAAGAUAAGGCCAGGGACUAAUGAAAGUAUUUAAAAAAUUGGGCAGACUAGAUGGGCCAAAAUGGUUCUUAUCUGCUGUCACAUUCUAUGUUUCUAUGUAAAUUAAUUUGUAAACAUAUCCCUCAGCAUUAGGUCAUUAAGUAAACCGAUACACAAGGUCUGAAAAUUCUGCUCACAAGCUUACAAUAUUAUAUUUCGAUUUAGUGUUAAUGAUAAAUUUAUAGAGCAAUAUAUUUCAAAUGCAGUAAAACGUUCUGCUUUAAAUGUUAACCAAUAUAAAAGUCACCACUACCUGAUUUAUUUUAUGAACUGUUAUAGCAUCUUAAACAAGGGGAAAAUGACAUAUCUCAAUUAUUUAUGUAUGUGUAAAAGUUUUUAAGAAAAUUUAAUUUUCCUCUCAAACAUAGCCAGUUUUAUUUAUAAUUUAAUUAUUCACUUGUUUAUAAUCAAAUCUGCUAAAUGCAAUUUCACAUGACUUCAUAAAUCUGGAAUUGAUGAGUUGUAUUUAACAACUGUUUAUAAUAGAAUUCCAAACCAUUUUAUAUUGGUUUUAGAAAAUGCUGUAUUUCAGUACAUACACGAUUUAAACUAUUUCUAUAUAAUCAGUAUUUUAACAUUAACCUCUGAAACAUAUCAUAUAAUGUCUCCUGUAUUUUUAGAUGAAGAAGAAAAGGAAGAUGAAAAUACUUUUGAUCUCAUUGAAAUCAGUAAUAUAAACAAGAAGACAAUAGGAGCCAAAAUGUUUCGAGGACAUGAACCAGGUUCCCCCGCAUAUAGAUUUCUUCGUUUUGAUCACAUACCUCCAGUUAAUGAUGAAAAGAUGAGGCAGAUAAAUGAACUUAUGCAGCAAAAUGAAGGCUUUAUCUUAACAGCCAAAUUUAGACAAGAUAAACACAACAGAGGGACUAUAAUUGCUAUGGAAGGUCCAGGCAUAUCCAAUAGACUAUUUGAACUUGUUUCAAAUGGACGAGCCAAUACUCUGGACCUGAUUUAUUGGGUAGAUGGAACACAGAAUGUUAUAUCCUUAGAAGAUGUGGACCUGGCAGACUCCCAGUGGAAAAAUAUUACAGUUCAGGUGACAGCUGAAAGCUUCAACCUCUAUGUUAGCUGUGAUCUCAUUGACAGCUUUCGCCUGGAGGAUCCAUUCUUCGAGCAUAUAAAGGCUGAGAAGAUGUAUAUAGUUAAGGGGUCAAUCCGAGAAAACCACUUUAGGGUAAGCAAACUUUUUGAUUUGUUUUUUUAAAAAUUUUAAGAACAAUUUGGAAUAGGAUAUUAUUUAUAUAUGCCUUAAAAGUUGAUAAAUAGAUAGACAGACAGACAGACUGGUGAGAUUGCUCAGUGGGCUAAUGCAUCAUUAGCCAGUAGAAUUGGGGGUCACAGGGUUUACUCAGCCGUUUAUUCUUCCUAAGUAGAAAAUAAUUAGUAAAAUUAAAUUGGUAAUAGUAAUAUCCAUUGUCUGUUGGGUAAAAGUAGCAACCUCAGAAUGUACAUGGAAACCAGAGUAAUCUGAAUGUACUUUUUCUGGUUAAAUACUUUUGACAGACAGACAGGGUUUGUUCUAGAGUAAUUCUUGUUGAACUUACAAGUUUCCAGUAUUCUGUGCCCGUGUAUAUAGGACCAAUAAAAAAAGUAGAUGCAGCUUUUUUUUUUUUUUUUUAAAGAUUGCACCAAGCGAUAAUCAAUAUCACUCAAAAAAUUUGGCUAACACCAUGGUGUUGCAUGGUGAUUUUUUUUUUUAUGCCAAUAGAUCAUCCAUCCAACUUUCUUGUGCAAAAUGCCCCGGGCCCAGUUACUCCUGGGGGGCCCAAGGCAGCUGCCCUGUGGAUUCCACUGCCCUGAUCUAUUUAUUUCCCCUCCAUCCCAAUGGCCCUUCUGGUUCAGCCACUAAGAAGGCCCACUGGGUGGCCAAUGCCCCUAGGGCCACCUGGUGGACUUGUUUUAGCAGACUUUUCGGCAGCUGGCUGGGAGGAAGUGACAGCUGCAAGUCACUUCCUCCCACAGAGAGAGAAGUCGCGCAGGAGGGAGGAGCAGGCAGUGAGGAGAGGGGGCUCCUCACAUCAGCCUCAGACACCACACUGGACCCAAGGGAACCAACCCUCCAGAAACAUGUAGGGAACUGGAGGGUGGGCUUUAAACAAUGUAAAUUGUACAUGUGUGUUAGUAUGUCUGUGUGUGUGUCUAUGUGUAUGUCGGUUAGUGUGUGUAUCAGUAUGUCUGUGUGUGUCAGUCAGAAUGUCUGUGUGUGUCUAUGUGUGUGUCAGUAGGUCUGUCAGUGUGUGUGUCAGUAUGUCUAGCAGUGUACAUAUCUGUGUGUGUCAGUUUGCCUGUCUGUGUGUGUAUCAGUAUGUCUAUCAGUGUGUGUGUCAGUAUGUCUGUCAAUGUAUGUGUCUGUGUGUGUGUCAGUUAGUAUGUCUGUGUGUGUCAGUAUGCCUGUCAGUGUGCGGGUCAGUAUGCCUGUGUGUGUGUGUCAGUAUAUCUAUCAAUGUGUUUGUCAGUAUGUAUGUGUGUGUGUGUGUAUGUGUGUGUCAGUAUGUCUGUGUGUGUGUGUGUCAGUAUGUUUGCCUGUGUGUGUAUGUCAGUGUGUCUAUCAGUGUAUGUAUCUGUGUGUCAGUAUGUCGGUCAGUAUAUGUAACUGUGUGUGUCAGUAAGUCUGUCAGUGUAUGUGUCUGUGUGUGUCAGUAUGUCUGUCAGUAUAUGUGCCUGUGUGUGUCAGUAUGUCUGUCAGUAUAUGUGCCUGUGUGUGUGUCAGGGGAUGUAUUUAUAUGUGUGUCAGUAUGUAUGUUAUUAUGUGUGUGUCAGUAUGUCUAACAGUAUAUGUGUAUGUGUAUCUGUAUAUGUGUCAGUGUGUACCUGUGUCUCUGAGCAUCUGCAUAUGUGUCAAGGUGUGUAUCUGUUUGUCUGUAUGUAUGUGUAUCGGAGUGUUUGUAUCUGUGUCAGUCUGUGUGUCUGUAUCUGCAUGUGUCUCAGUGUGUGUAUAUGUGUCUUUAUAUCUGCAUGUGUUUUAGUGUGUGUAGGUGUAUCUGUAUCUAUGUGCUUUAUAGUGUGUGUGUAGCAGUGUACGUGUAUAUGUGCAUAUAUCUCAGCAUUUAACACCAACACUGCAUACAAACUUCAACACUACAUACAAACACACUACUGCAAUGAAACAUCAACACUACAUCAGGGACGUAUCUUCCGCGAGGCAAACAAGGCAUCUGCCUUGGGCAGCACUUUGCAGGGGGCGGCAAAAAAAGCCACCCCCAAACGCCCAGGCAGAUCCCUUGUUUGCCUCGUGUCCUGGAGGGGCUCAAGAACCGUCCAGCUGGCCACUUUUGAGCACCCCCCCCCAAGGCGGGCAGCAAGGGAGCAUGCUCACCUGAGCUCUUCCUGCUCAGCUCCCUCCGUGCCACAUAAUAAGGGGGUAGGGAAAAUUUAAAUGGGGGGGGGGAAGAGGGGGCAGGGUCCAGGGGAUGCUUGCACAGGGUCCUAUUAGUAUUAAAGAUGGCCCUGCCUUCCAUCCAAUAAAAAUUCACAGCAGGUAUUACAAGGUUUGCUAAACUAGAUUCCACCAUAGAUGUGAGUCCUGGAUCUCCUCUUUAUGCAGCACAUGCUUGAUUAAAGGGACACUAUAGUCACAGCAUGUAGUUGUUCUGGUGAGUAUAGUCAGUUCCUGCAGGCUUUUUGCAGUAAACACUGUCUUUUUCAGAGAAACUGCAGUGUUUACAUUGCCCCCUAAUGACAUCUUCAGUGGCCACUCCUCAGUUGGCCACCGGAGGUGCUCUCCACGCUCUUCAUUAGGGACACUGAACUUUCCUCAUAGAGAUGCAUUAAAUCAAUGCAUCUCUAUGAGGAAGUGCUGAUUGCCCAAGCCGGCGUUUGGCCCUUCCCCCGUCCCGCCUCCUUGCUGAUCUUAGCCUAUCCAAUUCUUUCCCUAUGUAAAAACAUUGGAUUUGCUAAAUCAAGGGCGGAGUCAGCACCGGCAGACCUUUGCGGCGCUGGAAAUAAGGUGGGUUUUAUUAACUUUUAAGGGGGCUAAGGGGGAAGGGGGAAGGGGGGCAAUCCACUUAAAUGGUGGUUUUAACACUAUAGGGUCAGGAAUACAUGUUAGUAUUCCUCACCCUAUAGUGUUCCUUUAAAGGGACACUGUAGUCACCCAGACCACUUCAGCUCAAUGAAGUGGUCUGGGUGCCAGGUCCCUCAGGUUUUAACCCUUCACAUAUAAACAUAGCAGUUUUAGAAAAACUGCUAUGUUUACAUAGCAGGGUUAAUCCAACCUCUAGUGGCUGUCUUCCUGACAGCCGCAAGAGGUGCAUUUGCGACGCUGGAAGCGAAAUUCGCAUUGAGAAAUGCUUUCCUCUGACGUCGGCGGGGGUGGAGAGGUCACCAGCGCCGAGGGAGCCCAGCGCUGGUUUAAGGUAAGCUGCUGAAGAAGUUUUAACCCCUUCAGCGCCAAGGGAGGGGGACCCUGAGGGUGGAGGCACCCUUAGGGCACUAUAGUGUCAGGAAAAUGGGUUUGUUUUCCUGACACUAUUGUGAUCCUUUAACCCCUUAGCGACCGAGGACGGUUCAGGACCAUCAUCGGCAUUUUUGCCUUGAGGACCGAUGACGGUCCUGAACCGUCCUAACGGUCUGGGGGUACUUACCUGAUCGCCGUCGUUCCCCCGGCGGCGAUCAGUGUUCCUCCGGUUGUGGGGAGACUGCCUGCAGCCCAGACAGUCUCCCCACGGCAGAUUUAGGACCCCUGUGGCCAUGUGAUCGCUUAACACAGCGAUCACAUGGUCACAAUAGGUGUCCAUAGUGCUGCCUGCAGGGGGACUGUCUGUGCUGACAGGCAGUCUCCCUGCUAAUGUAAAAUCAAAAAUAAAAAUAAAGUUAAUGGUAAUAAAAAAAAUAAUAAUAAUUAUAUAGGUGUAUAUAUGAUAUAUAGACAUAUAAUAUAUCUAUAUAAUAUAUGUCUAUAUAUCAUCUAUAUAAUGCCAUACUAAGUGUAUUUUUAUAUUAAUAUGUACUUAUAUUAAUAUAAAAAUACACUUAUAAUUAAAUUACACACGUAUAUAUAUAAUAUAUAUACUAUAUAUAUUGUAUAUAUAUAUUAUUAUAAAAUACAAAUAAGUAAUUUAAAUUAAAUAAAAAAUUUAAAAAUAAUAAAAAAAUUAAAAAAAUUAUAUAUCUAUAUGAAAUUUUAUUCUAACUGUAUUUUGAUAAUUAAUAUAUAUAUAUUUAUAUCAAAAUACACUUAGAAUGAAAUUGUAUAUAUAUCUAUGUAUAUAUAAAUAAAUAAAAAUAAUACGAAAUAUACAUAUGUCCAUAUACAAAAUUACAUAAAUAAUUAUAUAAAUAUACACGUAGACUUCAAAUAUAUAAAUAUGCAUAUAUAUUUAAAUUCUACGUGCGUAUUUAUGUAAUAGUUUUACAUAAUUCAGUAAUUUUAUUGAUUGCAAUUUAAGGGACCUGCCUGCCAACCCAGGCCGAAAUUCCAGAGAAUUGAAUUUGCUAGCACUGUAUUUUACCCUGUAACGUUCUACGACACCCUAAAACCUGUACAUGGGGGGUACUGUUUUACUCGGGAGACUUCGCUGAACACAAAUAUUAGUGAUUCAAAACAGUAAAACAUAUCACAGCGAUGAUAUUGUCAGUGAAAGUGACUUUUUUUGCAUUUUUCACACACAAACAGCACUUUUACUGAUGAUAUAAUUGUUAUGAUACGUUUUCCAGUUUUUAAACACUAAUAUUUGUGUUCAGCAAAGUCUCCUGAGUAAAACAGUACCCCCCAUGUACAGGUUUUAUAGUAUUUUUGAAAGUUACAAGGUCAAAUAUAUGGGUCAAAUAUUUUUACAUUGAAAAUGGCCAGGUUGGUUACGUUGCCUUUGAGAGCGUAUGGUAGCCCAGGAAUGAGAAUUACCCCCAUGAUGGCAUACCAUUUGCAAAAGAAGACAACCCAAGGUAUUGCAAAUGGGGUAUGUCCAGUCUUUUUAGUAACCACUUGGUCACAAACACUGGCCAAAAUUAGCGUUCAAUUUAGUUUUUUUACUUUUUUCACACACAAACAAAUAUGAAUUCUUACUUUGGCCAGUGUUUUCGACUAAGUGGCUACUAAAAAAGACUGGACAUACCCCAUAUUGAAUACCCUGGGUUGUCUACUUUAAAAAAAAUAUGUACAUGUGGGGUGUUAUUCAGAGAUUUAUGACAGAUAAUAGUGUUACAAUGUCACUAUUGAUAAAUUUAAAAAAUUUAUGUUUUGAAACCGCAAUAUUCUACUUGUACCUAUAGCCCUAUAACAUGCAAAAAAAAGCAAAAAAGCAUGUAAACACGGGGUAUUUUUAAACUCAGGACAAAAUUUUGAAUCUAUUUAGCAGUUUUUUUAAUUCGCUUUUGUAGAUGAGUAAAAGAUUUUUCAAGUAAAAGUCAAAAAACAUGUAUUUUUUUCAAUUUUUCAUCAUAUUUUUUUAUUUUUUAAAAAUUAAAAUACAUGAGAUUAUAUAAAUAAUGGUAUGUAAAGAAAGCCCCUUUUGUCCUGAAAAAAACAAUAUAUAAUUUGCAUGGGAACAGUAAAUGAGAGAGCGGAAAAUUCCAGCCAAACACAAACACCACAAAAGUGUAAAAAUAUGCCUGGUCGCAAAUGUACAACAUCGCAAAAACAGUCCAGUCCUUAAGGGGUUAAUGUUUAAUAUCAUCCUUUUAAUAACCAUAAUAAUCAAUGAGAAAUUAACAACAACAAAAAAAUUUGGUGCUUAUAUGAUAUAUGUAGUUGUUUUGUAUUCAGUGAUUGAUGCAUAGAGAACAUUCAUUUUUUAAAAAUUUGUAUUAUUUUUUCCAGAAUGACAUAGUUACUUUUCAGUGCAAGGUCAUCAUGAUAAUCUGCUUUUAAUUAUUUCUUGUAGGGACUUAUUCAAAAUAUUCAUUUCAUUUUUGACACAACAAUUGAAGAUGUUCUGAAGAAAAAAGGGUGCCAGCUAAGCCACACAGGUACACAUGUUCACUUGCAUACCAAGCAGUCAUGUCUUCCGUUAUCUGAUACUAGCAAUUUACCUGUCUAAUGCUUUUUCUCCUUUGACUGAUCUGUGACCUCUUUACUUUUCAUGUAGCAAUUGUUAAAUAGCUACCUCCAGGGAAUGUAGCACAUCAUUACCAUGUUAAUUUAACUUGUAUUUUUAUUAUUUGUCAGAAUCUACUACUCCUUUCAAAUAUGAUUGAUUACAUGAAUGAUCUGUAUAAGAAUGAUGAGUUUAUAACUCAUCAUUUUUAUACGGAUCACUCAUCUAAUUUAGCGUUGUCAUUAUUAUGGAAAAAAAAAAUGUAUAUGUUAAAUUUCAUUAAACAGUAACUUUAAUAUAGAAGUUACAUACGAUCAUCAACUAUUCCUGUUUAGAAUAGUCUGUGAAAUGUUAUCUAAUCUGGAUUGUUGCAUGCCAUUGAAAACAAGCUGCAUCAGCAACAUCUAUACUAAAAGAAAUACUUAUUUGAAGCACUCUUUUCUCUGAAUCUCUCCUCCACAUUUUUCUCAUGAGUAGAUCUGCUGCUGAAUGUUGAACUACAUAUCCCAUAAAUCUCUGCUUAAAACAAUAAAACUAUGUUCAUUUGAAGAAUUUUGGAAAUGCCAAUGCAAAGAUGUGGUAUUUAUUGUAUAGCUUCUUCAUUUUAUAAAUUAUCUUUUUAGUUAAAUGUUCAGAAUGCCAUCAAUGUAUUAGCUAAAAAAAAAAAAAAUAAUCAGAGGAAAUCCCCCUUUUGUCACUUUUUUAUUUUUUUUAUUCAUAUAAAACAUUCACGUGGACUAUGGCAUUUUCUUUUGGAAAAAAAUGUUACUCAAAAUCUAACAAAAUGUUGACUGAGAGAGAAGUAUACAGGUUACUUUAGGAAGUGUCACACGUAACCAACAUUACUUAUACUGAUGUUUGCUGGGAUAUAUAUGUAUUUAAAACAGGAAAUUACAGAAGCCUGAAUACCAGAGAAAUAUACUUACUUUCCAGCUGGUUAGCUCAUAUAUUUAAAUGCAUAAUGUGCCAUUGCAGGGGUAAGUGUGAAUUUAACACAGGGUAAGAGAUUGUGGAGGCUACAUUCCCUAAAGGGGCGUUGCAGUUUUAGGGAACCUUGUUAGCAGGUCAAUGAGCAAUCCUCCCUUUGCUAUUCUCAUUGUCUGUGCUCAACCAAAUGUGAAUGCUUUAAUUCUAGCUGUAACAUAAUCAGGUUUAAAAUCAUUAUGCUACCGACAGAUAGAAGGUAAAAUAUAUAGAUAGUCUUGUCUAUACAGGUUAGAGAUACAACAUUUCAAUCCCUCUUCUUUGAAAGCAUGUAAUUACAAUUGGAACAAUGGAACCAUUCAACUUAAUAUCAUUGACCACUAUCCAAAACCUUAAAAUGCUUUUUUUUUGUUUGUUUGUUUUUUAAAAGGUGUAUGUUCUGCAUUCACAUCCCUAAACAUAGCUGUAGUUUUCAAUUCACAAAGCUCUUGUUAAGAAGUUGAACAGCAGGAAAUUGAAUCAACAUAGUGUGUGCUUCAGUUAUAAUAAAAGCUGUGCAUAAAUAAAUGUCAUAAAUAAAUACAUUGUGUAUAGUAGUAUAGAUUAUAUUGGGAAGUGAGUAGUACCUGCCUUUACACUUGUUUUAAAGUGUAUUUGUUACCAACACUCUAGUCAAAUGUCAUUGUUAAAGUAAAUACCUUAUUAAAAUAUAGAGGGGGGACCUGAUAGCAUAUAAAUAAACACACAGAUAAUCAAAGAAAACCCAUUUGGCUAGCACAUGUACAGAUAAAAUUUAUCCCUUAUAAAGGGACAGUAUAAUUUGCAUGACAGGUACACUUUAACAGUUUAUAAACUACUCCUUGAUUUCACUGAGUUCAAUUAACUGAAAUAUACAUGAUUUAAGUUAGAAUUGAAAUAUUCAUCAGUAACCAGAGUGAUCUGUGUGACAAGUAGGCGCUUGAGAAGUAAUAAAAAGUAUAUAAUUCAUGCAGCUGCUACAACACUUAUAAGUGGAUCUCUCUAAUCCACCAGUUGAUACAAAGUGAUACAAAAGUUGGGAGUUUAAGAGCAGGUUAGUGAAACACAAACCACCUAACAUAAAAUCCCUAAAGUGGGGCGCUGGAAAAUACUUACCCCUAGUCUUAGGGGUAUCACACAAUUCAGAGUAGAGGUCGAAGUAUGAAGAGAAACAAAGGGGGGAGGGGGGAUAAAAUAAUCCAAUGGUGGAGUAUAUUAAGUCUAUUCUAUUAAUAAUAAAAAAUGUAUAGGGAUCAACUCACAAGUGGAGAGCCAAAAGAGGGACUGGCUCAAAUCAUAUUCCCUUUGGUGUACAUCAGGGACACCUUCCCUCUUUAACUUCUUCCUUCAAUUCUCGUUAAGAAAUAUGUGGAGACAAAGAUAUCUAUCUGGUGCAGUAUGUUCAAAAUAAAUCUGGACAAAUAUAUAAAAACAGACACCAGGUGGUAUACUGCUCACCUUGUCUAGAGCCAAUAUAAUGUGUUUGGCUCUGGUUUGGAUGGCUUGUUACCCACUCAGGGGGGUAAGUGUAGAAAGCAGAAAAUUCUGGACUUAAAGAUGAUCCAACUGAUCAAUUUAUUCAAAAUUAAAAAGUUAUUACACAAAACAAUAAAAUCACUGUCCUAUCUGCUGGGACUAUCCUCGAGACGCGUUUCGCCCCUUUCUCUGGCUUUUUCAAUCGAAGUUAAUCUUCUCAUCAUUACCUCCUUUUCUUUAAACCCAUGCUACCUUCCUGAUUCAUCCUUUCGUGUCCUCAUAGUCCAAUCCGAUCCGUCGGAUACGUAGGUGUUUUCUCACAGCUGAUCAUAACUACCGCAUCGGUUUCCGGAAGUGACGUCACGCCUAUCCAUCACUUCCGGUGUGGGUUUCGCCAUAUCCCUUACUGGCAUUCACUUGCAAUUUUGCCAGUCUUCGGUGUUCAUACAUGAGGGUAUUUAUACCCAUAAGUCCAUAAGAGUUCAUAUGUACAUAGAAAUGAUAAGAGAGAGAAUAAAAUAUAUGAAGAAAUCAGUUCUGUAUUCUAGCUCAUAAGGAAUUGUCAUACAUUAAAUAAAUUAGUGAACAGAGGUAUAUAUUACCCUCUUAAAAUUUAAAGUGCCAUACUUCUUUAUAGUCUCAUGUAUUGUAAAAAGAUCUACAUUUAGGUAUAUUUCUUACCAAUAGUUUAGGUAAGUUGCAAUGGAAAGAUUGCUAAAAAAGAUAAAAUAUAAAACUUGAUCUCUUGAAUAAAAUUAAUAACUAAAAAACACCAAAAAAAUGAAAAAAUUAUGUGUAUGUGACAAUAAAAUGAUAUAUUAAUAAAAAAUGAUAAAAAGUGAUUAGUAAUAUAUUUAUUAAAAAUGGCAUAACUCAAAAUCACUAUUUAAUCCGAAGGGGAAAAGAGAGUUGAGAUUAAAAAUCCAUCUCAUUUCUGUUUUCCCCAUUACAGUAAUGAGGUCCUCUCCUCUCCAGUUAGUUGCAACUUUCUGUAUCCCUAAGAAUGUGAGUUGAGUUGGAUCCAUCCUAUGUUUAAUCUUAAAAUGGUGCGAGAGACUGUUUCUCAAAUCCUAAUUGUCCAAAACAUUCUUAAUAAAUAUUGGCCAAUAUUAACAAAAGACUCAUUAUUAAACUCCAUACUUCCUGCGAAACAAAAGAUAAUUUAUAGGGGAGUACCAAAUUUAAAGAGCAAGUUAGUCCACAGCCAUCUACAGAAAAAACAGACCCUAAAAAAUCCAUUUAAUGAAGAAGGGCGAUUCUAUGGCUGUGGCAACUGCGGAGCAUGCACCCAUACGAAAAACAAAAAAGAGACAUAUUAAGGAAUUUAUACAUCCUAAAAAUGAGACAGAAAACUUUCCAAUCAAACAGUUAAUUACUUGUCACUCAAAAAAAGUAAUUUAUAUAAUAAUUUGUACGUGCGGAUUGUUGUAUGUAGGUAGGACCACACGGGCGUUACAUGUAAGAAUCCAGGAACAUGUCAGAAAUAUCAAAUUAGGAUUUGAGAAACAGAGUCUCUAGUACCAUUUUAAGAUUAAACAUAGGAUGGAUCCAACUCAAUUCACAUUCUUAGGGAUUCAGAAAGUUGCAACUAACUGGAGAGGAGAGGACCUCAUUACUGUAAUGGGGAAAACAGAAAUGAGAUGGAUUUUUAAUCUCAACUCUCUUUUCCCCUUCGGAUUAAAUAGUGAUUUUGAGUUAUGCCAUUUUUUAUAAAUAUAUUAUUAAUCAUUUUUUAUCAUUAUUUUUUAAUAUGUUUUACAUUUUAUCAUUUAAUUGUCACAUAAAAUGAUAUACUCCACCAUUGGAUUAUUUUCUCUCCCCUCCCCCCUUUUUUUCUCUGCAUACUUUGACCUCUACUCUGAAUUGUGUGAUACUCUUAACACUAGGGGUAAGUAUUUUCCAGCGCUCCACUUUAGGGAUUUUAUGUUAGGUGGUUUGUGUUUCACUAACCUUCUCUUAAAUAUUCAUCAGUAUCUGGCACAGAUGAAGUUAAAAUAUAAUCUUCACCCAUUUAGUAUAAAACGAUUACCUCUUAUAACUAUAACAAUAAAAACAAUGUUCAUAGAAACGUGUAUUUAAUAGUAUAGGCCUUUUACAAAUAAGCUCUAUACAAUGUUUGGAUCCUGUGGUUGGCAAAAACAGAAGUUUGUUUUUAAUAAUGUAUGUCAUAUAAAAAAUAUUUGGUCUUUAAAGGAACGUCUUGAACUUGUUCUCAUUGAAUCCCAAGGGUUUUAGCAAUAAACAUGUAAGAAGCAAAAUCCAUAUGUUAGGCUCUUGGAGCACAUAAGACUACAGGGAUAUGUAAUCUGUUGUUAUCAUUACACGCUAGAGUGAAUUAUGAUGCAUAAGCUUUUUAGGAUUUUUACAGGAGCAGACAAAAUGUGUUUCUAAGAAUUAUAAUUCAGGCUUGACUAUGACUAUGGCAAUGGUAUAUUACACAGGUCUGCAAUAAAUAUUAAUUUGGAAACCAUGGGUCAAGUCUUAAAAAAAUAAGUUUGGAAACUCAUCUUUCCCAUAUUCACUCAAAAUAUGAAAAAAAAUUUGUUGUUGUUUAUAGUGUUAUUGUGAAUGUAUGUCUUAUGUCAGAAUGUUAGAAUGUAGGAGUGAUCAUUGUGCCAGCAAAUAUGAAGGCAGAUGCAUAUAUCAGUGUACUGCAACUAUGUGAGAAAGCAUGGAAUGCAGGGUGAUGUUUUUAUGGGUUACACGUGUGUGCGAAUGUGAGAGUGUACUUGUGAUGUUACUCACUGUGGCACCGUUCCACUUUCUCAAAAGUAGUAUACAUUUCAUCCAUAUUUCAAUGCCAUUGACUGAAUAAGCAUCUCAUUUGAUCUUUAGAUUAAUGUCAAAGACAUAAUGAAUUUAUUUUUAUUUUUUAAAGUGUGUUUUUGUUGUUUAGUGUCAGGUGAUAUCUCCAGUCAAUUAAUGAAAAUGGGACGUUCCAAUUCUCCAUUAGCAAAUUAGCAGAUGUCUUUCUAGCCAACCAGUUUUAAUUAAAUAGCACAAAACAGUUUGAUCAAGAACUAGGGGGAUGAUGUCUGCAGCAUUAUAACACAUCAGCAUUUAGUGGGUAUGUUGCUUAAACAGCCACUUUAAAAAUCUCCCCCCUCUUCCUCUACUUACCCUACCCUUCUUCUUCAUUAAUAAAUAAUAAUUCUUAGUGUUCUGACACUCCCCUGCAUCCUAAACACCUUCCCUAUUGAUCGUAAUUCCUUCUUAUUCAGCUAUUAGUGGCACCUGGAGGCACAAUCUUUCCUACCUGGCUUUGACUUUAAAGAACAGUCUGAACAGGGCAUUGUAAGGGGUGUCAGUAUCACAAUAUGAUGUUUGUCACUGCUGCACUGCUGCUCAUUAUUUAUUCCUCCAACAAAGGUCAUGAAGGAAUCAACAAUGGAAUACUGCAACUCCAACAUUCACUUCUAAAAGUGAGCCUACCAUAGGCAGUGAACAGGUAGCAAAAAAAAUGUAGAUUUUAAAAUGUAGAUCAGGAACACUUUCUCAAUUGGAGAGAAUUCCAAAAAAGCUUAAAUUUUCUUUCAAAUAAAUGAUAGUUGGCAUACAUGCCCUUUGUUGACCUCCCAAUGCAUACUGGUUUGAAUCCCCUAUAAGUUGACGUUGGAUUUUUGCUUUUAAUUGAGAGACUUUAAAGCCUUUGAAAAAUGGCAGAUCAAUUUUCAAAAUAUAAAUGUAACCCCAAUAGGAUUUCACUGGCAGUAGCACCCCACAUCCUGAAAUAGAGAUUACGCCCAUAGUAGUGCUAGAUGCUGAUUCCCUCUUCUAACUUUUAUGUUUAACAUAGUCCAGCAGAGCACAAUAGAGAUGGACCACAUUUGGGAGUUGAGUCUAGAAAUAAAUAGUAAUGGUAUCUGCAAGUUGAGGUUAAUGGAUUACUCCAAGCAUGAUAACCACAAUAGCCCACUGUAGUGAUUAUGAUGGUAGUAGUAUCCUAGCUUUGCUCCCUGGUUUUGGGGAGACUGCUCUCAGUAAAUGAAUGAGCAUCUGUGCACAAAAAUAUGCACAGAAUUAACAUUAACCAGCCAAGAACACUUGUUUCUGGGCUAGCUAAUGAUACAGUAGUGACACUUACAGCAGAAAAUAGGUAAAACUCCAUAUGUGCAGCAUUUCCUAGGAGUAACCAUUUAUAGCUGUGAUCAAGGAACAGAUGGAAUUCUGAAAUGCUUGCAAUCUACUUGGCAUUGUUCUUCAAAGACUUGCUAAAAUUGGCCAAAUCAAAUUUUGCUGUUCACUGUAAGUUACCACUUGUAUAUUAGCUAACCAUAUCCCACAGGCAUACUAUUGUUUUAUUUUACAUUCAUAUAUUUCCAAGUGGGUUUAUCACAAAAUAUAGUCUACACUACAAUGUAUAUUCAAGAUUCACAACCACUUUUUCCCCUCUAUAAAUCUGCUAUACACCCCUGUUUUGUUUUAUAUAUGCAUCGGAUAUUCCUAAAAGUCCUGGCAAGGUCACUCUGCUUAGUUUUCUUUUUUUUUCACCUGGUUUAACUAGAUCACCAAGCACCAGUGUUACUAAUCUUAAAAGAACCUGCACUCAAAUUACCAUAAUCUACAGUUAAAUUUAGCAUUUUUUUAAUUACCUUUUGUAUGAAUGAAGGACACAUAUGGCCCUAAUAACUGCAUUGUUUUGGUUGAUGACAAGUCACUGCCUGUGCUUCAGAAGAUCAUUAAAGAACAUACAGAUAGAAUAAAAUCAAAUAAGGCUCAUUUAUAUAAAGGCAUAAGCCAUUUAUUUUAUAUGUGAUUUCUGAGCACAAAACUAAAGAGAAAGAAAGAAGGAGAAAAAUAGGACAGACUAGUCUAAAUGGUCCUAAUAGAGUGGAUUUCCCUCUAAAAAGAGGGAAAUUAGCAUGGGAAAAAUAUUAAGCCUAAUAACUGAUUCCCAAAAUAAAACUUAGCUUUUAAUAACAACUAACUAAAAACACAGAUCAUGGUUGAUACAAUUGCCCACCAGGACAGCUAUGAGUAUAUAUAGCUGAAAUACAGGAGCAGUCUAGAGGUGAUCUCACAUUGAACUUUUAGCAUAAGAUAACAGAGUGUUGAGAAAAAAUAAUAAAUUGUGGAAUAAGUAACAACGUUUCUUGAUACUUUGUUUUGCCACUAAGUUAGCAACAAAGUAUCAGCUAUGGGUCUGAACAGUCCUCCCAGGAAACGGUCUGAUAUCUUGGAGAGAUACUGUCAGUGUAUUUAGACAAAAAUAAUCAAUUCCCCAAAAAUUAGGUCACUUAUUCUGGUAAGGACUACAGGAUCACCUAGUAUUAAAUCAAAUGUUGUAUCUUGGAUCUGAAAUCUGGCGGGUAGCGGGGGAGAGGUGGCCGACCAAAGUCAAGGAAGGGGAAAAGUACUAAACACUGUGUAACUAUGCUUCAGACCCAUAGCUGAUACUCUGUUGCUAACUUAGUGGCAAAACAAAGUAUCAAGAAACGUUUUGUUACUUAUUCCACAAUUUAUUAUUUUUUCUCAACACUCUGUUAUCUUAUGCUGAAAGUUCAGUGUGAGAUCACCUCUAGACUGCUCCUGGAGGUGCCGUUUUUCGGUUAUAUAUACUCAUAGCUGUCCUGGUGGGCAAUUGUAUCAACCAUGAUCUGUGUUUUUAGUUAGUUGUUAUUAAAAGCUAAGUUUUAUUUUGGGAAUCAGUUAUUAGGCUUAAUAUGCUAAUUUCCCUCUUUUUAAAGGGAAAUCCACUCUAUUAGGACCAUUUAGACUAGUCUGUCCUAUUUUUCUCCUUCUUUCUUUCUCUUUAGUUUUGUACUUUUGGUGAAGUUGUUCACUAGGGGUUAUCCCCCACAUAGGAGAAAUUUACCCAUAUCCCCCCCUUUCCUCUCUUUUUUUGUGAUUUCUGAGCAUAACCGCAGGAUUCUAUGACAAGUUCAGUUUAAGUUCAUCAGUGCCUACAUUGGUUUCAUGCUGAACUUUAAUAGCCCAGGCCAAACCCAUUGUUUUGACAGAUUUUGUAGUGAUUGAUGCCUGUCACCCAAAUGAUUCUACAAAAUCAAGACACAUAAAUAUUUUUAUUCUAUUACUAUGGUAACCCAGUGAUUUGAAUUUCUUACAACCACUACUGACAAUGAAAUGAUGUGUAUCCAAGUUUUGUAUUAUGUCAUAGGAAUUGAUGAAUAUUUAAAAUGUUCUAAACUGCUGUGCUCCUUUAAUGGGUACACACCGAGAAAUAUAUUAUUUCAUUACAAAACAUUUUCAAUUUGUGAGGUUAGUUGUCAUAGAGAUAUUAUUACAGAGACAGAACAAAUCCAAAAUAUACAAAAAAUGUAAACAAAAAAGAACAAAAAAAAAAAAUAAAAAAAAAUAUAUAUAUAUAUAUAUAUAUAUAUAUAUAUAUAUAUAUAUAUAUAUAUAUAUAUAUAUAUAUAUAUAUAUAUAUAUAUAUAUAUAUAUAUAUAUAUAUAUAUAGUCUUUUCCAAUUUAUGAUUUCAUUCAUCAUAAAAGAACAUUGUUUGCAUUGGUAAUUUCACAUGUCAUUAUUUUAAUAAGAAAUAAUUGUGUAAUUUCCUUUUUCUGUACCCCCUUAAGGACACAACUUCUGGAAUAAAAGGGAAUCAUGAUGGAAUAUUUCCGUCAUGUGUCCUUAAGGGGGUACAGUGUCUAUAGAAUUGGUACUUUUAAUGGACUCAAAGACAUUUGUAUUGACAACUGUUUAAAUUGAAAUAAAAGCAAACAUUGUUUUUUCAAUAACAAAAUAUGAUUCAGAGGAACUUUUGUGACCACAUAAAAAUAGUUUAUACAUUGUUUGCAGAUACUCAUACUGAAAGAAUGUCUAACUUUUAUUUCCGACACAUUGUUCCAUGGCAUGAUGCUCUCACAAUGUUAUUCUGUAUUGAUGUAAUGAAACAUAAAUUUGAGAUCAGUUUAUUUACCAAGAGAAUGUCUUAAUAAAAAACAUGUGAUGCUGUUGUUGCAUGCCUUGGCCCUUUCCACUACUACAAGUUUAGUUUACUUUGACAUGUUGGCACAGCCUAUGCAGAUCUGUAACAGAAUCUGUUUUGGAGACAAAUACUCACCUAUGAUGUCUUUAUUCACCUCUUGACCUCAGGUGAUGUUAACGCUAUCAGUGAAAAAGCUGAAAUUCUUCACCUCACACCAAUUACUGCUGAGUACACUGGAGAAAAGACCAACAGACAAGUGGACUUCUGUGACCGCUCCUGUGAUGAGUUAGGAACCAUGUUUACUGAGCUGAGUGGUCUUCGCAUUGUUGUUAAUAACCUGCUGGAUAACCUACAAAAAGUGGUAUGUUUGCUAAGGCAUUUGCGUCUUGCUCUAUGAUGAAACUUGCAGAUUUCGAUGUUCACUUUAGUAGGGAUGGAAUUGAAAGUGUUGAUGGCAACAGGUAGGCUUUGUGAAAGGUUAUACCGAAACAACAUACCUUUGAUUCACAUUUCUUUAAUCAAGAAAUGGUAUGCACCCUUCCCACUGGUGGAUCACAAUGUAUUGUUUACAUAUGCAUUGCUAGCAUCUGUCUUUAUAUAACAUUGUUCAGAAUGACUGUUCAUUGGUUGUCUACUCUUCUGUAUUAUAUAUGUAAAUUUGUCAUGGAGACUUUAAGUAACUAAGGUGCUGAUCCAAUAUACAGAUACUAUACCUGAUCCAAUCUUAUGCUGCUUCCUGCAAUUGUAAAUGCUUCUUCCCAUCACCCAUAAUCUAAAUCCAUUAGUAGUAUUUGUGUUAUUAGAUGGUUCUGUAGGAAUACUGUGAAAAAGUAUGUCUGCUAGGGUUUCCUGAAUUGUCUACAUCCUCUAACAGCAGUCUGGGUUGUUUAGUUAAUCUCUUGAAAGAUAUGGCCACCUCUUGAAUGAUAUCUGGCUCUAAGUUUAAUAUUAUUUUGAAAUUUAACAGUAUCCAAGUUAUUCAUGCAGACUAAACUGGUAAAUGAUUCAUUUCUGUUUCAGUCUGAAGAGAACCAAGUUUUGUGGGAACUGAUCGGGCCUAAUAAAACCCUGAAGAACCAAUCUAUGUGUUGGCAUGAUGGACGUCUUUUUGCAGAUACCGAAGACUGGAUCGUAGACAGCUGCACAAAGUGUACCUGCCAAGUAAGAACCCUUUUUAAAUGAAUAACAAAGUUUUGUGUCAUCUACAAACACUGAAACAUGGCCUUCAAUGCCUAUUUCAAGAUCAUUUAUAAAUAUGUUAAAUAGAAGUGGUCCCAAAACAGAACCCUGAGAGACACCACUUACCACUUUUGUCCAGCCUGAAAAUUUACCAUUAAUGACAACUCGUUGUACUCUAUCCUUAAGCCAAUGUUCUACCAAAGAACAGGAAUAUUCAUCUAGACCAAUUUCUUUUAGUUUGAAGACUAACCUAUUGUGAAGAACUGUAUCAAAUGCCUUGGCAAAAUCCAAGUAGAUCACAUCCACUGCAAAACCCUGAUCUUCUACUUACUUCUUCGUAGAAUGCAAUUAGGUUAGUUUGACAUGACUUAUGUUUCAUAAAACCAUGCUGAUUAUUGCUAAUAACAAAGUUCUUCCCAAGAAAUUCCUGAAUAUUAUCCCUUAAUAGCCCUUCAAAUAUUUCCCAGUCACAGAAGUUAAUCUCACAGGUCUAUAAUUUCCAGGCAAGGAUUUUGAACCCUUUUUAAACAUAGGAAUGACAUCUGCCUUCCUCCAAUCCUCCGGUUCAAUACCUGGAACAAAAUAAUCUUGAAUGAUUAAAUAUGGAGGUUCACUUAUUUCCCCACUUUGCUCCUUAGGUACUCAUGGGUGCCCCAAGCUUUAUUUACAUUAAUUUCCUUUAACUGCUGUAGCACCUUGUCUCAAAUCAUCCAAUUACAAGUUAUCUGCAAGUUUUUUUGCAGCAAUCAUAUGCAUAUCUCUGGACAUAGGAUCCUCAUUAAUAUAUACUGAAGAAAAAUUGUUAUUUAAAAUUUUUGCUCUUUCCUGGUCUUCAUUAACCAACAGACCCAUCUCUGUUUCCAGUUUACCUACACUUUCAUUUUUUGUAAUUUUUUUUUUAGAAUUGAUGUACUUACAAAUAAGUUUGGGGGUUGGUUUUGCAUUUUUUGGCUAUCAAUUUCUUUUUCUAGUUUAGCCACUUUACCUUUUUGCAAGCAUUAUUGGCUACCUUAUAUCUUAUAUAGGAUGCCUCUGAUCUGUCCAAUUUAAAUGCUUUAAAUGCCCUCUUCUUAUUUUUAAUCUCAUGUUUUACUUCUCUACUAAGCCACAUUGGUUUCAAUUUGUUUCUUUUAUAUUUAUUACCCAAUGGUACAUACUGAGAAAUGUACCUUUCUAAUAUUUGUUUGAAUAGUUUCCAUUUAUCCUCAGUAUUUUUUUCACUAAGUAAUUUAUGCAAGUCUAUAUGUUGUAGAGCUGCCCUAAUCUUAUUGAAAUUGACUUUUUUUUAAAUCAUAUGUUUUAGUAUACCCCACAUGCUUUUGCUUUUUUGAGUUUAUUUUUGAGUAUUUUGAGUUAAUUUCCCAAAUGCCCCCUUACCUGAAUGUUGGUUAUAACAAGAUCCAGACAAGCAUUUUUUCUAGCUGGUGCUUGUACCAGUUGUGACAUGAAGGUGUCAUUUAAUACAUUCAUAAACCUGAUUUCCCCAUAAACCUGAUUUAGUCACUCUAUCUAAAUUUUUGUCUGGGUAAUUCAAAUUUCCAAUAAUUAUCGAUUACCCCGAUUUGCAGCUUUCCCAAUUUGCUCUAACAGCUGUUCUUCCUCAUUUAUCUUGGUUCAUGGAUUGCAGGAUAAAACUUACCAGGAAAGGUUAAAGGAACUUAAAAUGUAUAUCUUGGAGGAAAGACGAGACAGGGGAGAUAUGAUCUACUACCACAACAAGAGGACAUAGUCUUAAAUUAGAGACAAAGGUUUAAAAAUAUCAGGAAGUAUUACUUUACUGAGAGGGAAGUGGAUGCAUGGAAUAGCCUUCCAGCUGAAGUGGUAGAGGUUAACACAGUAAAGGAGUUUAAGCAUGCGUGGGAUAGGCAUAAGGCUAUCCUAACUAUAAGAUGAGGCCAGGGACUAAUAAAAGUAUUUAGAAAAUUGGGCAGAUUAGAUGGGCCAAACGGUUCUUAUCUGCUGUCACAUUCUAUGUUUCUAUGUUUCUAUUAAUAUUUACAUUAGGUGGUUUAUAACAUAUCCCAACCAAUAAUUGAUUUCCCUUUGUUUACCCCAAGCAGAUAUCUACCCAUAAAGCUUCCACAUUAUCCUCGCUGCACUCCACAUGAGUAAGAUUUGACUUUAACACAUGGUUGACAUACAAACAUAGCUCACCACCCUUCUUAUUUUGCCUAUCCUUCCUAAAUAACGUGUACCCAUUUAAGUUAACUGCCCAGUCAUGUGUCUCAUCCCACCAUGUUUCAGUUAUGCCUAUUAUAUCAUAUUGUUUAGUGUAUACUACUGCCUCUAGUUCCCCCAUUUUGUUACAUAGGCUCCUUGCAUUAGUAAGCAUACAUUUAAUAUUAUCAUGAGUAAUUUGUACUUUUUGUGAAUUUAUAUCAAUAUUACAUACCUCCUCUGUUCUGAGCUUCCCCUCCCACCAUCUCCACCCCCUUAUACUGAGCUAAAGCCCAUCUCCUUUCCAUCACAUCUCCAUUUUCUAGAUUGCUUUGACCUCCCCCCCACUACUUCUUUAAAUUCUCCUCCAACCUCCUAGCCAUCCUAUCCCCCAGUACAGCAGACCCUCUUCCGUUUAGGUGCAAUCCAUCACGGCUAUACAGGUUGUACCCAAGUGCAAAAUCGUCCCAGUGCUCUAAAAACCCUAAACCCUAUUUCCUGCACCCAGACUUCAGCCACGCAUUUACCUCUCUAUUCUCCCGCUGCCUUUCUGCUGUAGCGCGUCCUUGACGGUGGACAGCUGAAAUCUGAACCAAAUGCUUCAAAUUGGGCCCAAUUUUUAAAAAAUCAGAACUUAUUGCUUGGUGUCAAUGCAAGCAGGUGGGUGCAUGUCUACCUUUUGUAUUUGUUUGUGUAUCUUGCACGUCCUCCACUAAUUGUACAGCGCUGCGGAAUUUGUUUUUGCUUUAUAAAUACCAGUAAUAGAUAAAUAAAUAAAUGAAUAAAUAAAUAAAUACUAAACUUGUAAAACUAGUGACUGGGCAACCAAAAGUGCCCAGUCUCUAGAAUAUCCCAUUUCAAAGGGCCUGUGAAAUAACUGGGGGGACUAUGUGUGUCCAAUGGCCCCACCAGUGGUCAACAAUUGUGGGCUAUUAUAAAAUUCAGGGAGAGAGCCUAGUGCUCUCAUCCAUUGGCUGCAUGUGGGGGCCCUAAUUAUAAUAAUUGAAAGGGAAGACUUAGAGUUCCCCCCCCAUCUCCAUGGAGGUAAGUAGGGUUCUAAUUGUUGAUUAAACAAUAAUGCUUUUGUCCACCCUUCUAAAUAGUGCUAUUUUCCACCCCCUCCUCCCUGGAUGCCUAAAGGUCCCCAAUCUCCUAGCCACCCCAAUAAAAAUAAAUGUCCAUAUUUAUCCCUCUCUCCCUAAUAAUAGUUAGAGGUAGCCAAUAAAACGUACUUGUAAUGUAAAAUUUAUACUUACCCAAUUCACGUCUUUUUUCCCCCUCAAAUUCUUAUCUUCAACAACAGAAAAGGCAACAUAAAUAUCCACCAUCUCAAGACGCAACUCUUCAAUAUAAAAAAAGCCAAUCACAAAAAUUAUAUAGAAAAUAGGAAAAAGGAAAACCUGACACAAUAAAAUAAUCCCUCUUCGUCCCACAAGGACUUACCGCAGACUGAGCUCUCAUAGCAGGGAAGGCCCAUUAUAAAGGGUUUUACAAGCAAUGUCAUCUAUUACAUUUCGCUAUGUAAUAUCAGCUCUGAUUGGUUGAUGGUUUAAGAAAAAAUAAGCAACUCUUCUGAGACUCUUCUAAUUUUCCAAAAAGUCUAAAAUAUCCAGAAAAACAAAAUGUUCAAAAAAAUAAAUCAACUAAAAAUAUGUUGUUUUUUUAAAUCAGUUGUAAAGACUAUAGAUCUCAUAUUCAAACGGCUUUUCCUUCAGAGGUCAGUAAUUCACAACAGUAUAGCAUAAUAAUCCACUCAGGUGAUCUACAGGGUUAUUAACUAAAGUGAAUGCAAAGUGAAUUUUAAAUUUAAGGUCGUAAUAGCGGAACUAGAAGAAUUCUCUAAAUCAGAUAUGCUUUUAGUUCAGCUAUAGUGAUGUCCCGAAUGGUUCGCCACGAACGGUUCGCCGCGGACUCAUCAUUGAGUAAACUUUGACCCUGUACCUCACAGUCAGCAGACACAUUCCAGCCAAUCAGCAGCAGACCCUCCCUCCCAGACCCUCCCACCUCCUGGACAGCAUCCAUUUUACAUUCAUUUUGAAGCUGCAUUCUUAGUGAACUGUCCAGGAGGUGGGAGGGUCUGGGAGGGAGGGUCUGCUGCUGAUUGGCUGGAAUGUGUCUGCUGACUGUGAGGUACAGGGUCAAAGUUUACUCAAUGAUGAGUCCACGGCGAACCGUUCGUGGUGAACUGUUCACGAACCGUUCGGGACAUCACUAUUCAGCUACUCUGGUCUCAAAUUUUAAAUUCAUAUACACUUUACUUUGAAUUCUCAUUUUAGUAAAUAAUCUUUUUCGCCUUGCAAUACUUGAAGUGCAAGUUCAAUCACUGCUAUUUUUAUGCCUUCUCCAAUGCUCUUUGUCAUGGCUACUAGGUACAGAAAAAGUGCUUCUUCUAGGGCUGUAUACUCCAGGCCUCACUGAGCCCUUAUAUGGCCCUGAGGAUAAAAUGGCAGCUACGUGCAUAUGUGUCAUGACACAGCUCUCUCAUGAAGUAAAUCUGUACUAAUUUCAUUACUAAAUGUUUAUUUAUACUUAUAAUACUGAUAGUGUAACAUAUAAUAUUAUAUACAUUUUUUUAAAACCUUAAGUGUAGCUGCUGCUCAUGUGCAGAACAAUAGUAAAAUAUUUUAUAUUUUUAAAUAUCUUUUCAUUGGUGUGGCUUGAAUUUCUAGUGUUCUGUUAUCGUCUUUCUCAUACCAAAGAGAAAAGUGUUUCAAACCUUCACUCAUUAGUCACACCUAAUGCAUGCUGUGUUUGUGUCAGGAAACAUCCCAGAAUAAAUAUUAGAGAAUUUCCUCUCAAUUAUGUAAAAUAGUUUAAUUACUUCUUGUUGUUUUCAGGGGCCCUGGUUCUGACUUUGUAGGAUCUUACCAGAAUGUGCCAAGAGCUAAUUUCCAUAUUUAUUUCUUUUUUGGGUAAAUUUCAGUCAUCAUAUAGUUCCUACUGUACUAUUAACUUUUAUGAAAAAGGCCUGUCUAAUUGUCAAGUACAUAGCUGUAUGUCUAAUGACAAGGCUUGCAUUACUAAAAUUAUAUUGAUAUACUUAUUUAGUGAUAAAUAUGGGAAUAGCUGGAACAUGAUGUGAUUCAAAUUAUUUUAUCUCCCUGUACAGAAUUCAAGGACUGUUUGCCAUCAAAUCACUUGCCCUUCUGUGCAUUGUGCCAGCCCAUCAUUCAUUGAAGGAGAAUGCUGUCCUGUCUGCUUACGUAAGUCAUAAUCACCCCCAUGUUAAUUUGUAUAGAAGAUGCACAUAUGAACAAGCUUUCCUACAACACAUUUUGCUUCUUUACAAUUAGCAUAUGCCUCUGUCCUGUUGUUGGAUCAUAAUUCUCACUACGUCUGAUUUAUUGGUACUAUAUGGGCUUUAUAUUGAAAUGUGUUCUCAUUAGACCUGUUGUAAUUAGUUCGUUUUUGUUACUAAUAAAUUCAGAAUACAUGUACAAUCAAGAAAUAAUGUUUUAAACCCACUUUAAUGUUAUCUGAAAUGCAGCAUUUAAUAAAAUGAUUAAAACAAUGUAAGCGUGUCCUUGGAAAGAAAAGCAGAAAAUUUAAUUAAAAAAAGACAGGAGAGAAUUUAAGAGGACAAUGGCAAACUGAUGUUGCUAGCACCAUGUUUGCAAGAUGCAAACUAUCAAGUGCACUUUGUUAUGGAACUGUGGCAUUAUGUUAAAUGAGCUAAAUAAAGCAGGUCACUGUAUGGAUGAGAGAUCAACUCCAUCUUUGUCUUCACCUUUGUACCGUGAGGUUGGGUAUACAUAGACAGGGUGUAACACAUCCUGGUAAUCAUGUUGUCUUUGUAUUUCUUUUCUCUAGCCAUGGAUAGUGAAACUGGUUGGUCUCCAUGGUCUGAUUGGACAGAAUGCUCUGUGACAUGUGGCUCCGGGACUCAGCAACGUGGCAGAUCUUGUGAUGCUACCAGCAGCACGUGUGCUGGUUCAUCAAUCCAAACAAGGACAUGUAAUCUUGGCAAAUGUGAUAACAGAAGUAAGUGGAAAGGACUGAUAUCAAUGAAGGAUAAUAUGUACUUUACAGUAAUAAAGAGCUUGCUUAUAUUUUAUUUAUCCAAAAUUAAACUGCGAUCAUCUAAAUGUAAUUUAUAAAUAACAAAAUAUUUACUUAGGAAUGUAAUUAAUUUGUCAGCUGAUGUUUAUUUACCCAUUGCGUGCAUUAUUUGAAUCAUUAUUUGUUUAAUUAGGUUGUUUUAUUUUUUGGGGGGGAGGGUGGGGACUGAUUUAUAUUUUGAUGCAGGUGUUGGUUACUAACCCAGAUAAAAAAUGUAAUCCAUAAUAUAAUGAAGAAUGCAUAACGGUGUUUGAAAACUAAAAACAUGCUUUUGUUCUUAAUUGGAAAUAUUGUUGUUUUUUAAAUGUAUUUAUUUAUGCAUUUAUUUAUAAAGCACCAUUAAGAUCUAGUGUAUCUGGUAGAACAUACCAAUAUGAGCAUAGUCAUUAGUAAUAACAGUAUUAUAAUAAAAUACUAUGUAAUAACACUCCAUCCCAAAAAAAUCACAAGCUUUCAUUUUAAAGGAACACUAUAGUGUCAGGAAUACAAACAUGUAUUUCGAACACUAUAGUGCUGUUGUGGCUGUUAAGGUUAGCGGCCCCCUCCGACCGCAGUUAAAAGGUGAUUUAUAUCACCUUUUUUCCCAUGCCACGCCAGUCUCCUGUGGCUGGCCUCACCUAGCUCUGCCUCCAUGGCUUAGAUCAUAAAUUUUAAAUUGCCACACUGCACCAGUCAACAUCUCCUUAUACAGAUUGAAUCAAUGCAUCUCUAUGAGGAAUGUUCAGCGCCUCCAUGUAGAGCGUGGAAAUGCUGAAAUCCAGUGUACCACUGAGUGACUGCCACUAGAGGUGUUCCUACGUAACAAUGUACACAGCCUUUUCACUGAAAAGGCACUGAGUACAUUGAAAAGCCUGCAGGGACAGGCUAUAGACACCAGAACAUUACAUUAACUGUAGUUGUUCUGAUGACUAUAGUGUUCCUUUAAGUUGUAGUAACUUUUGUUGUUGUGGUUUUUGUUUUUUGCUUACAUAGAAAAAUUGGCAGUUGGCUGGGAAUACACAUUUAUGUUGCCUGAUACAUAAAGUUUUAAGUCUUUGUACCUCAAUGUAGUAAAAUAGGGCUGGUGUUACUUUUUGAUUCCUGACCCCUAAAAUUUAGUACAUUUUGACAUCUCUCUUUAAAAACAACUUAAUUAAAUUGAAAAUAAAUUAUGUUUUUUAUUAGAAGUAGUAUUACUAACAAACAGUUUUACAUUGUAUGACUGAAGUAUUUCUAGUCUGUCUGAUUUAGCUGAGAAUGAAUAUUCGUUUGGAGUGGACUGAUAGGUCUAACAAGUACUUUAACAUGGCCUUGAGAAAUACUUAGAAUACUAGAGCAGGCUUUCUGUGUAGACAAUCAUUUUUACUAUGAAGAAACAGCAUUAGGCAGAAUACAGAAUAUUAGUUUACACAAGAUUUUAACUUGACAUCUGCUUUCAAAUCAUGCUUCACUAAAAUAAAGAUAACAGGGCGUAUGAAAUAGGCUGAUUUUCAUAUUGUCAGAUUCACAAAAUAGUUCCCAUCAGACUUUAUUUAUUGUUGUACUCAAGAAAAUAUGGAUUGGAGACAAUCAUGUCUAUACUGUUUACAUUGUAUUCCAUUCAUAAAUAAUUCUAUGAAUCUAAUUAUUAAACUUAAAUAAACAUGUUUUAUUGCGAUAUGAUCUAAAACAACUUUUAAAUAACAUAAACCUAGCAUACAAGUUGCAUAAUAAUGACUCACAUGACCAUGUAUAAUACCUAAGUUGCAAAUUGAGUUAAUACAUGUCUGUGAUUAUACAAAAUCAUGAUACACGUCAAAGCACGAUAAUGUUAUAAUGAUGCUAUAAUCACAUCUAUGAAUAUUUUUUUUUUUUUAGUACGCCAGGAUGGUGGAUGGAGCCAUUGGUCACCAUGGUCAGCUUGUUCUGUAACAUGUGGCAUUGGUAACAUUACUCGUAUUCGCUUGUGCAACUCUCCUAAACCACAGCUGGGUGGACACAACUGCUCUGGAGCAGGGCGUGAAACAAAACAAUGUGAAGGAGUGCCAUGCCCAAGUAAGUUUCUGGUCCUUGGCCACUUGACCACUUUACUAAAAGAGUGAAGCAUGAAUAUUUUUAUUUUCAUGCAUUUUGCAGAAUGGAAUUUAGUCCAUAAAGCUCACUCACCCUUAUUUAACUUUAAGAAUGACUACCAGCCUGUACUGCAAUUAAUUUAUCUACCAGAACCCACUAGUCACUGAUAUAAUGCAAGUUUGCUGAAAAUGUCAACUCGCCCCCUUUCCAAACAGUAAAGGAAGUUUUGAUGUAUGGACUCUAGCAGGAAUGAAUGGACUCUAGCAUUUAAUUUUAUCAUUACAUGAGCAGUCCCUGAUUGAUAAAGAUUGCUAUAGAAAUUUUAAAUACUCUUGUUUUAGAAAUAUAUGAUUUAAUAAUAUUUAUUGCAUGUGGGUAUUAAUGCAAAUACAGACAUUUAUAUAUGUAUUGUAUUGCCAUUCUCCAUAAACUGUAUUAAAGGGACACUAUAGUCACCUGAACAACUUUAGCUUAAUGAAGCAGUUUUGGUGUAUAGAACAUGCCCCUGCAGCCUCACUGCUCAAUCCUCUGCCAUUUGGGAGUUAAAUCCCUUUGUUUAUGAACCCUAGUCACACCUCCCUGCAUGUGACUUGCACAGCCUUCCAUAAACACUUCCUGUAAAGAGAGCCCUAUUUAGGCUUUCUUUAUUGCAAGUUCUGUUUAAUUACGAUUUUCUUAUCCCCUGCUAUGUUAAUAGCUUGCUAGACCCUGCAAUAGCCUCUUGUAUGUGAUUAAAGUUCAAUUUAGAGAUUGAGAUACAAUUAUUUAAGGUAAAUUACAUCUGUUUGAAAGUGAAACCAGUUUUUAUUUUUCAUACAGGCUCUGUCAAUCAUAGCCAGGGGAGGUGUGGCUAGGGCUGCAUAAACAGAAACAAAGUGAUUUAACUCCUAAAUGACAGUGAAUUGAGCAGUGAAAUUGCAGGGGAAUGAUCUAUACACUAAAACUGCUUUAUUUAGCUAAAGUAAUUUAGGUGACUAUAGUGUUCCUUUAAAUCAUUCAGGAUCCUUACAAAUAUAAGCAAGGAAUUUGACAAUGUUGAUUUACAUUUUUUUUUUUUGUCACACCUACUGUUUGUGAGAAUAAUUGCAUUUUUGCUUUUAUACUAACAUUUCAGACUUUGUGAAAUAUUGGAAGAAUAAUGACAAGUGCUGUCUAAAGCAUUUCGUGUCCAAAAUAUUUUUUGUAAAGGCUGAAUGAAUACGUGAAAAAUAAAAAUUGUGUCAAUUUACAUACUUUAAAUUGUUAAGUUUCCCUGCAAAGCAAUCUAUUUGCAAAAUUGCUGUGUUAUUAUAUGUGUACAUGUUGGCUAUGCAUUCCUUGCUACAAUAAAUGUUAUGCUAAGUAGUAAAUGAGUUAAUGACAGUUUUAAAAAAAGAAAAAACUCAAAAGCAAAAUGAGUUAAAUAAUUUGUUAAUAAAUUAACCAAUAUGUAAAAUACAUUUGAAUCUCUCUAAAAAUUGUAUAUUUAGUUAAUGUUGGUUAAUGAGACUAAGCACAUUGACAAGCAGUAUACAGUUAUGUUUGAUUUGCUAAUGUUUUGUUGGAUUUUUGACAUUUUAUAAAAGAGUAAGAUUCUGUACGAAAUGUUCAUACUAAAUAAAUUGUUCACUCUGCUAGCCACAUCUCCUUUUUCAGCAUUUCACCAUUGUAUAAUUGUCUUCCUUUAAGAAAUCUGAAAAGACAUUACAUUCAUUCAGUACAUUCUUGUAUUCUGUGUUUCAGUUAAUGGGAAAUGGGGCCCUUGGUCUCCAUGGUCCAGCUGUAGUGUCACCUGUGGAGGUGGACUACGAGAUAGGUCUCGACUUUGUAAUAAUCCCAAACCACAGUAUGGAGGAAAGAAGUGUGCAGGAGAAAGCAAAGAAAAGGAUAUGUGCAAUAAGCAAGACUGUCCUAUUGGUAUGUAAAUUACACAUAUUUAUAUAAGCCUAAUGGAUAUUGAAGCUUUUUAUUUAUUGAUAUGUCUGCAAAUUAAAAAUGAAGAUAAUUUUUCAGAGUUGUUUAAUCUGUGUAUAAAUAAAACCUUGAAGUGCAUAGUCUGCCCAGAAACUCCAUGGUUCGGUGAGUUUUCCACUGAGUUCAAUAAGAACUAAGUGGAAUAACUUGGAAAGUAAAAAAAAACUCAUCCCACUUAAUGACUGGCAAGUUUGUCCAGUCAAAUUGGCCCUGACUUUGUUGAGAUAGGGAGAGAUCAAAAUGUUGCUAGACAGCAAAUAGACUGCGGGAUUCAGCACAAGGGAAACUUUUAUGAUCCCUUCUGAAUAUAUUUACCUCCUAAAACCAGCCCUAUAUAAUGUCUUAUGUAUACAGUCUAAGUCCAAUACUAAACCCUAAUGUGUUCUAUAAAUCACAUAAGAGUAUUAUAUGAACUGAUAUGAAUUCACACAUGCUGUAUUAAGUCUAAGCCAUGCUUUACAAACCUUUCACCUUGCUGCACUCAAAUCCAACAUCAUACUAAAAUCAAGCAAACAAAAAGAAUCAAACAAAACGAAACGUAUAAUUGAUGUCAAACAAUGUCAGAUGAAUAGAAAUGAAAGAUGAUGAGUAUAUUGUUUCAGAUUUGCUUACUGAAACUUUUUCAGCAGUCUGCCAUGAUACAGUCACGGCACCGCUGUACAGGAGUGUGGUUCCAGACCCAGCAGGCACACUUAGUUGCGUCACAUUACCACGAGGUAUCGGCCGUACCUCAGCUGCAGCCUUGUCUAAAAGCAUUAGAGACCUGGCUGUUGGGCACUAGAGCCUUUUAUGUUUUUUAUGUGUCUUCCCCAUUUUAACGCUGGUCAAAUUUGCAUAUGCUGUAAAGUCAAUGUCACACACUCAUGUUCCGACAUCAAAUGACUGCUAUUGGCCAAUCAGAGCUGUUGGGGUAUUGACACUCAUAUUAAUUAUAUCUCAGUGCCCUGUCAUGAUUUCCUGUUUGGUCAUCUAAGAGAGAGUUAUUUCUAUCGAUUCUUGUGUAUUUUGGCUUGGCUUGUUCUUUGACUAUUCUGACUUCUGUAUCCCUUGAUCUUUGUCUUGUCUACCGUUUAUGUAUAUUUUGUUUCCCUGACCUCUGCUUGGCCUGUACUUUUCUAAAAUAAGGUCUAAGGUCCUGUCAUACAUUUUAGGGUUUCUUAUGUAUAUUAUAUAUGUUAACCUAGGUCAUGCGUGUUGGGUAUUAGACUAUCCUGACAUACAUAAGUCAAAUCAUAAUUAUUACAAAUUUUAUUUUCUAUACUAUAAGCUAAAAUAAAACAAUGUCAUCACAGAAAUCACCUUACAGUGCUCAACACAGCAAUAUUUAAGUGAACUAGCAUGUCAGAUAAAUUAUUUUAUGAUCAUGUAGGACUCCAGGAAAAACAAGAUCCGGUUACCUAUGACUCAUUGUGCAUUAAUAUGAGACAUUGUGAAGAAUAAUUGCCUUGGGUAGUUGUAGCUAAAUAAGGAACCUUUAUUUCAUGGUUAAAAUGUUAUUAAAUAUGCUUUAUUACUAAAAUAUUAUAUUACUGGUGAUAAAUAUAUCACUGAUUUUAUCUCCUUUUUCACUCAUAGGAUACACUAGAUUACAUAGACAGUGUAAAAUAUUUAUUGAGAAAUACAAUACUAUCCUUUGAUUUUAUUAGUUUGUUUACUCUUCUGCAUUUUGGCAGAACAGAUAUUAAUCCUCUGUUAAUUAAGGCGUUGUUUCAAUAUAUAAAAUCUUUACACAGACAUAAAGUACAUACAAAUAGAAAUUAGUUUCACAUGAGCAUACUGCAACAGCACGCUGAGAUAAAACCAUAUACCUUCGUAAAAUAUACAGCACUUUUUACUGCAGCAUAAAAUCAUGCAGACUACAAGGAGGGACUAAAGCAAAACAAAAAUAUAACAAGUGUAUACUUAUUUUCUGACUGGCUGCUUAGCACGUCUGUGCAGUUGAAAUAUAGAUGCAAUUGAAUUAAUGAUCUGCAUAUGCACAAAUGAGAAUUAAAAAUGCAGCACAAACGGAUUUAUUUGCACCUUUGUGCUGGAGGGCUAGUUACACCCCUAAUAUAUGUAACUUUGGCAGCUAGGAUCUCUGUUAUGGACUGUCAAAUGUCAGUUCUGUGCAUAAGAUAAGUUCGUCAUCAGUUAGCUUCUGUCCCCUCCAUCUCUCCAUCCCUCCCUCCAUGCAUUAAGCUCACCCGCCUCACAGUGAGCUCAAUUAUUAUUUUUUUGACUAUCCCUUUCUGCCUGAACACUUCUUCCUUUCCUUUGCCUGUUCAGAGCAGAGUAUGCGCUCUGAGCAAAUCGAUCCAAUCACAAGAGGACCCUGUGGUUGGACCACCGAGUGCAGGGAUGACAUUAAUUUAGGAGUGGAGCUCAGCACCAGGAGCUUCUCCAGACACUGUAAAGUUUUUAAAAAGCCUUUUUACUUUUUUUAAGGCGGAAAAACCUGCCUUGAAAUGCCCAUUAGUUAAAACAAACAAAGAAAAAAACUUAUGAGUGAAAAAGGCUUGGGUAGCUCUUGAGCCAUGAUUUUCACAUAUGAGUUCAAACAUUUCAAAAUAACUAAAAUCAUCAUCAGAUUUUUUUUUAGUGAGGUGAAAGUACGCUUUGACACCCAUACCUUUAUGGUCCAUGCCAUGCCUCCCCAUACAUUUCUGCCAUUUUAAAUAUCUGCAGGGUAGUUUUCUGGUUAAGCUUUCAUUUAGUCAUUCCUCCGCUCUACUCAAUAAGACAGAUACUAUUUAUCACAAACUAAUAAAACAGCUUUGGCUGUUAAUUACAAUAGCUAAAUUUCAUCAUCCAACCACACGUAUCCUAUGUUUCUCAUCACAGAUUAUUUUUCAUGUUUACUCUUUUUUAGAAAAAGAAAUUCAUGAGAACUUUCAUAAACUUUCAGCCAACUCACUGUUUUUAACAUUGGAAAUAAUGUUCUCCUUCUGGAAACUCUUGUUCCGCUGGAGGAAUGUUAUUUUUUAUGUCUCGUGUGAGUUCGCACAGGAGGUGAAAAUGUGCUGAUUUUUUUUUUUUUACCUGUCUUUUGCCAGAAGAUUUCUGCCAUUACUAUGCAAUAGUGAUAGUACUAAGAGGAGAUCAAUGGCAAUAGAUUUAAAGAAAAAUAAAAUAAAUAAAAUUAAAGCUUUUGUUUUUAGCAACAUAAAAGCGCUGCGGAAUUUGUUAGCGCUUUAUAAAUAAUAUUAUUAAUAACAAAGCAAUUUACAUAUAUAUCAAUGCAUAUAUUAAUUUUAAAAAAAUAAAUCUAGUCUGUUUAUUUGAUAUUAGUUCAUGAUGUUGCAGAUGUGUAUUAUUCAUUAUGAAAUGUAUUCUUAUGCUAUUUUGUAUAUAUGUUUUAGAUGGAUGUUUGUCCAACCCAUGCUUUCCUGGAGCAGAAUGUAAUAGCUACCCUGAUGGCUCAUGGUCUUGUGGAGCAUGCCCUGUAGGCUAUCUUGGUAAUGGAACAUUCUGUGAGGAUCUGGAUGAGGUAAAUCUUGCAAGCAGUUAGCAUAGAAUGUAUUUUAGCAACAUGUUAAAUUUAAUAAAUCUGUUCUCUUAAAAAUAUUAAAUAAAAUCUAUUUGUAUUGCAGUGUGCAUUGGUAACAGAUGCCUGUUUUAGGCUAGGAGGACUUCAUCGGUGUGUGAAUACAGAACCAGGUUAUCACUGCCUUCCAUGUCCACCUCGGUACAAGGGUAAUCAGCCUUAUGGAGUUGGACUUGAAAUAGCCAAAAAAGACAAGCAAGUAAGUCUAAAACACUAAUUUGGUAAUUACUUCCAUGUUAGAAUGCAAUUAAAGAAUGUCAGUCAAAGUAAGGAGGAAGCCUCCCUAACACUUUCACAGUCCUUAGGGGCAUCUAAGAUAUGCAUGUCAUCAUUUGUAAAUCGGGUCAUAUUACUUUCUUCCUGUUAGAUUGAUGACAUUGUGACAGCUAUCUACCAUUUCAUGAGGAAGACUGUAGGAUUUUAAAUGUAAAGCAUCUGUCAUAACAAAAAACAAAAACACAGUUCAUGGGUGGGAGGUCUAAGGGUAAUAGGGAGGAGAAGACUAGACUAGAAUCAACUUGGUACAUCUGCCUUUUUAGCAUAUUGAGGUAAGAUUUAUAGUCUCCCAUAUAUUGACGGUAACAUUAAUUUCUCACAUUUAUAUAAAUGUGAUUUAUUUAUUUUAGGAAUGCGAACAUGUAAACCCAUGCAAAGAAAAAACUCAUAACUGCCACAAAUAUGCCGAAUGUAUCUACAUUGGUCACUUCACCGAACCAUCCUACAAAUGCGAAUGUAGAACGGGUUAUGCUGGUGAUGGUAUCAUCUGUGGAGAAGACUCUGAUCUGGAUGGAUGGCCAAAUAAUAACUUAAUCUGUGCCGCAAAUGCUACUUACCACUGCAGUAAGGUAAGUUAAUUAAUUGUGGAAUACAAAAGUGAAUAUAUGGUGCUUAUCAGUGUGACAAAUUUAAAAGUAGGACAAAUUAAUAGAUGCAGCAGCAACCUUAUGUAUUGCAAAGACCCAAUAAAACAUCCUCUACCUAUAAGGCAUUAAUUUUACAUGUAAGGUACGUUGAAGGCCUAUUUUAACCUCUUAACUAUCACUCACAUACAAAGUAUACUAUGGUAUGAAAGGAUUUGUUUAACCCUUUGUCAUGAUGAGGUUAAACUAUAGAAUCUAUUCACUAAAACUUGAAAAUGUCUCCUGUCAGUGCAGACAGUCGCUAACAAUAAGUUAGCAUCAGCUUGAGUACUCUUGGGACUGAUACUAAGUGGGUGAGUACUGGUCAGUUUGCUCUAACAAGUUAAAUAUUAACUCUCCUGAUGUCUGCAAAAUGCAGCUGCCAAGUUGUUUUUGUCAUAUAGGUGUCAAUUUUUCUCAGGUGAACAUCAAUGAGGCCUCAAAACACAACAGAGAAUGUGACAAAUUUGCACCACACACAAAUCCAAAAGUGGUGCUUAAUAGUGGAUGUAUAUGAGCUAAUCUUUUCUUUUCUUUUGAAAUUUUUACCAUACAAUAAAAAAAAUAUUUUAAACUCAGCUGACAAAUUUUAUAUUGCUGACUGAUAUUAUAUUACUGUAGCACUGUAUAUCAUUACCAACUGUCAAUCAGAGAGAAGAAGGGAACAUAAGAGUUCAAGAUACAAGAGAUUAAAUGGACAUUAAAGUCAUUCAUCUCAGUGAAGUGGUCUGGGUGCAGUGGUCCUGUAUGUUUUGCAGAAAGGGCAAUGUUUACCUUAAAUAGUUAAAAAUGUCUUUAGGGGCUGUCAUACUUACAGUCACUAGAGAUGCUUCUGCUGCACUGACCGAGUAAAGCAUGGAUGUGUGCAACACUUGCUGUGCAUGUGCAUCAGGUCCCCAAUGCUCCUCUGAGGAGAUUGGAUUGGACUAUUGCCAAUAGAGAAGAAUAAUGUCACGGGAGGUGGCGAGGUGGGCUGCUCUGAGGGAGUCUCGGCACUUGAAAAAGGUGAGUAAAUCCCUUUCUUUUCUCAAUUUUAUUUAGAAAAAUUGGGAAUGACCUGUAUCUUACAAGGUACAUGGGCACUAUAGCAUUAAAAAUACAGUUAUGUAUUCCUAACGCUUUAUUGUUCCUUUAAUAUUGAUCUCAUAAAAGAGCAGCUGUACAUUGUCAUUGUUUGCACACUUGAAUUUUAAAUCUACAUUAGUGAAUUUUGUUGUUUUGUGUUUUGGUUUUGUUAGGAGACUUUUUCCUUACUUAUUUUUCUUUAUUCAACAGGAUAACUGCCCUCUUCUACCAAACUCAGGGCAAGAGGACUUUGACAAAGAUGGCAUCGGUGAUGCUUGUGAUAAAGACGAUGAUAAUGACGGUGUUGAUGAUGAAAAGGUGAGUGCACAUAUAUAGCAUAUUCAAAGUAUUUAACAAUGAAAUAUGAUCAUUUUCUCCAAAUUUUGAUUGCACAGUUCUUCACAAAAAUUAUUAUAUCUCUUUUACCAGGAAAACAAGAAUGAGAUAUUGUUAACCCUGUUCAGUAGGCAUAUUGAUGUACAUUAUUAUGAUUACUAGUGGACAGUGCUUUUAUUACUGCACCUUGUUUGGUAAAAUAUUGGAUGCAGUGAAAUAAUAUAUUUUGUUCAGUAAAACUGAAUAUAUUUGCCCAUGUUUUAGUAAAUUGGAUUAUUCACUAAAGUGAGAAUAUAAUGUAGAUUUCAAAUUUAAGCCUAGAGUAGCUGAGUGGAAAUCAUCAACAUUUUGGACCUGAUCCCAAUUCUUUCUCAAGACCGGAUCCAAAAUGUUAAAAAUGCACAAAUAAAAGUUAUUUUUAUUUUUUCAAGUGAUAAAGUCAUACAGGGAGUGCAGAAUUAUUAGGCAAGUUGUAUUUUUGAGGAUUAAUUUUAUUAUUGAACAACAACCAUGUUCUCAAUGAACCCAAAAAACUCAUUAAUAUCAAAGCUGAAUAUUUUUUGGAAGUAGUUUUUAGUUUGUUUUUAGUUAUAGCUAUGUUAGGGGGAUAUCUGUGUGUGCAGGUGACUAUUACUGUGCAUAAUUAUUAGGCAACUUAACAAAAAACAAAUAUAUACCCAUUUCAAUUAUUUAUUAUUACCAGUGAAACCAAUAUAACAUCUCAACAUUCACAAAUAUACAUUUCUGACAUUCAAAAACAAAACAAAAACAAAUCAGUGACCAAUAUAGCCACCUUUCUUUGCAAGGACACUCAAAAGCCUGCCAUCCAUGGAUUCUGUCAGUGUUUUGAUCUGUUCACCAUCAACAUUGCGUGCAGCAGCAACCACAGCUUCCCAGACACUGUUCAGAGAGGUGUACUGUUUUCCCUCCUUGUAAAUCUCACAUUUGAUGAUGGACCACAGGUUCUCAAUGGGGUUCAGAUCAGGUGAACAAGGAGGCCAUGUCAUUAGAUUUUCUUCUUUUAUACCCUUUCUUGCCAGCCACGCUGUGGAGUACUUGGACGCGUGUGAUGGAGCAUUGUCCUGCAUGAAAAUCAUGUUUUUCUUGAAGGAUGCAGACUUCUUCCUGUACCACUGCUUGAAGAAGGUGUCUUCCAGGAACUGGCAGUAGGACUGGGAGUUGAGCUUGACUCCAUCCUCAACCCGAAAAGGCCCCACAAGCUCAUCUUUGAUGAUACCAGCCCAAACCAGUACUCCACCUCCACCUUGCUGGCGUCUGAGUCGGACUGGAGCUCUCUGCCCUUUACCAAUCCAGCCACGGGCCCAUCCAUCUGGCCCAUCAAGACUCACUCUCAUUUCAUCAGUCCAUAAAACCUUAGAAAAAUCAGUCUUGAGAUAUUUCUUGGCCCAGUCUUGACGUUUCAGCUUGUGUGUCUUGUUCAGUGGUGGUCGUCUUUCAGCCUUUCUUACCUUGUCCAUGUCUCUGAGUAUUGCACACCUUGUGCUUUUGGGCACUCCAGUGAUGUUGCAGCUCUGAAAUAUGGCCAAACUGGUGGCAAGUGGCAUCGUGGCAGCUGCACGCUUGACUUUUCUCAGUUCAUGGGCAGUUAUUUUGCGCCUUGGUUUUUCCACACGCUUCUUGCGACCCUGUUGACUAUUUUGAAUGAAACGCUUGAUUGUUCGAUGAUCACGCUUCAGAAGCUUUGCAAUUUUAAGAGUGCUGCAUCCCUCUGCAAGAUAUCUCACUAUUUUUGACUUUUCUGAGCCUGUCAAGUCCUUCUUUUGACCCAUUUUGCCAAAGGAAAGGAAGUUGCCUAAUAAUUAUGCACACCUGAUAUAGGGUGUUGAUGUCAUUAGACCACACCCCUUCUCAUUACAGAGAUGCACAUCACCUAAUAUGCUUAAUUGGUAGUAGGCUUUCGAGCCUAUACAGCUUGGAGUAAGACAACAUGCAUAAAGAGGAUGAUGUGGUCAAAAUACUCAUUUGCCUAAUAAUUCUGCACUCCCUGUAUGAUUACACACUUCUUCAAUACUUCUGCAUUUUAUAUAUAUAUUCUGUAUAUCUUACAUAAUGAGAUUGUGCAGUACACAUUAUAGUGUUAUAACCCAUACUGUGACAAUUGUUCCUGCACAAACCGAUUUCAUCUGUUGGAGAUCACGUUGAGCAUAAAAGAGAUCUGUAAAUGUUUUACUAUUGCCAAGUGAUUGCUUCAUUCUAUAGGGACAGAUAUACAUAUUUAAAGUGUGCCAAAAUAAACAUUUAAUUGCUGUUUGUUCACAUCCUGACUCCUACAUGGUUUCUCUAUCAGUGAGUCAGACUAGAUCUGGCCAAGACACAUAGCAAAAAUGCAUAAUCUUUUUAAUUUUUUUACUCUGCUGUUCUGUUUUGCAAUUAGUUAUUGGUUCUCAAGACUAUUUUACAGUACAAUGGUUUCCCUGGAGGCAACAUAUACUUUUAAAUUUUGAAAGUACAGUCUAUUUCACAUUCACAUUAUAACAUUAUCUAAGCUCUAAAAUGGGCUCCUGUGGCUUAAAGUCAACAAAGAAUGCAGACACUUACUAGAGAUACCAAGAGACAGAUUUACCUUCAAGCACUGCAAAGUACACCUGGGAUACCCAAGCAACUGAUAUCUCUAAAAGUAGUACUUAAACCUUAAGUUUUAAGUAGUGUGUGGCAAAUGUAAUGGGCCGAUUGUGAUAUGUAUAUUCACCCUGGGUCUUUAGUUUAUUUGGAUGUGAUGCAUUUUUGCAGGAUAAUUGUGCACUGCUGUACAACCCUCGCCAGUUUGAUUAUGACAAGGAUGAAGUCGGUGAUCGCUGUGAUAACUGUCCCUACGUGCAUAAUCCUGCACAGAUUGACACAGAUAACAAUGGAGAAGGAGAUGCCUGCGCUGUGGAUAUUGAUGGAGAUGGUAUGUUAUCAAUCCAAAUUCCAUUAGGAAAGUUUUAAACCUCCCUUAUGGCAAUGUGGAGUCUUAUUGACACCCAGGCUUUUCUUUGAUUUAUUUUUAACUAUUUAAUGUGGUGGCUGACUAGCAAACACUGGCCAGCCACCACCCAUUAGGAUGCAGCGUGUGUGUAGAGUGAAUGUCGUGUGUGUAGAGUAGAUGCAGAGUGCAUUAUGUGCAGUGUGUUUAAAGUGGAUGUAGAGUGUGUUUUGUAGUGGAUGUAGAGUGUGUUUUGUAGUGGAUGUAGAGUGUGUUUUGUAGUGGAUGUAGAGUGUGUUUGUAGUGGAUGUAGAGUGUGUAUGUGUGUAGUGAAUGCAGUGUGUGCAUCAUGGAUGUGGAGUAUGUGUGCAGUGACUGCAGUAUGUGUCUGAGCAUAGUAGAUGCAUAAUGUGUGUAAAGUGGAUGCAUAGUGUGUUUGUAGUUGAUUCAGUGUGUGCAUGUAGUGGAUACAGUGUGUAUAGUGGAUGCAGAAAGGAUGUAUAGUGGAUGCAGAGUGUGUUUGCAGUGGAUGCAGUGCUUGUGUAUAGUGUGUUUUUGUAUGUGCAGUGUGUGUUUGUGCAAUGGAUGUAGUGUGUAUACAGGAUGCAGAAUAUGUUUGUGUAGUAGACGCAGAGUGUUUGUAGUGGAAGCAGUGUGUAUAUAUAGUGGAUGCAGAGAGUGCGUGUGUAUAGUGGAUGCAGUCUGUGUGAGGGUGUGUUUUGUGGAGGCCAUAUGUGAGGAUCUGUAAUGAAUGCAGUGUGUGUGUAGUGGAUGUAGUGUGUAUAUAUAGUGUAUGCAAUGUGUGGGAUGGUGUUUGUAGUGGUUGCAUUGUGUGCAUUGUGAUGGUGUGUGUAGUGGAUGCAGGGAGGGUGUAGUGAAUAUAGAGUGUGUGUGUUGAAUGAUGUGUGUUUAUAUACUGUAGUGGAUAAGCACGUACUAGUGUAAUGGAUGCAGUGUGUGUCUGAGUGUAGUGGAUGCCGGGUGUAUAAUGGAUGCAGGUAGUGGAUGCAGGGUGUGUAGUGAAUCUAGUGUGUGUGGUGAAUGCAGUUUGUGUAGUUGAUGCAGUGUGUGUCUGUGUGUAGCGGAUGCAGGGUGUAUAAUGAAUGCAGAUAGUGUGUGUAGUGGAUACAGUGUGUUUUUGUGUAUUGAAUGCAGGGUGUGUUGUGGAUGUAGUGUGUAUAGUGGAUACAGAGGAUGUUUGUGUAGUGAAUGCAGUGUGUUUUGUGUAGUAGAUGAAUUGUGUACUGUAUAGUGAAGAGGCGGUCCAGCAAACGAUUGUAUUUGGUUUUAGUAAAUAUAAGAAUUGCCAUUGUGGUCUGCAUCCGGUCUUUUUUACUGGGUUUUAUGCAUCUGGACAAAUGUUUAGUGAAUAAUGUGUUAAUUAAAUUAGGAUGUGAUGCUCUGAGAUCGUUGGCUUAGAUUAUCAAGGAUAAUGUUGUUUAAUACUCAGAGUGUCCCUUUAACAGGGACACAUUGUUGUAUUUUAAAAGUUUAUAAGUAUUGUAUAUUUCAGAUGAAUGUAAUGCUAUUUUUUAAAAUGACAAGUACUUGGUAGUGUAUGGGGUUAAUAUCCCCACAAAAUAAUAAAAUAGAUUGUCCUUUUUUACCUCUCUUUUAGACAUAUUAAAUGAGUUGGAUAAUUGCCCAUAUGUAUAUAAUACAGACCAGAUUGAUACAGAUAAAGAUGGAGUUGGUGAUCAAUGUGAUAACUGUCCACUAAUGCACAAUACAGACCAGGUAAAGUAUGCUAUGAAUACUGAGUUUGUAAGAAAAAAGAAUGUUUGCAUAAACAUUAUAUUUCAGUAAUCGCAAGGAGUUGCUAAAUAUCUGCCUUAAAAUUGCCAUGGAGUUCCUUGUAAACAGCAUAACAGGCUAAUUAAGUGUUUGACAGUCUCCAGGUCUGAAUGCAAUGAAAGAUAAUUUGGUUUAUGGUUUAACCCAGACAUUAGCUUUGGAAUGCAGAAUGCGUGUGUGCCUUCAAGCUGAAUAGGGAAAGUCAAUGGCAGUCAUUCACAGCCCAAGGGCUUUGUUUGGGCAAGACAGUUCAAUGUGAAAUUCAGAGCCUCAAAUUUCUUUUUAAGAAUGCCUCACAUACAAACUCAGCCUUGUGUAAAUUACAAAUACCUAUUGUGCAUGUGGAUAUUACAAUCUCUUAUAGUCAGUUAGUGGAAGUAAUGUUGGUUUCCAUUAUACACCAAUGUUCUGACAUUCUGAAUAAUUAGGGCCAUGUAAAUAUAGUUAGAAAGCUUGAAGAAUUUAGAGCUGUAAUUAAAUUUGGAGAAAAAAAAUAUAAAUAAAUAUAUGCUGUUCUGUGCUUGCAUAUGCACUUAUUUGAAAAUUUAAAAGAUGCAAUCUCUCUCUGUAUAUAUAUAUAUAUAUAUAUAUAUAUAUAUAUAUAUAUAUAUAUAUUAUAGAUAUAUAUAUAUAAAUAUCGGUUACACAAUGCCUUGUGUUAAAUAGUACAAGCAUUCUUCACCUGAAAUUUAUCUGACAUUACGAAUUUCAGUAGCUGAUUACAGUAACAGAAACAUAAGGGGCUUCAUAGUAACUAGAGUAGUGUAUAUAUAUAACUGCUUCAAAGAAAAAUAAACCAAACCUCAAAAGUAUGAACAGAAAAUUAUGGAAAUGUCAACUAUGGGCUCAAUUUAUUAAACUUUUCAGGUGAUUCAAUACUGCUGGGAAAACUUUCUAAAUUACUUAGCAAGUAAGUUACCAUAGACGUUAAUGUGACUACUGUAGAUAAAUCACUUGGAAGUUCUGUCUAGGUAUUGAGUCAUCAGGAUUCCAGCUUAUUAACGUCCCUGCCAGGGGAGUUGGACCCUCUGAUUCCACUGAUGAGGUCUAUAGGUUAGUUGAGGUUGGAAAGCUUAUUAAAUUAAGGCCAAUACUAGGAAGCAGUAAUACUGUUUUAGGGCUUAUAAAAUAAGAGGUUCCCCGAAUGGUGUACUGCUCUCCAAUCCAAUUACUCUUGGAUAAAAGAGUGGUAUCUACAGACUGCCUUGACAUCUUUCCCAAUCCCAUGUUGUUUGGAGGUAAAAUAUUAAUAGAUAAAAGAAGAGGUCACCAGGAUCCUCUGUUUAAUAGGCUUAUAGCUUCUUUUAAUUAAUUAGAAUGACAUUUUAUGGAUUUUUCAAUAAGCACAAUUCAUUAUUUAUGUUUGCUAUCAUUUAAACGUAACUGUUAUUAUAGCAUUAUUUAUAGCAUGCCAGUUCAAUAACUGUUAUUACUGAUAGUUGAGUGCAUUGUCAGUUCUCUUUUAUGGUUAUUUUUAGUUAUAUAGUAUCCCCAGUAAAACUUUCUCUUGAAUUUAACUUUUCCAGGUGACUGUGGUAUUUUGUACCAUAUGUAUGUUGUGUACACAGCUGCAUUUUGGUCCUCCCUAAAUUCGUGUCUGCGUUUACUUUUAGGCUGAUGUGGAUAAUGACCUUGUGGGAGACCAGUGUGACAAUAACGAAGACAUUGAUGAAGAUGGAUACCAGAACAACUUGGACAACUGUCCCUAUAUUCCCAAUGCAAACCAGGCAGAUCAUGAUAAGGAUGGUAGAGGUGAUGCUUGUGAUUCAGAUGAUGAUAAUGAUGGUGUUCCAGAUGACAGAGACAAUUGUAGGCUGGUUCACAAUCCUGAUCAAAAGGACUCUAAUGGUAAGACAAUAUUAUACAAUUAUUUUUGCUAUAUUGUGGGUUAAACAGAUAUACCAUUAUACAAUGUACCAGUCUUUUGAAAGUCAAAAUAUUAUUAUUAUUAUUGCUAUCAUUUAUAGUAGGAACAAUAUUUUCUACUGUUCUUUACAUUGUGGAAUAGGGAUACCUGACAACAUUUAAAUAACAAAGAUGAGAGGUUAACUAUCUAUUACAUGUUGAAAUAAAUUGUAUAAAUUACAUAUUAUGACACAUGACUUUAUUGGGACUUUUUUUUUUGGUGUAUAAAGUAAUCAGUAUAGAAAGAGUUCAUUACUGUUACUGCUAUCAGAUUAUCAAUUUUCAGGAUUGAUAACUUUCUUAUUUGUUUUUCAACUCUAUAUUUAUUUAGCUGAAGAUGCAAAAUGGAGCUGUCCUGCAUACCAAGAAUUAUUUAGCUUUGUAAAAGGCUGAAUGCUUUAAAUCCCUUAAGGACCAAAUGUCUGGAAUAAAAGGGAAUCGUGACAUAAGGGGUUAAGCAUUAAGGGGUUAAGCAUUGCAACUUUGAGAGUUUCAUGUUAUCAGGAUCAGCUGGAGCAUGACAAAUAGGCUAAAGGUGUAGAGAGGUUGCACAACUUCCAUCUAAAGUUUUUUUCACAUGUGUUUUGCAAAUUUCCCUCUGGCGGUCAUUUUUCUUAGAACACGUUACAGAUAGCAUGAGAUUCUCCUAGACUAAGUUGCAGUUGGGAACUUUCCAUAAUCUUUUUUUAAUUACUCUAAAAUAAAAAGGUAUAAAACUCUACUUACAAAUUGUAUUUAUUACAGCAAGCAUGCAUCUACCUUUUCAUCAUUUUUCUAAAUGUAAGGGUCAGACUGGCAAAUGUUUAAUACGUCACACACUUUUUUAGCACUUUUCAAUUUUUCAUGAAACUAUUUGUUGUUUUUUAAGCAAGAGAUUAUUCAAAACAAAUGUCACUCAAGGCCACUUACAAGAGUUCCGGGCUGGCUAAUAUCAAGUCUGUAAAAAAAAUUGGCAUCUGAUGCUAGCAUUAGAAAGCCAAUAAUGUCACUCAUUCCCAUUCCAAACUGCCCCUCUUUACCCUUCAGCCAGCAGAGGGAGAACUUGGCUUAGAGCUGGGUGACUUUUAACAUGUAUUUUUUUCAGUAUGGGGGUUGUGGGUGAGUUGGAAGGGUUUCUCCAACCUUAAAACAAUGUUGAGUAACCCUUUAAGUAAAGAUAUCUUGAGAAAUAGUUCUGCCUUCAUGCAUUUCAGAACUUAAUGUGGAUUAGCAAAAUAAAUAGUGUGCGAAGAGUGUGUCAAUUUUUAGUUUCACUGUUACAUUCCUUUUUUCUUUGCAUUUUUGUUCAUUGACUGUUCACUUAAAGAAAGAUACUCAAUUUUCACUUCAAAACGCAUAUGGCCCUAAGCUUAAUUUUUGAUUUACUGUAUAUUUUCCUGAUAGAGAAGCCACAAGGGAAUGUGUUUAAUAUUAAAUUUCCAUCAUGGAAUGUUGCUACCGGCAGCCUUGUCAAGGAUAAAAGGCCUAUAGUGGUCAAAGUUAAAUAACAUACUUUGCCAAAAUAUAAUGAAUCAGGAAUAUCUGACUUUACCAAGUAAUCCCAGCCAGGAUUAUGGGAUGCAGGGCCCAUAGAUUAAUACUACUCUCUUAUGGUUUAUUUGACUACAACUGUCACAUACAAUAAAUCACUGUGAGAAGCAUGCCGCAGUUUGUGUUUUCAAUAGCAUACUGACAGAUGCACCAGACCAGUGGCUGGAAAACCUCAUUAGUUAACUUGUCUGUAUGCAAGCAGCAAUUUAUUAAAAUGUAUUAUUUAUUAAAAUGUAUGUCUUACAUGAUAUAUAAAAUUAAAGUAUUUUACUAAAAACAUUUAUUUUAUUUUUUAUUUUUUAGGCGAUGGCCGAGGUGAUGCCUGCAAAGAUGAUUUUGAUAAUGACAGCAUACCUGAUAUCUAUGACGUUUGUCCAGAGAACAGUGGAAUUAGUGAGACUGACUUCAGGAAAUUCCAGAUGGUUCCAUUGGAUCCUAAAGGGACAGCUCAGAUCGAUCCUAACUGGGUCAUUCGUCAUCAAGGCAAAGAGCUAGUGCAGACUGCUAACUCUGAUCCUGGCAUUGCUGUCGGUAUGUUAAACUUUGUGUUUAGUAGCAUUGUGAAAUGCAACGCAAUUCCACCUACUAAUUUUGAUAUUAUUGUAUUACUUUAAACAGCCAUGUUCAUUCAUUAGAACCAUUAACUUAUAUAUUCUACAAGUAUAUACAAUUGAACUAGAAUACUGGAUAUUUAUUUUGGUACUUAAUACUUGUCAGUGAUUCUUAUGAAAAGUAACAACUGCCUAUCCAGCUGCCUUGGCUCAAAAUUUUAAAAUUAGGUUUAUUUAUAUAAAAAUCCUUGUGGGGCUUCAAAAAGCACAAUUUUUUACAUCCGUUAACAGAGCCAGAUUUACAAGCCAGGUGCCUUUAGACACAGAAUUAUAAAGCACCCUCAACCCUCCUCCCCCAACACAAAUUGCAGAUUAAGUGAGUUUAAUGUAUUUAUUAAUACAUUUAUUAACAGGACAGUUCAAGCAUAAAACAAAUCUAAAAAACAUAUAUUCAAAUGUAGCAACUGUCUAUGUAUGUACGAGCAUAUCUCUACUUGUAAUGUAUUGUGAAUCUGUAAGGGUAUGCAGCUGUCUAAAUGUGUGUUGGGUUAAAGAUAAUAUUAGUUGUGGUUAGGGUAAAGGGGGGUUAAGAUUAUAAAGGGGUGAAUAACAGAGUUAGAUUACCUAGGAUGUGUUCAGUGGUUAGUUGUAACAGAAUUAAAAGCUUGAGUGGGGUUAUAUAUGUCUCAUAUGGGAUAUUUAUAAUUAGGGUUAGAGUGGGGUUACAUUUUAUACUAUGGUGCAUGGUGUGUUUCAUUUUUAAAAAGAUUAAGGUAAAACAAUUUGUUUCAGGUUUAACCCCUUAAGGACACAUGACAUGUGUGACAUGUCAUGAUUCCCUUUUAUUCCAGAAGUUUGGUCCUUAAGGGGUUAAGCUUUGAGUUCUUAAAUUUGAAAAGAGUUUGUUUAGGUUAUAUAAAGGGGUAAAUUUGGGGCAUGUGAUGUUUGAAGGGUUAUAUGCAGAGAACUCUCUAAUAAUUUAUAUCAGCAUUGCAGAGGCACAAGCGGCCAGUAUAGGUAUUUUCCCACUUCCCUCAUAUAGGUAUAGUACCAAAUUAGUUUAGUUUACCUAGAUCGUUGGUUUGCAGCUGUCAGAGUGUUAGGCCAGACUGUGAGCUCCAAUCUGUAGCGUGUAUACUACCCUGUUGCUACUUUUGCUAAUUAAUAAAUUGAAACUUUCCUUCACUUGAUUACUGCUCUGUUUCUGUUUCUCUGUUUCAAUAUUAAGAAGAUUUUUAAUUUUUUUUGCUUGUAUAUAUUUAUUUAGUUUUUAUUUAUAGUAAUAAAAGUUAAGUUUUACUUGGUAAUGUAUUUAGCAAAUAUUUAGGUCCUAGUAGUCUUUCUGAGGUGGAUAAUCUUUAAGAAUAUAUUCCUUUUCCACACCCCUCAUUGUUCUUUUCUUUUAGUUUGUUCAAGUUAAUGUUUUAAAAUACCAUAACAGUAAACUUAUUUAAAUUGUUUCUGAUCAGGCUUUGACGAAUUUAGCGCAGUUGAUUUCAGCGGCACAUUCUAUGUGAACACUGAUCGAGAUGACGAUUAUGCAGGAUUCGUUUUUGGCUAUCAGUCAAGCAGCAGAUUUUAUGUACUGAUGUGGAAACAGACCACCCAGACAUAUUGGGAAGAUAAACCUUCUAGAGCUUAUGGAUAUUCUGGUGUGUCUCUAAAAGUUGUCAACUCCACAACGGGUACUGGGGAGCACUUGAGAAAUGCCCUUUGGCACACUGGAAAUACACCAGGAGAGGUAUAAUUUAAAUUAAAUCAAUCAAUCUUAACUGUUAUGAUGAUAUUUAGUUUAAUUUAUAGUAAUUACAUUCUAGCUAUAACUAUAUAUUUCCUUUUGUCAUUGUAGGUAAGAACUUUAUGGCAUGAUCCCAAGAAUGUUGGAUGGAAAGAUUAUACUGCUUACAGGUGGCAUCUGACACACAGGCCUAAGACUGGCUUUAUUAGGUAUGUCAUUAGCUGUAUAUGCUAGUUUCUAUAAAUAAAUAUAUAAGUAUAUGUUUGUUCAACACUUUUCCCCCCAGAAUGCAUCUUUCCAUCACCCUUCCUCCCAAAAAAUGUGUCUUCUAUUUUUCUCCCCUUUAUCCAUCCUCCCUUAUCAUCAUGAAAGCAGUAUUAAAGAGUACUAAGAAAGAGUAAUCAAGACAGAUGUUUCAUUUAUAUAUAUAUAUAUAUAUAUAUAUAUAUAUAUAUAUAUAUAUACAUACAUACAUAGAGUGGAGACUGUAGCCAUAUCAGUCAAGUAAUGCAGAUGUAAAGUAACCGAUGAAAUUAGUAUCAUGUAAUACCUUUUUAAUUAGACUAACACAAUUUUGGAAUGACAACUUUCAGGAGAAUCUCCCUUUCUCAAGUGUAAAGCAUUUCUGAUCAAAAAACAACACAUGGAAUUCAAAGUUGAGUUGUUAUACUGGGGUUAUAGCAACAUGAGUGCAGAUAAGGCACAGGACAGAAAAUAAAACCAUGCAAACAAUGCAGAAGAUGGUGCUAGAAGGCGAAGGAGUAUAAAUGCACAAAUACAUAAAUACAUACACAUACAUAUAAAUACACUCAAAUGCACAAAUAUAUGUGCAUGCACACCUAUAUAUACAUUCACACACAGGCACCAAUACAAAUCCCUACAUAUGUACAUAUACAUAGACCCAUAUAUAUGCAUUUUUACACAUAUUCACAUAGAUAUAUACACACACACACACACACACACACACAUAUAUAUAUAUAUAUAUAUACAAAGUACUAUGCAAUCCUUAUCAUAUUUAAUUCUAACAGUGCCCCCUAUGUAUGCCUUGAAACAUUUUUUUAAUGAAAUUAGCACAGAAAAGUAAAUAUAUUUCAGAAAGUGAGCAAGGCCCACUUCUCUCUGUCAUGGUAGUGCAAAGUAUCUUCAUUUGUUAUUUACAAUAUCACAUUACUGCUUGGCCUAAUAUCUAAUAUCAUCUGGUAGCAACUUAAGCCUGUUUGACAUACUGUAGUUUUUAAAGUCAUGUAUAUUUUUCUGUAAUAAUUCCUGUUUUGUCUUACAGGGUAGUUGUGUAUGAAGGAAAACAAAUUAUGGCAGAUUCUGGCCCACUCUACGACAAAACAUAUGCGGGUGGACGACUAGGACUCUUUGUAUUCUCUCAAGAGAUGGUUUUCUUCUCUGAUCUUAAGUAUGAAUGUAAAGGUCAGUAUAGUCAGUAUAUAUAUAUAUAUAUGAAUAAUGAAGGCCCACACAGGCCCUAAUUUGUCAAAGUAAAAAUUAAGUAAAUCUCGUUCAAAUUGUUAAAUAUAGAGUAAUGCUGUAAACUGAUUACUGUACAUUUAAAAUUUUACCAUUUUAUUUUCAUUAAUUUAUUAAAGCGGCACUGUUACUUCAGCAAAAUGAGUUUUUCAUAAUACUCAUACUAACUGUGUUGAAAUUUCACUGAAAUUCCAACACAAUCAAAAGAUAUACUGAGACAAAAUAGGGACUACUUUGUCUUAGUAGCUUUUCUACACCUGACACUUCUAGACACUGGGAGGAACUACCGUCGUCUAGAAGUGUCGAGCCCCCAACCGUCACCAGUGACAGCUGCAGGAAUUGUUUCAGUUUAUCGAGGAUGCACCAGGAGCAGAAGAGGACCGGUUGGAUGAUAAUGGUGGCACUCUUGAGGGAUAGGUUUAGGUUAGUUGGACUAUUCUUUGCAUGCUGCCCUCGUCCUCCCCUCCUCCCCUGCCACCGGACUCCCAGCAACAAUGUCACCAUCAGGGGUCUUUGCAACUUAUGUGCCACUUUAAAUACAGAGUAUUUUCACAUUUUCUGGUAGAAAUUAAACCAUAGUAAGUUUAUUAUCUGAACAAUUGUGCAAUAAUGUAAAAGGGAAACAAUAGUCUACCUAAAUUCCUGUUUAAUUCAUUAUGGAGUUAAUUAGUAUAAAAUACUUUGUAAAUAGAAAAUACCUUUUGGGGAGUGUGAGUGCCGAGUCCAUGCUGGAUUUAUAUACUGUAUAUACAUACACAAAGUAAGCAGAUAAAAGUACAAAUUUAUAUUUGUCAUGGAAAGAGUUCUGGCUAAAGUGUUACACUUGUUUCUCAUCAUAUUGGUGGACGCAUGCCUGCUUUCUAAACACAUUCAUUAAUAAUUCCAUAUGUUUGUACUGUGCAUUACGUCAUCUUUCCGUCUGCAUCCAACAGAAUAAUAUAACUGUCUAAAGUCUCUGUGGGAUUUUGACACUAAACAUCUGCAGAAAUUCUGUUAUCCCAAUCAACAUUAAUGGUAAAUUACUGCAUCUCUGUACAUUAAUGAGUCUUCACACAGACACUGUUUAACACAUCAUUUUUAAAAAAAUUAUAAAGCAAUGAUGACAGUUUUCAAUUUAAAUGAAAGGGUUCAUUUCCAGAUGUUUAAAUAGCCCAAGGAUACUAAAUUUAAGAGCAAUGUGAAGUUGCCAUUAUUUUAUUUCUACGUGUGGCCUUAUCUGGUGACAAAACAUAGUUUAAAUCCUAGCCUCAUUCUGACUGUAUGAAAAUCAAUCAACCAGUCAGGGUACAGACUUGAUUUGACAUUUAUAUAUAUAUAUAUAUAUAUAUAUAUAUAUAUAUAAAUAUGUAUGUGUGUGUGUAAAGGUAGCAUGCCCCAGCUACGUCCUGACGUUCAGACGACAAGUGGAACCUGGUUGCUUGUUUACAUAGAAACCUAGAAUGUGACAUCAGAUAAGAACCGUUUGGCCCAUCUAGUCUGCCCAAUUUUCUAAAUACUUUCAUUAGUCUCUGGCCUUAUCUUAAGUCUAGGAUAGCCUUAAACGCCCUCGCAUUAAUCUCUACCACUUCAACUGGAAGGCUAUUCCAUGCAUCUACUACCCUCUCUGUAAAGUAAUACUUCCGGAAACAAUUUUUAACCCUUUGCCCCUCUAAUUUAAGACGGUGUUCUCUUGUUGUGGUAGUUUUUCUUCUUUUAAAUAUAUUCUCCUAUAUUGUGUUGAUUCUCUUUAUGUAUUUAAGUACGUAAUAGGAAGCCUGGCUCGUGGUCAACCUCCUCUAGUUCACUUCUCUUUGACAUUACAUGUGGCCAUGCUACAUAUUCACUUUGGUUCAAUACAUUCAGCCUACGUUCUGAUGCGCUACAUAUUCCCUUUGGUUUAGUACAUUCGGCCUAUGUUCGGUUGUGCUUCAUAACUUUGGUUUAGUACUUAUGGCAUACGUCCUCCUUGCUACACAUUCACUUUGGCUUCAGUACAUUCAGCUUACAUUCAGUUAUGUAACACAUUAAUUUUUGUUCAGUACUUUUGGCCUACUUUUGACCUCUUUAGAUUCACUUUGGUUUCAGUACAUUCGACCUACAUUCAGCUAUUCUGCAUUUUCAGUUUGGUUCCGUACAUUAGGCAUAAUUUCGUUAAUGCUACAUGUUUUCUUUGGUUUCAGUAUUCAUCUAUGUCACAUGUCACCUAUGUCACCUAUAUUUGACCUUGCUUCAUAUUCCCAUUACAAUUUUUAAUUAGUUUCAUUCCAUUUGGCCUACUUUCAGAAACGCUAUUGGUUCAGUACAUUUGGCCUACAUUCGGACACGCAACAUUUUCAAUUUAGUUCAGUACAUUUGGGCUACAUUUGACUGCAUUUUUAUUACUUUAAUGUUAAUGUCUUGUUUGGCCUACCUGUCAUUAGACAUUUAUAUAUCAAUUGUUAAUCAUCGGUUAAUUACCAGACAGUUUUUCCAAUUAUUAUUACUGUGCUGCAUCCCUAACUGUAAUUUAUACUGAGCGUGUUUUUAUGAAUCUACCUAUUGUUUGUAAUUGUUGCUGACUUUUCAAGUUUUAUAUUGAAAGACAUGAGGUUGCCCUCAUCAAACUAUUCUUCAUGAUGAGGUUCCUUUUUUACAAAGGUCACAUGCUCACCAAUUUAGUAUUUGGUUACCCAGCUCCCUCUAUCACAUAGGACACAUGCUCAUCACGCUUGUUUACAUUACUGGUCAUCCUCUUUUUCAAAGGUCAUGCACUUAUUAGUUUUUGGUAUUUGAUUACUGAGCUCUCUAUCACAGAGCACAAGCUUAUCAAAUGUCAAAUGCUUCACCCCUAAGUAUAUCUGUUAAACCAGCCUAUACUUACUUUAUCGGCAGGACUCUGUGUCCUUAUGGUGGAGGACCCCCUCUCCUCUUCACUUCCGAGGCCCACCACAUUUGUAUAACAUUGUUAUAUCUUUCGAUACAGUAGGUAUCGAUUCCCAUCUUGGAGUGGGUUUUUUAAUUUGGCUACCAUGUACUGUUUAGGCUGUAAUCCCUUCCACUCCAAAUUCUUGUUAUCCUUAUGGAGGUCUGAUAGUUGUUUUUAUCUGUUUAUAUUGCACAUAGAUUCGGGUUGUUACGUGGUUUCCACCCGUUUUUUUUUACUUUAUACAUCUAUUAAAAGUUAAGUUUUAUAAGCUCACAAUUUUGGGGUGGAUUUCCACCGUUUAAAACUUUCGUUCUCUUUCUUCUCCAUCCCUAGGAUAUUUUAUUAUACUCCUAUUUCCCCUGAUUUUUGGUCUAGUGUUGUUAAUUUUUAGUGAAUUUAUUUCACUAGGGGUUACUCCCCACUCAGGAGACAGUUAUCUUAGACUUUCUCUUUCUUUAAUGGUAUUUGUUACAAAGCUUCCUCUUUUGCAUAGGUCUUACUCCUCAUAUUGGUAUUUAUUACUAAGCAUUCUCUUUUUCAGGGGUAACAGCUCUUUAUAUAUAUAUAUUUGUUACUGAGCUUUCUCUUUUGCAGAGGUCAUGCGCUCAUUAAAUUGGUAUUGGGUUACUGAGCUUCCUCUUCGCAGAGGACAUGCGCUCGUUAAAUUGAGAUUUGUUACGGAGUUUCCUCUUUUGCAGAGGUUACAUGCUCAUUCCUUUUUCACAAACUAGUACUUGGUACUGAGCUUCCUCUUUCAUAGAGUUCACACAGUCAUGACAUUGUUUUGUGACUGACCUUCCUCUAUGGCAAAGGACAUGUGCUCAUCAAAUUGGUAUUUGUUACUGAGCAUCCUCUAUCACAAUUGAGCUUCCUCAUUCACAGUCACAAGCUCAUCAAAUUGGUGUUUGGUUAUUUGGCUUCCUCUUUUAAAGAGGAUACAUACUCAUCAAAUUGGUAUUUAAUAUACUGAUUCAAUGUAAAUGUAAAGGCAGUAUGCCUGGAACUGUAGGAGGGGUUUUGCCCGACCUAAAUCUACCUCUCUCCCAGCUACCUCUUGACGUACUUUCGACGAGUGGAAGCCUACCAACAUCUGCCUAUACUACUCUUUCAGUAGGUCAGUCCCCUUUUUCACACCUACCUGUUCGAGGGUUUCUCCACACCAUAACCGAUUUGCUCUUACUGGUAUAGCCCAAACCUGAUUGAAUACCUCCAGCCUUUCUCCCCAACCACAAUUGUAUAUAUAUUUCAUUUCUCUUAGCGCUGCUUUUUGUCGAUCCAUGGAGAUAAUUCAUUUUUGCAAAUUCUGCACCUAAAAACAAAUCUAAAACCUGUAAAUUAUGCCCAUUUUACAACACUGCAGAACAUGUAGACAAUAGUUAUUAGAUUACCAUUAUUAUUAACAUUAGAAUGAUGUAGCAUCCUAAACUAUUUUCAUAGCCUUGCAACAAUAUCAAAAUGUUUAGAAACUCAACUGCAUGCUUCUUGUUAAUAUACUUUUAUUUUAUGUAUUUAUUUUCAGAUUUCUAAGACCAAUAUUAUAUAGAAGAUAUUGUACCAUACAUCCUCUGCGCCCAAGACACCUUGGCACUCUCUGGAUACACCAAAAGUAAUUUAAUUUACCUCUUGGCAACAGGGAGGGUUGUGCCUCGUACCAUCUGAGAAGAAAAUAGAAGGUGGCUGAAUUGUAGACACCAAAGAAAAGGGGAAAAAAGACAUCUUAAAUUGUUAAAUUAAUAAUAUAGAGAUGGCUGAUUUUUAAAGCAUUCUCUGUGAUACAGUACUAAGUAAUACCAAAUAAUCUAAUAAUAUGAGAUGCAGAAAUAGUAUAUCAUUCCUGGACAUGUUUUUGUACAUGAACAAGUGUUGGUGUAUUCUUACAGUGUCUUCCUCUAACUAACAACCUCAUUUUUAUAUAAUUUUCUACAUACACAUUGUCAAAUAUUUUAACAGAGGUUUGCAGGAUCUAUUUUAAAAAUAUAUUGUCCAUUUUACUUUUCCCUUGGUUUAAAAUUGUCAGUCCACAAUUAUUUAUAUAAUGGUGACUAAGAAAUUUUCUGACAACGUUUUAUUUGUUUACUAAAGUUUAAUCCUUUCACAUGUCAUAAAGCAAAAUGAAGGGGGAAAAAGUGUAUUGAGUGUUUGAAAUUGUGUUUUUGACAGUGGCAGUCAUGUCUACUUAAGGAAAUCAUAAUUUGUAUGAACACAACAAAACCAUUACAGCAAAAUUCCAUAUUUUAUGGAGGAUUCUGUGAAUGGGUUUUUAUUAAUUAUUUGACUCCAGGUGUACAACAUAAAGAUGUGUUAAAAGGAAUGUCCUGUUUGACAUGAAUGAAGAUAUAACAGUAGGUGCUUAGUAUUUAAAUUUGCAGGAUAUGUGCCCAUCCAUUUUGUGCCUUAAAUAAAAGCUCUUUGCUUUCUAUAGUUUAGUCUUUUCGCUUCUAGUUUGCAGGUGGUUGUUGGCAGAAAAUGUUAGAAAAAAGAAACUACCAAAGGAUAGGGAAAACCUGUCCUAAAAGUUUGAAAGGGGGUACAGAGGUACGAUAGGGCAUAACCCUUAACAUCGAAUAAUGAAAAAGAACUGAUGAGGAUGUUAGCUCCAACCUAGGAAGACCAACCAGCCCCACAGGAAUUACCUCUUAUGUAAAGAUCAAAAUGGGGUAAUAAACUUUAUUAAGAGAAAGUACAUACAAGACAGAAAUAAUGUUUGUGCAACUAAAAUUUGAUCAGACUAAAUGUGUAUAAAAUGAUAGUUAAAAGACCGCUAGUUGGCAGAAAAUGCUUUAUAAUCAACUUUACACACAGGACUAACUAGAAUGCAAGGUUGUAAGUUUUCAAAGAUUCUUCUCUGACUUCACCAUCGAGGUAUCACAAUUAGUUCAUUUGAUCAUUAAUGUUUAGUAUGUAUCAACCUUCAUUUGAAGUGAUCAUCUGUCUUUGCACUGUUUGUGAAGUCUGGCAAGUGACUUUGAACGCCAAUGCACUACACUGACUCGAGUGCCUUAAUAAGUGCAUCAAAGCUUAUACAUUUGUGGUAUAUACAGAAUGCAAUUUCUGGUUAGUGGUUAAAAGUAUGAAGUUUUAGAAAUGGUCGAUGGUAAAAAAAAAAAACAACGAUUUACGCCAUUUCAUGGCACAAAGGAUGUACCAUAUACGCUGGUAAUUGUACAGUAGGUUUUUGUGUUUGUUAUAUAGAAGUGAGGAAAAUAAAGAAAUUGUGUGUGGAUGAACAUGAAUAUGCACCUGUAUAUAUGUAUGGCUGUAAAGCUGAAACACUUUCCCCAAAUUAAGAUAGCAUUCCAUGUUGAUAUAAAGAAUGACUAUAAAAUUUGUUUAUUUCAAAAUAGAUAUAAAGAAAAAUAUAAUACAUUUGAAAAAUGCCACCUAAUCACAUACAACAUAAAAACCACUCAGAUACAUGACUUAUGCUCUACCUCGCAGUCAAAAUUCAUAUUUAAAACACUGAAUUACCCUAUUACAUAAAUGUCUAUAUUCAAUAGAUAUAUAGCCUGCCCCAUAAAUACAAUGUUUCUCAUAUACAUUGAUGUAAUUCAUUUAUUUGCCAACCUUUCAAUGAAAACAUAUACUGUAUAAGGCUACUUAGUCUCUUAAUUUUCACUUUGAGAGAAUUCAACAAAACUGGGCUCUGAUUUUUCUGAUCAGAGUAAUGCUUUAUUCAAUAAGCACAGUAAUCUCUUAUUCUGCUAAGAGAAUCCAGACCUGGAUGUCUAUAUUACCGCCACAACAGCAAAUCUAGAAGAACAAAUUUAAAGCUGCAUGUAUGUAGAAGAAGAAAAAUGUCACAAAUAAAUAUUACUUAAAGAGAACACAGUCCAUGCCAUGUAACUACUACAUUGUGCUGUAGUGGUUAUAUUGCCAGGAGUGUCCUGGCGCACUCCAUGUUAGUAGUCAAACUGUUUGGCAAUGGCAUGACUAAUGGUUUGGAAGCUGCCACUCCCUGGCUCUCAGUCACCAGAUGUAAGGUGCAGUGCCAGCUAAUUGGCUGAUACCAUCAGCUGACUGCUCUCAGCCAAAGAAGUAAGCUUUGUACCACUGUGCUUAGCUCAGUGAAGAAAGUUCUCGGAGGACUUAAAGAGGAAGUCAAACCAUUACGAAACUGUUUGAUUUCUUACAAUUGGAGGGUGCCAAGGUACUUCUGACACUAUAACCACUACAGCUCGCUAUAGCAGUUAUGGUUAUGGUGCUUGGACUACUCCUUUAAUAUACUUACUUAAUAAUUCACUUCUAACAAUAGGCUAACAUUAUCUAACUUUCAUUUCUAUAAAACCCGUAACCUAUUAAGCUACACUUACAAUUUCAUCUGCUCCAGAUUGGUUUUCACCCUACCAGGGCUCAUUUCUGCACCACUGCAAAGCGACUUUCAAAUACUUCACAGCAAUUUUUACACAUAACAUUUAAUAGCAUAGUUUUUACAUCUAGGAGAGGGAUAGGUUGAGUGCGUGGUCUGAACACACAAGUAUAAUACAGAUAUUCUUUGUAGACUGCAACAGAAGCUUCCAGUGUCCUGUGAACUACCGGCAUUUGUUGGCAGUUGCGUUCCUAGAAAUGCCAUAUAGUUUCUUAUAAAUACAAAUAAGGCUAUAUUACAUCAUUGUAUUGUCUAUAUUUGUCACACCUAUAGUAUACAACAAAAAUAGUAAAUCUGCCUCUAUGCUAAUAGUGUAAUAUAAAGAAAAGAACUUGUGAUAUAACCUUGUAAAGUCUCCCCAAUAGUUCAAUAAUGAAUCAAUAAUAAUAUUAAAAAAUAUAUAGAAUAUUGAAAUUUUGUGAAAAUGCAUAAUUCUAAGUUUACCUCAAAACAUGAAACACAAUUAAAUUGUGUAUAAGUAAAAACUCUGUAUGAAAAGACAGUUUAUACUCAUUUUAAUACAAAUAACCGGGUAGUGAAGAAAUUAAGUAACUCAUAAUUCCUAGUGCCCUACAAAACUAUUUAGUUAUUCCUUUCAUAGCCAGAUAUUGCAGCGGAAGAAAUUGAUAUAUUUUCCAUUGAAUUUGAUCCAAUUCAUAUAUUUCCAUUACCUUUCACCACUAAAAAAAAAUAUAUCAUAAUUUUGCACUUUGCUUAUAAAUAAACAAUAGUUAUGUUUGCUGUAACCCAACAUGCUUUUUUCUUUUCCUUUGUACUCGGGAAGGUGUACGCACUCCAGAUGCUGUGGACUACAUAUCCCAUAAUGCUCUCACAGCCUUAAUGCUGGUAUUUAACAUCAGGAUAGAUGUUGUCCACGAUAUCUGGAGUGCCCAAGGUUACCUACCACCUGGUGUAGGUGAGGGCAUCCCCGAACGCUCUCAGUUUAGGAAGGAACAAAAUGUAAAUCAUACCUGGUAAAUUGUACACAGUAUUAUGUGUAAUGAUUUUAAGUUAAAUUAUUCAAUAUGGUAAGUUAUUUCACUUAAUAUACUUAGCAUUGCAGGGUAUGGGAAAAAGUAAGGAAAUGGCACUUUAUAAAUUUAUAAUGUACAUAUUUUUAUCUAUGAACAGCAGAGGAUCCUAGUUAAUAUAGGAAGUACAUUAUGUAUUCUUUUUGUAUAAAAUACAAGCUGGAGAGUGGUGAUGCAAUUAUUUUUUCUCUCCAAGAAAACAUAUUUUUUAAUAUAAUAACAAAAAAAAUAAUAAGUGCUGCAUUAGUGGCUGUAUGGUUUGAAGAAAUCUACUAAACAACACAAAUUAAUUUUGUACAUUGAAUAACCUAAAUGAGUUUACUUUAUUAUUAUUCUCUAAAGACAGAAAUUUGAUUAAUUGAAUACAAAAACCAAAAGUAGGCCAAAUUAGUAUUGCUGGACUAAUUGCCACUUAGUUUAUCUUUCAGCUCAUCCCAAUUCAAUCUUUAAGAAUGAAUCCCUUUUAAUUUACAUUACAACUACAUACUAAAUUUAUUGUGAAAAUGUUUGACUGGAGAAAAAGAAGUAUAAGACGCUCUUGCAAAAAUUCAAUCCAUUCAAAAAUGAUUGACCUUCAUCUGCUGAUGUAAGUUUGGUACAUUGACUGCCAUUCUGUAUUUUGUAUUGCUUGAUCAUAGCCAUUUUGUAGUUAUAUAAUAAAGAUGUAAAUAGGACUUUUCAUUGCUGGUGGAAUACAGGAGAUUGUUUUAGACAGAAAUAAAUAAUUCAAUUGCAACAAUCUACCAUUUUGUUUCUAGAUUUUUUUUUUUGAGUUUUUGUUCUCAGUUGCUAAGUUUCUUUAAUGUACAGAUAUGACUUAAGAAGGGAAUUAUUUUAUAUUUGAUCACUAGCCCAAAAUAAUUCUAAUUUCAAGUGUUUUAGUUAUUUUUCAUUUAAAUGCUUUCUAUGAUAAAUGAAACUGCUGUGUUCUUUUUUGCACAUUCAUAUAAUUGUCUUGUUAAACAAAAUGCAUUUUUUUUGUUUUUAAUAAUUUGUUUGCAGUGUCUUUCCAUACAGCGUACUCCAUUACUUCAUUAAAUGUAUGCAAUGUAAUUGAUGCGUAGUCUAUUUGUGAAUUUGUUCCACAAAAUUAAAAGUGGGACAGAAGUUGUUAAUAUUACCAGACUGUACUAUAAUAUUUUCCAAUGUAAAUUAUUUAUUAUGUUUUUUUUUUACACUAAUUUUAAUUUUGUUGAAGUAAAAAAAAAAAAAGUCUAAAUUUUGUUGCCAAAGACUGUAAAUAAUUUAUUUAUUUGUUUAUGUGGACGGAAUUUUAUAAUGGAAAGUCCUAUAUUUAGCCACCUACUACCUUUAAUGCUUUUUAUUAAAGUUUCAUAUUAGGAAAUAAAUUAAAUGUAUAAGAAUUUAACAACAAAAAUUCUCUUUACUUUUUGUUUUGGCACUAAAAUGAUUUCUCCUCUGUGCCCAUAUUUAAAUAAUUAAUUAUUUAAAAAUUGUACUUCUGCUCCCAUCAGAAGAAACUGCAAAACAUGGAUUUAAACAUAUAUGACCAGAUUAAAGACCACUCCCUUCUCAAUAAAACAAAACAAUAGACUUGGAGAUUUGUUCCAUUCCCAACUGCAGUUUAUAACAUUUUUGGCUGAUCGGGUGAUUAGUAGAAUUCCUGAACUCCGAUCUGUAAUGUAGCCAUAUCACGAACCAAACAAUAUUGGUUGUUGUUUUGGUCACCUAAUAGCUGAGCACGUUAAUUUUGAGCCGUGAUUCUGACUUCCAUGAUGCCAAGGAGAUGAUUGAUGGGAAAAAAGAUGAUUGAUGGGCAUGGGACAGUCACCUAAAGUUGAUUAUAUUUACAGAUCACAUAUGAAGUGACCAAUAAAGGGAAAACAAGAGGAGCAGUAUUUAAAUAUAUUUAAUAAAUAUAUAAUAUAUACAUUUAAAUGUUUGUUGCUCCUGCUGUUUUUCCUCUAUCAGUUACUUUUUUUUCUCUUGAUCCGUGAAGCAAAUGGCAGAAAAACACGCCCUACAUAAAUAAAUAUUAUGUAUAUAUUUUGCAGUUUACUAAUUGGCCCAUUUUUGCUUCCUUUUGGUUUGUCUGAUUUGUUUCCCAAAUCAGUUUUUCAUUACCGUAAUGCUGCCAAGCCAAACCGUGUGGCUAAAAUUUGGCCGUCCUUUUUUUAAAUGGCUUGGCCGAAACAAAUUUUCUCACCCUGUACAAAUUUAAAAAAUAAAGUAUUCUUGUUUAAUACUUAUGUGAAACUCCCAUGAAUGAGAUUUUUUUUUUGUCAAACCAUAAAAUUACUUUUUGUUUGAAAUAUACUUUUGCUUUAAAACCAGAUGAUCAAGUAGUUAUUCACAAGCAUAAUAAAUAAGAAAGCAUAAUAAAUAACUGAAAACUGAUGCAUAUACUUUAAGUGUUUGCAUUAUAUUAAAGUACAAAUGUGAU